Molecule: messenger RNA, 92631 nt
Organism: Podarcis lilfordi (Lilford's wall lizard)
Lineage: Eukaryota; Metazoa; Chordata; Lepidosauria; Squamata; Lacertidae
Source: the annotation of a GenBank genome assembly
AUGAAGAGAAGUUUACAAGUCCUCUAUCGCCAACUGCUUAGUAAGUAGACAGUCAUCUGAAUACUUUGAUAUUCUCUCUCUAUUUUAGGUGUACUUACUUUGGAUAUGAGUAAUACUACUCUUGCCACCCCCCCUUCUCCCCCCUCUUAAUGUUCAUCAAAAUUUAUUGUAUUUUUCCUUCCAUUGUUCAUCUCACACAACCCACCUUAUCCCUUUCUUCCCCUUUCUUGGGCUCGGGGUUAAGCUGUUAAAUUGUGUUCUUUUAAGGGCAAGCUAGUGGUGAUAGCAAAUGGAUGCCCCCAUGUGUCUUAGAGUUGGAUAUCUGCCAAUUUCUCUUAUAGCAGUUGUCUGAACUACUAGGGACAACCUAGCCAUGUUGCUAAAUGCCUGGAUGCUGCCAAAUGCAUGAAUGCCUCUGAUCAAACUGCUUAGAGGUUUUGAUGAUUAAGGGGUAUAUAUAAAAUAAAUAAAACUGCGGCUGCAAAUCGUAAUUCCCAGCUCCUCCAUAGUGUUUAGAACGUAACUGUGUGCUGAUGUUUUCUCCCCCCCUCGUUCUCAGUGAUAAAAAGGGGAGGCAGCAUAAUGCCAGGCAUAGGUGUCCGGUCCCAGCAAGGGUUGAGGUUGAGGUGGUGAGUGGUCUUUGGCACAGGCACUUACAAACAAGGUGCCAUCAGGAAAGGUGGAGUCACAUCCAGUUCCUGGGCAGAGGAGUGUCUAAGAUUCUGACUAGAGCAUUUCCUUCUGUGCUGUAUAGAACUGUUGAUUCAGCAGAAUGGUGGCGCAGUCAUUGGUUCCUGCAGCAUGGAAGUGAUGGGGCAUUAUUAAGAGCAUUGUCUUGAGUCUGAGGAAGAUGGCAGUACAUAAUACAUUCUCCAGUUUGGGUCUGAGAGCUGAGAACAGCAACUUCCCCAAAAGUUGUCUCCACCUCCCAUGAGUUUUCCUCCAAGGAAGAUGGGAAUGGGGCCUGAAAACACAAUAGGAUGCAGGUAAAUUCUACCAGAUGUUAUGAUGGGGGAGAACAGAGCCAGAUGUGUAUUUCUUACUUUUUGUAGCAACUGUACAUCAGGUUACAUUUCUAAUUUUAUUUUAUUUUUUCAAAAAAAAAUUUUUUUUGGUUUUCACACUUAUCACGUAAAAAAGAUACAAGAGAAAAGAAAAUCAUUACAAUACACAAAAACAAAGAAAAACAGAAUUAUUACUUCCAAAUCCUAAUUUCAUUACAUUGAUAACUGACUUCCUCGAAUCCCCUCUAACUGAAUUUCAUUAUAUCACCUAUUUAGCAGUUCUCCAAAUUUGUAUUUCUAAUAAUAUUAACUUCUUUGACAUAUCUAAUUUUAAGGUGACUCUUUGUUCCAUGCAGGACUUGUUUUUGACCUUGAACUCUCAGAUAUAAUCUACUAGUUUUAUUGUUGUCAUAGUAGCUGUACUUUGCAUGUUUGCAAAUGAAGAGUUUGUUUAUCUUUAGAGCUGCUAAAUAAAGUAAAAUUAAAGGGGAUAAAUAUGUACUCAGUUCCUUUAGUUUAGUUUAGUAGGUUUUAUCUGUUGAUAAAUGUUUUAUAUCCAAACCUUGAUUCAUGUCAUCAAAUUACUUUCCGCAAGCUACAUGCCAUGCUAUCUAAUUCCAUUAAAAGUUAUUAGGUGUUUUAACUGCUAUGGUUAUUAGGAAUUCUUUUGUGUUCAUUUUUUACAUAGUGAUGGAAUGUUUCUAGUCAGCAGUAAUCUAUUUAGGGAUUAUGUAUUUAUGGAGCUAUGGUAUGGCAGAAAGUUAUUUUCACAUGUUCAUAAUUCACACAGUCUGAAUAGAUACAUAGGAUGUAUUCAUCUGUUUGCAAGUGAGGUUGAAAAUCAUUUCCGAAAAGAGGAUUUCAAGUUAGUUUAUGAGGGUCAUUCCCAACCCAUUUAUGAAAGUAGCACAGAUUAAGAUGUUUUUCUAUUUACUGUUAUAUUCAUCACCACAAGAUAAUUUAAUAGAGUUUGAGCUAAUGAAAAUAUUACAUCCCAAGCUAAUGCUAAUUCAAGCACUGGUGAGUACUUUCUAUAAUGCACCUAAAAUUUACUUCAUCUGCACAUAAGUGAUUAGUAUAUUAUUAUUAUUACUGAUGUAAUUCACUUCAUCUGAGCAUAGCAAGCUGCUUUAUUGGUUCACCUUGCACAGUAUUACCUGACUAGCAGAGGCUUCUUCCUUGACUUCAAAUAGGAGACAUUCCUGGAGGUGCCAGGAAUUGAAACUGGGACAGUCUGCUUCCAAAGCAGAUGCUCUGCCACUGAUCUUCAGCCUUUUCCCAACUGUACUUCAGAUACAUAGGCUACAAAUCUUAGUCUUUGCAUUCAUAAGCCAGAAUCUACUUCAGCUGGUGCAUGCAUGCAGCUGGCAGGUUAGGGCAGGGAUAGCAAUAUAGUGCUGCAAUUGUAGUGCCAUUUACCUGGGAGAAAGCCCCAAUGAAUUCAGUAGGUCUCACUCUGAGUAGACAUGGCAGGGGUUGCACUGGUAGGAGAUCGAAAAGCAGAGAUAAACAAUGGAUCACCCAGCAGCUCCUCAGUUCUGGCAGUCCCUUUCAGUUUUCUUUGCUUUUUGGUGGGUGAGCCUGCAAAACUGUCAACCAGGUAGAAGCAGGUUGUUGUCAUGUGAUGAUGCAUAUUGCACAUGAUGUGUAUUAUGCAGAUGUAAGUCACAGACUGAAACAUUCAUUGAUUUUUGCAUGGCUUUUGAGAACAAGCUUCUAGGUUUCAAAAAAGUAUUGGAAGCAGAAUAUAAAAGAUGUGUCAGCCCUUUCUGUCACUGUCCCUGAUUGCAAGAUUUGCUUUGGGCUUUUAUUGUAUAAGAUUUUCAAGAACAGAAAAGAGAUAAAAAACACAGAGAUCCUCUCAGGGAUUUCAGUGACAAAAAAAAAGUACUGAUGUGUUGUCAUAUAUACAGUGAAAGUGGCGCAACUUGUUAUUAAAAUACAACUUUUUCAAAAAUGUGAAUUUCAGCGCAGGUUGAGUGAAUGAACAAGCUAAUUUUUUUGUACUAUCUGUACAAUGGAGCAGAAUUGUUUCAUUCUAUCACUAAAGCUAGUUGGGGAGCGGGGAGAAGAAUCUGUGCAGUAUAUUUGUUUGGAGCUAUUGUAAAAGUGUUCUUUGUCCCUUACAGCAAAGAGAUGAUCUAUAUGUCUGUUUAAUUUCCAAUAAACUAGUUUGUUUAUGCCUGCUAGGCAGACUUUCUACUUUAAUGGGCUUGUUCCAAUUGCUUUUCACACACUCCAGUUACCAUUCAUAAAGAGUAAGAACAUAUUAGACAUGAAUAGGGUUAGAAGGUUUUUAUUCUGGAACUUUAAUCCUCAAGGAAGCUGGCUUAAUGUUGCUUUGUGAAACAUAGUGUCUCUCUCUCUCUCUCUCUGGUAGUAAAAAUGUUUACUGGGUUUUCUAAAACUGGUUACUAGUUCACAUAAAAUAACAGCUAUAAAGAUAUCACCCUAGCCCGUGAUCUUGGCCACAUUUAUAGGGAAGCCGAGGCCCAUUGGAUCAACAUGUAAUGUUAAAUGAUGCCAGAGUCCCAGUGAAAAUGCUGCUAUCAGAGUGGAGGAGAAAUUUCAGUGAGAAAUGUAGGCUUGAUCUUUCUGCUGAGUGAGAGCAAGUUUCAGGAUGGUGUCACAGCAUUAUUCCAUGAAAGAUUCUCAUAAAUUUACCACCUACCUACCUCGCCUCCUACUGAUCUGCAGGAAUACACAUGGGUUCAUGAGAGCAUUACAAUGGGCCACAACGGGACAUCUAUACAGUCUUCCUAUAACCCCAUCCAAUAUGGCUUUGCACCAGAUUCGCUCCAGGUCCAUGCCCCUAGCUUAAAAUUGGACCUAUUCACAGGGAUUUUGGCACUGGCCAAGUUGGGUAGAGACAUCCAUGGAUUGCUGUUGGUCAGGAUGCAUGGCCCAUAAGGACCCAAGGCUCUGGGGGUGGGGCAUCAGGCAGGAAGGAAAAGCAGGCAGUGUUUGGGAAAACCCCAUGUAGAGGCUCAGACCAACUUGACUGUGUCUUCCUGGGAGAAGGUAGAAGCCCACAACCACCUGGUACUCCCUCCUUCCUGGCACUCCAUCCGUGAACGGGUACCUCACACAGGAUUGAUGCCUGUGUGCACCAGCUGUGGAGCCAUCACACUUUCAGGUUGCUCCUUUGCAAGUGGCUUCCCUGCAGAGAAUCUGCUUGCAAAGGCACACCCUACAAUUGACCCCUCUGCUCUCGAUCAGGGGAAGGGAAGGAGACACAUGUCCCUCUACCAUUCCAUGUACAGUAACCAGCUGAACUGGCAACCAAAUUUUAAUUCAACGUUACUGAAAGGAGAGCAUCUUUCACUACAUAAAAGGCAAUGUCACAACAGAGAGGAAUGGUGGAGAGGGGCAUUCAGGAAGAACAGCUAGGAGUUGCAGCUGUUGCCCCCCAGCACCGGCCACAUGAGGCAGAUGCCUCAUUUUGCCUAAUGGUAGGGUUUCCCUGCAUCUAGUUGUCAGGAGCUCGUCCUAUACUCGAGUAGGACCCUGGCAGAGACACAUGCCCGACUGGCAUGUUCUCUCCCUCCUGGUCGUUCGUUCAGGAGCUUCAAAAGCUUUCUUCAGCCCGAACAUCACAGUGACUGAUGCCAACACACUUAGGGAUCUGGCACACUUAGGGAUCUGCAGAGUCUUCGCAGCUUGCAUAACAGACCUCAGCAACUCAGCAUUUUGGCUAAUCUACUUUAUUUGCAUAUAAACACACACAGAGCACUGCAACAUGACUCCCUCUCUCUCUAGCAUCAGACAGCAAAGAGAAAGAACAAAGGACAAUAGUCCCACUUCACGGAACACAGUAACGCAAACAUCUUGUCUCUGUCACUUCCCACUCUAGAAUGGGAAGAAUGGGGAGAAGGAAACCAAGAUUUCAAAAUAGGUACAUUGAUUAACAUAUUGAAACCACUACAAGGGCUUUUGUUGAUAAGUGUCAAUUAAAGUGAACAUAUGUCUACAGCUUUCCUUCAUUUGCCACCAAACACUUAUUAUGCUACAUUUGCUACUUUCAUUAAGUGGCUGGCUUUGUAAGGAGAGUUUAAAAAACAACACACCCCUAAUAUGGUGAUUAGGCCCUGCAGCUUGAACCAUAAUAAUUCAGUAUAGAUGUUUGUUGUGCUUUCUUUCUCCAUGGGUGGCUGAAACUGAAUGUAUAAUAGUGAAUAUUUUUUGGGGAGGGGACUUUAAGUGACUGUGAAAUUAAGCUCCCAUCCAGGUUCUUUGGAGUUAAGCAGGACUAAACAGUUGUGCAGUGUGAGGUGUUUGUGGGCAAAGCUUCGCAUAGUGAGUUGGAUCUACUCAGAAGUAAGCCCCACUAAGUUUCUGCUAGACUUGUUUUCAGAAAAAGUAUAUAGGAUUGCAGCUAGGAUAGCUGACUUAGUUCCUAUUGAAAUCAAUGGGAAAAGCUAGUCAUGACUUACAUUCCAUUAAUUUAAAUGAGAAUUAAGUUCAACUAAGUUAUGCACUUUCAUUAGUAUUAUUUAUUGAACUUAUAUCCUGCCUUUCCUACUAAAGGACCCCAAGAUGGCAAACACACCUUCAUCAAAUCUAAAAUCAAAUUUAAAAAUAUAAAAACAGUGAAAACAUUCACAAAACAGUUAUAGUUGAAAGCAUCUAAAACAGUUACAGUUAAAAUAUUCUUAAAACAGUGAAAUCAUUCUCUCAUCUCUGAAUCUAUAUGUUAGUUGCAUUAAGGAGGCAUCACACAGUUACUGAAGGGAGGAAUGGCCUCACUUAGAUGUCCACAUUGAUUGCAUGCAGGCUUCUUCACUGAGGAUGACUAUAGUAAUAUGUGAAUGACUGAAGGCAGUCCCACACAGCAUGUCCAACACCAGCAAUGGCACCAGUAAUCAUGUGAUUCCCCCUUCAUACUAAUAACCAAUCCAGUUCAAUGUCUCACUCCAAUCCAGUGUUUCACUGGCUUUAAAAAACAAAACAACAUAUCACUAAGGAGGCCAUGAUUGCACACAGGGGAAGGGGUUGCUUAAACCUUUCUCCUCUUGAAGUUUAACAAUUAAGCAUUACCUCUGUGAAAUUGCUCCCCCCCCCCACCCUGUGGGUCUUUAUUGUUAUGAGUUUGGGGUGUUAAGCUAUAUGCCAGACCCUUCUAAUCCCUGGAGCAAGUUGUAAAAGCUAAUCAAGUCUUCUUAUUCCUGGAAAUAGUCAAACUAGGUUCCUGGUGAUGUGAUGGGGGAUUAAGGGGCUCAGUGCAAGAGCCUCAACAGACAAAGCCAGCGUUUGGAGUACAGUUUUGCAGCCAUGGGACCUAGAUGUAAAGCAGUAAUCUGGGAGAAAACAGAGAGACAGAAUAAUAUUUUAUAUCUGUUUGAAUCCAAGGCUGUGGCUAUGGGAGAAACAAUACCCUUUGGGGUGUUAAUGCUGUUAACCUCUCCAUCAUAGGCUCAGGUUGUAUAUACAGUGGUACCUUGGUUUACAAACUUAAUCCAUUCUGGAAGCCCGUUCUUAAACCGAAACCGUUCUUAAACCGAGGCACGCUUUUCCUAAUGUGGUCUCCCUCUGCUGGUGCCCUUCCACUGUUCGGCUUCUGUUCUUAGACCAAGGUAAAGUUCACAAGCCAGGACACUACUUCCAGUUUUGUGGAGUUCCUAAACAGGGCUGUUCUUAAACUGUAUGUGUAAAUAAACCAUAUAUCAUAAAGACACCACAGUCUCCGCUGUGCCUCAUUCUCAAAGGAACCCAAACCCUGGGUAAGCACCUGGACCCCCUGGAAUCUUGCAUCACUCAAAGAUUGGGAUGGUGCGCAACAAUAUAUUUUCUUCUGUAGAGAAAAGCCACUAGGGAGGGAGCAAUUAUUAUUAGCCGUUACAUGGAUAAUGUAUUUCUAUAAUAUGAGCUGCUCACUGAAUUUAGUUUUUCUUGUAGGCCAAGCUGAAAGCUCCUUAGUUUUUCUAUAUUUAGAAUACACAAUCAGAGCAGUAAUAAAUGUAGACCAUUCGGCAACACAUUUAGGCUGCUGUUUGAUAUAUUUUUGGAGUUUUUGAUAUUCAAAAAGCAAAGGAUGUCACUUUCUGUUUGAGAGGAAAAUAUAACGCUAGGCAAAAAACAUCAUGAGUGGUGACAUCUUCACUAUUUAUUCUGUCUGCUUUACUUUAAAUUUGAAUCUGCCUCUGGGAGUGCUGAAUUCCACAUCCAAAGCUCCUUUGGAUCUAGCUAGCUUAGAAGGAAACAAUAAAGAAUGAGUUAUAUGACUUGGUGACAGUCCGCUCAUAGAAAACAGCAGGAUGUUCCUCUUCCUAUCUGGAAAAGUUGGUUGUUGAUGUUUUUCUCCCAAUCAGCAUUGCUUUCAUAUUCCUCUGUGCAUGAACCAGUUCCAUAGCAGAAAUCCAGUUGUGUUUUCAGAUUUCUUUGAUCAUGUCAAAUAGUGUUUUUAAGUAAUGCAGAAGGCUGCAUUCCUGCGCUUAGUGACACAUGCAUAAGCCUUGCUGAAGUCAGUGCGAUUUGCGCAUACAUAAUUGAUGGCAGAAUCUAACCGUUAGACUUCAGUGAAACUGGGCAUGCCUCCUCUUGUCAAAAGUAUACACUUCUUAAGACACCACUUCUUUGAAUUUCAAGCAGGCAUGUGUAAUGCAUAACAGUUUUCUAUUCCUCAAAGCCAAUGAGCAUAAUAUUUGGAGUUUGGAUAAUUGCACGUAUGACUGACUUCAAAGCUUGUUCUUUGUAACUAGGGAUGGGGAUAAAUUUUAUUUUGUUUGAAUUUUAAUGAGAAGCUACUUUAUCCACACAUUUUGAGCGCACAUGUGAACCAGUCACAGUUAUCUUUCUAAAUUUAUGCUUUCCCCAAAUUUGUGAUGCAGUUCUUCAGCCAAACAAUGUGUUGGCAUAUAUUAGGGGAUAGAGUGCAACCCUCGCCAUACAUUUUUUAAAACAGCAUGCCAAAAUGCAUGAUAUUUGCAUAAAUUGCUUGCAGAAAUGCGUAAAACUGCGUACAAAAAUGUGUAUAUUUGGAGAAAUUAUUAAUAAAAUGCUGAUGAAUUUUCAUGAGGACUUUUUUAGAAUGCAAAUAGCUGAAAAAAGUGUGGAGAACUGAAUUUAGGUUGGGAGAAAGGAGAAACUGAAUGAAACUGUAAUUGGAAUAUUCAUUCAUCCCCAUUUAACACACUGCAGUGUUUAUAACAGAUUUUCUGAGAAGAAAAAGGUGGCAGCACCAAGAGGGCUGAAAGACCCUAGAAGGAGACAAGGCCUUGAAAGAAUGUUCAAAGUGGAAACAUUUACAGGAAAUGCAAAAUGCCCAGUGCAUUUUAGUGUAUCACCUUCUGCAUGGACAAAGAAGACAGCACUUGUGAUGAUUCUGAAGGAUAUUGUCUCAAAUUUCUUUGUCUCUGGAGAAGGAGACAAUUCAUAUAUAUGAAUCAAGCAUGUUGCAUUUCCCAUAAAUGUUUCCAUUUUGGGUACCAUUUCUUCCCUUUCUUGGCAAAAGGUCCCCUCCCCCAUUAAUUUUAUUGCCAUAAAUACACACUUGAACUCUGUUUGUUCAAAUGUGUGGAUAUUAUCUGGUCAUUGUUUCCAAAUUGAGGAACAUGAGAGAUCUAUGCUGGUCAUAGUGUAGCUUCCACAUGUCUCCUCACGUGUUUGUUUUUUUGUUUUGCUCAGCAGCUAUUUCCCCAACCCUGCAUCGCACCCCCAGACUGUCAACAAGGAAAUACUUGUGUGCAUGCCCCGUAAGGGAAAAGUUAAUGGAGGGUAACUGAGAGUGUGAAACUAGCGAUUGAGAAGAAAGGGGCAACACACAACCAUGUGGUAACUUCCCAGCAAACACUACCCAGUGGGAAAUGUCAGUGUAUAAGUAUCAGAGACAAAAGAAAUGUAAAGUGCUUUUGUAUAGACAAACGUAUACAAAUGCAGACACAGAAAGGAAUGGAUCUGUGUGACCCACAUGCACACUAAUUCCACGAUAUUGACACAACUUCAGUCUGGCUGAUGCCUUUCUCUGUACCACAUGUGCUGUUGGUUGGUUUGGUUAUUAAAUUUAUAUCUCAAAGCUGCCCAGGGUGGCAAAAAAAAAAAAAAGAAGUGACAAUACAUCAAAAACAUUUUAAAAACACUUCCAAAGCAGAUGCAGACAGGGCAAAGAUGUUGUGCUAAUUCCAACUUUAAACUGGCGUUAUUGUAUCAUAUUCAUCCAGAAUGGGGUGUAACAUUAAGGGUAUCAUAUCCAUGUGUGUGCAAAAUGAGCAGGCGAAAGGUUGCAUAAAUACAUAUAGGCAGGCCUUUACAAUUUGUAUUUGUUUUGCUCUGCACAGCAGAGACUUCCCUAACUCUGUAUUGUACCCCAAACCAUCAAACCUGACUUACGGUGCAGCAAGCAGUGGCAAAACUCCUUUGCUGAAAUAGAAUUAAUGGUGGUGAAUUGCAUUCAAUGUCACUCUAAAACCACAGAUACAUUUGGGAAGUUUUGCAACCUAGCCAAAAAUGCACAGGCAUAGGCUAUUAAAAAGGGGCUGAGAGUAUAGAUUUGUAUACCAUGUUUUAAAACCGUGUCAUUAAGUUUAAUAUUAAAAGCUGAUUGACUCCUACAUGAUGGCAUUGGCUGGUCUUGUGAGCAGACAGGCAAAUCCCUGCAUUUGCCCACAGUUCUCAGCAUGAUAGUAUCUUGACAGAAGGCAUCUUCACUUUUAUGCUCAUUCUGACACGUUUAUAAAAAGAGCCAAAGGAAAGCUCUUUCAAGAUUAAUGAGAAAGGGUAGCUUUUUUUAAUGCAUAUCCUCCAUACACUUGCAAUUUGCCAAUGCAGAUUCCUUAUGCUGGGAACCAAAGCAGUACAAUGAGUUCAUCUUAUGCCAGACAUAUUAGUACAAGUUCAUCAUCUAAUAAAAGAUUUACAUAUGCAGUAGCCUAUUUUCAUACAUGGCACUAAAAGUGUCUUUCAGCCUCUCUCCCACUGCAUGUGUGAAUGCUGUCAGCUCAGAAUCAGAAGUGAAGGAGGGCUAUUUUAAAAAUGAAUGUAUAUUCCAGCCAAUGUGAUUACUGAAUAAUGUAUGUAGGAAAUGGGGGGAAAUGGAUUUAAGCAUCACUGUAAAUAUGCCAUUAGUCACUGACAUCUGUGGCACGUGGCUUUUAUUUAGAGUAUUUAUUUAGGGUGUUUGUGAACUGCCCUUUCUCUAAAGGAGCAAUGGAUGAUAUACAACAAGCACCAAAGCAAAAUAUAUCAAAUAUCUAUAAAUGCACAUCCAAGCUAAAAAAUUUAAUAAUAAAUCACUAAAACAUCAAGUCAUGCAUUGCUGCUAUGGAUUGAACCCCUCCUUAUCACAGUAUCAAACUGUAAAAUCCUGGGUAAAUAAAAAUAUAUUUGGUUGACGUCUAAAAAGCAGCAAUGUGAAAGACAGACACACCUCGGGGGGGGGGGGAAUAAUUCCAAAGCUGAGGCCCCACCACAUGGACCUUUCUGAACUUCCCAACUCCAUGAAUCCUGGCAGUGACCACAAGCAAAGCCCACCCACUUACCCGCCAAUCUUAAGAAUUGAAUUGGCUGGCACUGGAGUAUAUGCUCCUUCAGAUAUUUGGACCCUGACUCAUUUGGGGUUUAUAAACUAUUAAAGGUAAAGGUAAAGAGACCCCUGACCAUUAGGUCCAGUCAUGGCCUACUCUGGGGUUGCGACACUCAUCUCGCUUUAUUGGCUGAGGGAGCCCGCGUACAGCUUCUGGGUCAUGUGGCCAGCAUGACUAAGCCGCUUCUGGAAAACCAGAGCAGCGCACGGAAACGCCGUUUACCUUCCCGCCAGAGUGGUACCUAUUGAUCUACUUGCACUUUGACGUGCUUUCGAACUGCUAGGUUGGCAGGAGCAGGGACCGAGCAACUGGAGCUCAUCCCGUUGUGGAGAUUCGAACCGCCGACCUUCUGAUCGGCAAGUCCUAGGCUCUGUGGUUUAACCCACAGCGCCACCCGCGUCCCCCUAUAAACUAUUACCAACACCUUUAAUCGAGCCCAGUAGCACACAAAUAGCCAGCACCAAGCUUUUAUUGGGUAUAAGAAACGGUUCAUAGGAAGUGCCUCUUUUCUAUAGACAAAAUGUGAUAUACGCAGAGGAAUGAGAGCUACUUUCUAUGUAAUGGCUUGAUGGCAGUGAAAGUGCUCUUAUAAGUCUCUCCAUUAUCAGGAAGCAUAAUAGGAGGCAGAUUUCAAUGCAUAACUAAUCAGAGAUUGUGGCAAGCUUCUGUCGUCCUACAGUACCCAUAUAUGUUGUCACUGCAAAAUGUAGCCAUCCUGCAUUUCUUCACCCCCUUCAGCUCAUAUUCACCACUCCUUCCCACCAAAAACCUCAAUUAGUAUGGUGAUUCAGUCAAUCCACACGGAAUAAGUAAAUCUGCACAGGUUGCAUUGAUGUGCACAAUUUGCUAUUCCUCUAGAGUUCUAACUUUUCCAUGGUACCUAGCUGGAAGUUUCUCCAUACAGUUCUGAACACAUCUGGCCUUAAGCAUGCACUUCAAUUACAGGCAAAACUUUGUAGCAAUCUGCUGUGACAGUUCUUAAUAGAUAGCUCAAUAGACUUGAAUCUCACUGCCACUUUCAGCCUGGAGGUCUCCCAUGCUGCUAACAAGUGUUCAACUGCAUUUCUCAGCCUGGAAGAAUAUAGGACUAAACAGCAUGAUACCAGGAGUCCUUUGGAGCUAUGAAUCAUUGCAGAAGUGCUUGAGAGAAGUUGGAAAUUUGCACACUCCCAAAAGUCUUCAUGUCACAUCUUAUAUGUACUUUCAGAAAGAGUUCAUAGAAUAUUAGAAGCUGCCGGUCUCCAAUAAAGUGCAUGCAGCUCAGAUGAUUUAUAGAAAAGUUAUGUCUCCCUUUUGAAUCCUGGGGCUUUUCAUUCCUCUAUUAGCCAAUUUGUGAGGCUCUCCUCACUCUUCCAAGUUCUGAUUCGUUUUCUGUCUGGGCAAGGGCGGAGGGCAAUGUUAUGUAUGUAGUGAAUGCAGUUGCACAGUGGUAAACCUCAAGAGUUCCCCAUUGCUGAAGGCAUCAAGAAUUCAUGAACCAUUAUUAAGAUAUUGAAUAAUAAGAGGAAGUUGAAGAAUAGCAAAAUAGGCCAUUCAGCAUAACCUAAAAUUUCCCUUAGUUGUGGAAGUAACAAUUUUUAGCUUGCAAUGAUCAAUAAAUGGCUUCUAUUCCCCCCCCCCCCCGAACUACCUUGUCUCUUUUUUCUUUUGUCCUUAUGAAAUGGGUCAUUUUGGCCACUAAAGCAAAAGCCCAGCAUUUGUCAAUCCAUCCAUUUGUUGUUGGCACCAUUUGUGUCCUCCACUUCCUACCAUAUAAUAAUCUUGCUGCCAUUAACAUAUAUGAGAUCUGUUCCUUAUACAAUUCUUUACUAAAUGCAGGGUUUUUUUUUCAUUGGAGAGGAGAGCUAAGUCAGGAAUAAGUGUUUGGCUGAUAACCUAUCCAAUGAUAUAAAAAAAUAAGCCCUAAAGCUCUCUACUCUUUCACAUGCCCACCACAGGCAAAUAUGACCCCUGAGAUCCUCACCCCCUCCAGCAAAAUAGGGAUAGUGAGUUGUGAAUAUAGCUGAGCUUUACUGGUGUUAAGUGCCAGUGAUAAAUCAGUUUCAGCAUACCUUUAUGUCGCUUUCGAAUGGGAACAAGACCAUAGAUGUUACCACUAAGUAUCAGUGGUUGUAAUAUUGCAAUCCGUCUCCCAGGCUUUAAGUGCAGAGCAACCAGUUUCAAAUUUAAGAUCCAAGAGGAUCUUAGUAAGAAUGGAGAUGAGACCCUUUCGCUCCUUAGAACAUGGUUUGCAAAAGAAUUCACAAAAAGUCAAAGAAAGAGGGGACAGGGACCCUCAAAUCUGCAAACUGGUCGAGCAAAGGUUAUUUGAAACCAAGAAACUUAUGUUCCAGAGAGAAAUUAUAAGAUUUUGCAGACGGGAAUUCAGAGAGAUUCUGAAUUGUCAGUAGGUUCAGUACCAUAUUUACAGGGUGUAUAGCCUUGAUAACAAGUGAUCUUUAUCAUUCAUCAGUAUUUUGUCAAAAUCCAUUGGUCUCUUAGCUGCUGAUGGAUUCUCAGAUAAUUAUUUGCUGAAGAUUUUACUUUAAAAUAUUCAUGCCAUUGGGAAUUUUCCUGAUGUAAACAUCCGUUAAUGUUUGAAUUCUCCAUCAGCAGUCCAUGGUUUGUUAAGUCCAUAUAUCUAAACAACGUAUUACCUCCAAAUCUCAAACCUCCCAACUUUUCUCUAUAUCAUUUCAUAUUGAUGUUGAGCCAUUUGGGCUGAUUGUUUCCAAUUUCUCAGCAGUUCAGAAUCAAGGAAUUUUGUUUCGUUUGCUUCCUUGAAAAUUCCUCUCUUCCCAUAGUAUUUUAUGUAGUACGACCUUCACCAAAUUCCUCUCAAAUUUAGAUACCUUUGAAUGUCAGUUAUCCCUUCUUAAGAAAGCCAUUUGAUACAAGUAGCAGUAUAGUAUAAUUUUAUGUUUGGAAUAGAUUAACACCCACUUCACCCUGUUGCCUUUUUCAUCUUCUAAUAUUUGGAUGUUAAUUUUUUCCCCUUGGUGCUUUUAAUUUUUCUCAUGGAUUUAUCCUGCUUUAUGCUUUGUUUUAUGCUGUUUUCUUUCAUUUGUCUUUUUUUGUGAUUUUGUGUUGCAAUAUUUUCAUUUUAAUCUCCAUUUGUAAAUCUCUUGGAAAGCGGAAUAUCAGCUCUCUAAAUACAAUAUGAUCCAGUAAAUAGGUUUUCCUGAAAACAUUUUGAAAAACAUGGUUGUAGACCUCUUGUGCCACUGUGGGGAGGAGUGGUGCAUAGAUAAUAUGCUGAAAUAACUGAAUGAUUAUCAGAGCUUUUGGACUUCUCGAAGAACUUUAGACAUUAAAAGUUACAGCAUGAUUAAAAAAACCAAAACACCUCAGGUGAUUUUUAUCAGCUAUCCUUGUAAACAUAUUACAACUAUAUCCCCACUCUCGAAAGUAUAAAAGAUCUCAGCAGCAACAGAUGUAUUAUUAAUAUUUCUCUGGAAAGCAAUAUAUUUUUGCACAGCUUGAACAUUUCUCUUGUUCGUGAAUUUGAACACUCCAAUCAUAACUCUAAAAACUGCUGUAAAUCAAUAGGAUUCUUUUCCUCCUGUAAUGAAACUUUAAUAAAUCAGAGGUGACAGAGAAGAGUCUUAAAAAAAGACUUUAAAGCUGGUGAAGUUUCAUAACAGCAGUCAAUCAGCUUUCCACCAAUGAGCGUACUCAGCAACACAGGAUGGGAAACUCUCAGAAUUAUCCUUCCCUUGAAAGGAAUGAUGUAAAGAGGUGUCCAUGCUGCUUGAUGCAAAUGUUUCAUCAAAAGGCUAUUUUGAAGGAAAGAAAAAUGGGUGAAAGUCUCUUCUUUCUUUUUUGGUUUCGGGAGCCCACCAGCUUCCAGUAAAUUGGGCUAUUCCUUGGAAGAGCUUUGUCUACAUUGGGGACGGGUCAGAAAUUCCAGCCAAGUGAUGUGUACAGAAAUGCAUAUACUGAGGUAUAAUGGGCUUUAAAAGUGCAUAUAUUUGUGAAAAUAACAUACAUUACAUUAGGGAAUGUGCCUUUGCAAAAAAAAUAAUAAUAUGUGUAUAUUAGGCAAAGUUACAUAUAAAAAUGUGAGUACAUUAGGAGAAACGCACACUAACACACUGAUGAAUUUUUAUGGGAUUAAAAAAAACAACUGCACCCAAAGAACUGACCUGGAAAUGUGGAGAACGGAAUUUAAGAUUAGAAAAAUUAGAAACAGAGAAAAACCAGAAUUGCCAGAUUCACCCAUUCCUAGUCUAAAUGCAUUACUUGAGAAUCCUGGGUGCAAUUUCAUGGAAAUAAUAGCAUGAACUCACUAACACAGUGGCUCCUUGCAUAUGGACACAGUAAGGGUCCUGGGUAUGCACAGACAGCGGGGCUCGGCUGUGGCAAUUAUCUGACCCACUUAUCAACCAGUAAUGAAUGGGAUACACUUCCCAGGAGGGUGUGCGCAUGUCUUCAUCUGGGAUAGCUCAGUCGGCAGAGCAUGAAACACUUAACCUCAGGGUCAUGGGUUUGAGCCUCACGUUGAGCAAAAGAUUCCUGCAUUGAAGGUGGUUGGACUUGAUGACCCUCAUGUUCCCUUCCAGCUUUACAGUUCUGUGAUUCUGUGUGUAAAACCACAGACACCUCCUAAGGCGUAUCCUAGUAUGGCAAGCCAUCACACAUCAAACCAACUCCUGUCUACAGUGACCCCGAUCCUCCUCUUGGCCUUCUGUGCAGCCUGUUCAUACCAGGAGCAAAAAUUAGGUCUACGUCCCCAGCCCUGCAGCCCCAAAAACCAUGCAUGAGGUGGAGGCCACUGGUGGCUGUGGCAUGGCAAGUCUAUAUCCAUGCCCCUCCUGCUCAGCCGUCAGCCUCAGCUUGGUGAUGCAGUCCAUGCACACAGAGAGAGUGUCAUGGGUGCAACUGGCAGAGAAUGGAGUUGUUUAUUUCAGUUUUAUUACCUGUGUACAAGAAGGAAAGAUUCUUGAUUGGACCUCACUGAUUCCACGGGAACAGACUUCAGGUAAAUAUACUGAGAGCUGCUGCUUAAAAUAGUCACAUUUAAUUAGCCGCCUUGAAUCAAGCAGCCCCACCUCUCUGUAUUUAGCUGUAUCAAUCCAAAACUCUUUUUACUACAGUCUUAUUCCCCCUUGGCAGAUGUUGGCUGCAGAUGGGCUACAUAUAAUCUCCUUCCUCCUUCCUUGUCCCCUCUUGCACUUCAAACCAAUUGCAGCAAUUAGUGGGUAGAAAACAGCUCAGCUCUUUGUGUUAGAAGCUACAGAUGUUAGCUUUUUCCUUCCAUCUGGGAAAACAAGGAGAUUUUAUUUUUUUUACCUUUUGUUCAUAAAGGUCAAGCCCAUGUUUUCAAAGAUCCAUUUCCAUUAUGGCUUCCAUCACAAACAAGUUGUUGUUUUUUUUGCUAAAAUAGUUGGCCAGCCAAUCAUAUAAUGAGAAUGUUUUUCAAGCAAUUACUUCGGUACUUCUGUUAAACUUGAUUGCAAUCAGUUUCUCAAUAAUCAAUUUCUUAAUUCUAUCAGACAGCUUGGGGCGUCUUUCCAUAACUGUAAGAUUGGAAAACCUAGCCUUACAAGCUGUUCUGUCUAAGUUACAAUUCAUAUGAUUGCUUCUUCCCCCUUGGCUCUAUGGCUCAGUCCUCACUAAGGUGGCCAGUCUAUGUGUGGGCUGUACCAUUUCAAAUGGCAGGUGGAAGCUCACAUGGUUGCAUACCUAAUCAGGCAAAACCAUUCCCUCCACAGAGCAGACUAGAAGGCUUUCAUCUAGAUUUUUAUAUGGAGGUUUUGUUUUGUUUUUAAUGGAGGAAUUAAAUCAUAUGAUACAAAUAAAGCAGGAAAAAUGAUUACAUCUGUCACAACUUAUUCAUUGUGAAAUGCCCUCAAAUAUUUUUGUAAUCAAAUAUUUAAUCCAAUUGUUCAGAGUCUAGCAUACAGAUAUUUUAGCAUGCCUGCCAUGAAUCCGCCUUUCUCUUAUGAAGCAGUUUGUAUGUCAGGCCUUAUAGAUAAUACUUCCUCGAGGGCAAGUAUUCAUAUGAACCGCGUCAGUUUUAUGGCUACUUUGCCUCUCCUCCCUCUCACUUCCCUCCCUUUCAUUUACGGGAAAUCUUGGCAAUAGUUGUUACCAUAGUAACAUGGCAGGAUAGUUCAAAUGAUGGGAGGGGCGGGAAAUGAAAAUAUGAAGAAUUAACCAUAAACUGAUUGAGGUUGCUUUAGCCAAAAUGUAUCCCCCCCCAAAUAGCAAAGUAUAUUCACUGAAAUUAUCCAUAAUUAUUAUUGAACUGUGCCAGCAAUUAUUGAAGAACAUUUAAGUAGAUUGUGUGUGUGCGCGCACGUGUGUGCCUGUGAGUAUUUGGUCAAUUGGACACACACACACACUCAUACACACACACACAACAUUUCAAACAAUACCAUUAAUCUUGUGCCUGGCAUACAUGGGUAAAUAAUUUCCAAGUCUUUGUCUCUCAUCCUCAACCGCAAACUCACACAGAACAUCACAAAGUAAUAGUAAUAAUACUUACACGGACAAAUAUUGCUGCUACGUUCAUGCUAACACACAACAGGACGUUCUCAGUGGUGGAUUCCUCAUUAUGGAACACCCUUAGUGGUAAGGUGAAGCUGUCUCCCUCAUUACACACACACACACACACACACACCUAACUUAGUAAAUGCCAUCAGUUUACAUUGUUGAAAGAAGACACAAGUUCCAUGUCAAAUUGGAAGUCCAGGAUAAAUUUGUCUAUACCAAGAGCUAAGUGUCUCCAAGAAGAGGACAUAAAGUUCUAGUCUCAGUCAAAACUGUGUUUCUCAGGGCAAGGCACUUGUGGAGUUUUCUGUCUUAGGUGCCAAAUAACUUGGCCAUUGUUGGAUGCUAUAUAUUUUUGACUUUGGAAGAGAGGCACCAUUUCUUAUUCUGCCUCAGGCACACACAAUGUCCUGGUUUGGCCCUCUGUGUACAUUUGUAGUAGAACACAUUGUCCUCAUUUGCACAUAGUGCUAACCAAAAUACAAAUGAGCAAAAGUGUAGGCUUCUAAAGAGGAGAUAGUGGCUGCUUUGCACUAAGCAAAGCCAAGAAGAAGAAGAAGAAGAAGAAGAAGAAGAGUUUGGAUUUGAUAUCCUGCUUUAUCACUAUCUGAAGGAGUCUCAAAGCGGCUAACAUUCUCCUUUCCCUUCCUCCCCCACAACAAACACUCUGUGAGGUGAGUGGGGCUGAGAGACUUCAGAGAAGUGUGACUAGCCCAAGGUCACCCAGCAGCUGCAUGUGGAGGAGCAGAGACGUGAACCCGGUUCACCAGAUUACAAGUCUACCGCUCUUAACCACUAAACCACGCUGGCUUAGUGGUUUGGCUUAACAUGUCUCCCAAAUCUGGGUUUAUGAUUUAGCUCUCUCAGACAAAGCCCAGACUGUAAGCCAUAGGACACACCUUUGUGAUGGACUUGAGGCUUCAGAUUCAGUCCCUAGUACCUCAUUUCCCUGAGACCCUGGGAAGUGGGUUUGAAAUUUUCUGCCAGUCAGAACUGACAAAACUGAGCUGAGCAUGAGAUUCUUAAUCUCAGGGUUGUGGAUUUGAGCCCCACUUUGGGUGAAAGAUUUCCUGCAUUGCAGGGGGUUGGACUAAAUGAUCCUUAUGGUCCCUUCCAACUCUACAGUUCUGUGAUUCUGUGAGCUCAAUAGAUUAUUUCUUCAACUCAGUAUAAAGUAUCUCAUACCUUCAUAAUGAUGUUGUGAAUAGCUGGUGUGUGUUGCACUGGCAUCUAUUUAUUGGACCUGAAAUAAAUUUGAAUAGAGGGAAUUUCCUGGCAAAUUCUCCUAACUCAAAUGACAUGCAAAGGAAACUGCAUUUGUAUUCUACUCAUGUAGCAACCACCCAUUGGAGGCUUACUUUAAAGGUUGUAUUACUCUAUUUGAUAAAUGUUGCUCAGCCUGUUUCUCUCCCUCUCUAGAUAAUGCUUUGAUAAAGCCCCAGUUGACUGGUUUUGAUGGGCAGCUCUUCUGUAUACAUUGGUAAUAUUGGGAGAGUAUCACAUAGCAUAACAGAAACCUUGAAAAGGUCACUCUGGCAGUGAGGAUAUCGGUAAAGCAUGGGUGGCAAAUCAGCAGUUCAGCUUUAAUAUGGAUGAUGCUCCCAAUGGCUCCUAACAGGCAAAGGGUUUAUUUUUGUUGAGUUUUAUUCUGAUCAGCUUCAGUACACUGCCCUGAGGCUAUUUGUAAUUUGUGUUCAAAUUGUGACACCUUAGAAAGAAAGAAAAGUCACUAUGAUUGGUAACAGAGGAGUUCCCGACGGUUUCUGCUCCUUUAAUUUUGAAUUACGUUUGAUUGCUUGGCAAAAUAAUCUCUUUCAGGGAGGUCUGGAACCACCUAUAUUGAGCAGGGCCAGUCCCAAGUUUAACUCCCCCUGUAAUCAUAGACUCAUAGAACUGUAGCGUGGGAAGGGGCUCCAAGGAUCAUCUAGUCCAACCCCCUGCAUUGCAGGAAUCUCAACUAAAGCAUCCGUAACAGGUAGCCAUCCAACCUCUGCUUAAAAACCUCCAGUGAAGUAGAGCCUGCCAAAAUCAGUAGGGCUCCUUUCAUAUGGCUGCCCCCCUAAAUUUUGCCAGGGGGAGAUUACCUCAUACUGCAGCAGUUCCCACAUUGAACUAGAUGGCAGGAAUAGCCAGUGUGGUGCUCUCCAGAUAUUGUUGGACUACAACGCCCAUCAGCUUUACCCAACAUAGCCAGCCGUCAGGAAUGAUAGGCAUUGUAAGUUCAACAACACUUGGAGGGCUCCAUGUGAGCAACUUCUGCGCAAGGGCAUUGUGUGGAGGAAAUAGUAUGGUGGGGUGGCCACCAGUCAACUUGCACAAGUGCUGGAGGUCCUGGUCAGUGGUCCUGGUGGAGGGUGGCAAGAAAAGCAGGCCGCCGCACAAGGAUCCCAUGUGCUGAUGCUGGGCCUGAUGUCUAGAAAGAACCUUGAGUGAGGUGGCACCUGUCUUGAAAGGUGCUGUGUGCCUACUUUGUAUUAUAGGUAUGUGAAUUAGUUGAAAUGAGCACUCUCAGCAAGGCUGUGGCUGAGAGGGGCAGGCAGUGCCACCUUCCACUCUCUGAAUAUCCUGCUAGCUUUUUUAUUUGUGGAAAUCCAAGGUGUGCAAGAAGCGUUCUACCCAAUAGUUCACCAAGGAGUAAUACAAUUAUUAGGGUCCAUGUUAUCUGUUAUAUGUUCCAGGUACUAAUGGUUGAAGCAAUCUAACCUCCUCACAGACUAAACUUGUGCAUCUGCAGCUCUGCAUCUGGCAUCAUCUAACUGUAAUGGCUUCCUAGGUAUAGGGAGCAUAAGACCAUAAGAAGAGUCUGUUAGAUCAGGCCAGUGGCCCAUCUAGUCUAGCAUCUUGUUCCCACUGUGACCACCAAGAUCCCUGUGGGAAGGCUGAGUGCAAAGACACUCUUCCCGCCUGUGGUUUCCAGCAACUGGUAUUCAGAAGAAUUUCUGCCCCUGACCAUGGAGGCAGAUCAUAGCCGUCGUGGUUAAUCACCACUUAUAGCCUUAUUGAUAGCCUUAGAGCACAGGUAUUCAGAUGGCAUCAUGGGAGAGCACUGAAGGACAAUUGCAAUUCUAUAAACUCCAUUAAGAGGCUGAAUGAGAGAUCACGAGGGUCUCCUGCUCUGAAGUAAGGUGAAGCAAGCUGCCGUAGGUGGGUGGUAGGGUAGUGUCAUGAAAGUAGGACUUGGUGUCUGAACGGUGCAGCAAUACUAUUUAUUUGUGGGGGUGGGGAUGCUAUUUGGACUCUGUUUCAAGUAGCAAAAUGCCUUGGGCUGUUACCGCAAGUUCUUUGCCUUUCUAGAAUCUACGAGACAGCAGUGGAACAACAUUUCUACAAAAUACAAUGGCUAUAGUUGCUUUGUUUACUUUUCAUAAGGUUUUAGUUUUAAAAAAACAAAACCUAGCAUAGCAGGAAAAAGAAAAACUGAACCCUAAGGAGACCUGAGUAUGACUGAAGGGGUUUCAUUGCUAUGAAGGCACUCUGUUCUCUGUAUAAUCACCAGAAUCCAGCAAAACAGAAAAAGAAUGAAUGCUUUGGACAGGGUUGGGGACUUCUUGCUAAGCUAGAUGGAUGUAGAAUAGCUAAAGUCACGUUUAAUGAUUCUUUACUGUGACAGAAUCUAAAAAUAGAUGCAUGUAACCAAUGAGUUACCUAGCUUUGCACGUACACACCCACCUCUUAUCUACUCUUUCUCUGUGUAUAUCUAUAUCAUCUAAGGAGAUCACAGACACACACACACAAUCAUCUUUGUUCCUCCAUCCCCUUGUUGAGUAUGCCACAAAGCAACUGGCUAGGCAUGAUGAAGGCACUUUAGAGUUCAUCCUAAUUAAAAGUUUUCAUUAAAUAUCCUAUCUUAAUCAAUUUUCCAGUGCGACACAAGGCUAGGCUGAUUCUGGGUUGUCAGUUUUGUGAUUGCAUGAAUGCUAGCAAGAAGACAGAUACAUAGAUUUAAAUUAAAAUACCCUGAUUCUAUACAUGGUGGCAUUUUGAGAAUUCUGCUUCAUGGUUUCUCUUCCCCACCCCCGCUCAUUUUUUACAUUGUUCUUUGUACUUAUUAAACAGAGGGCAGGGUUCCAAUGCUGCUGCAAAUCAGCAGAGGCUGGCAGUACAGCGCAGUUGUCUGAACAGACCCUUGGAGGUUGAAUUUAGGCAGGCAUUGAGUGCAGUCCUCUCACGGACCCCGUUUUCCUUCAACAUGUUUACCUGAGAGAGAGGCAUGCUUUUCUUUGGUAUCUCUGCAAAGAUGGGAAACAGUAGGGGAUGAAUGCUCUUGGAGUUAAUGUACUCUUUUGACAAGUGUUCUCAUUUAAAUGCCUAAAAUAUUUGGUUGUUUGUGUUUGCUCCGCUUGCAUUUUUGCUCUGCUUUGUGCUUGUUUACAUAAACAUGAAAAAAAUCAAAUGGAAAAAGGAAGAAAUGGGCUGCUUGUCUCUAGAAGCUUGCCUUUUCCCUUAUGUAUUAACUGUUCAUGUGUAAGAUUUUAAUAGGGGAGCACUUUCAACUAAAUGGUUGCCCCUGGGCAUUCUGGGCCGCUAUAAAAUAAUGUAGAGGGCUGUGCUGCGUAAAUAUCGAAUCAAAUAAACUCUUACUCAUUUCAGAUGUACUGUUGCACACCAUCAGCAUCAUGUGUCACAUUAAUUCUGUUCUUUCUCCAGUGAGUUCCGGGUACCAUACAAUAUCACUUACCCCCAGUUUUCCUUAGGCUGCCACAAUGCUGUGAGGAAAGGGUUUGAAGCAAGGUAAUUUGACUAUACAAGAAGGAUCUGGAAUCAUUUUUUAUUUGUCACCCCACAGAUAUCUGCAGUCUUUGCAGCUACUGUAACUUCUAUAUUACAAUGGCUGCUUUUUCACACAUCUUCUGAAAUUCAAACAAAAAGGAAACCCAGAUCACAGAAUUUGUGCUUUAAUUUGAUAAUACAAAUGACUAAGUUGAGUUCUACACAACUAGUAAGAAAUCUGUGACAUGGGUUCACACAAACAUUCUUUGUGCUCUGUGAAGAGUGAGGGUGAUCUUAAUAUGGAGUAUAAGAAAUAUAUGGUUCUUUGUACUUGCUUUUCCCCCUAGUAAUUGCAAAAAUAAUGGAAAUCUUGGUCAGUUGGCUCAAGUGAGCAUGCAGAACAACUCACAGCACUAUAUAAACAUUGAGAAGGCAUUUUUACUUAAUGCAAAUCAUUUCUACUACUCCUAAGCAAGCUGAAUUGUGUCACCCAGAACAGAUAUUUACUAAGAGAUUCAAGCCCCACCCUAAGUCUCGCUGUUGUUUAGCUUUUCUGCUGAAGACUAGUUUAGAAAGAGAAUUAAAAAUGCAAAUGGUUCUCAUAGCAAUGACAUCCACACAAGGAAGUUACAGGUUAUUUUCUGACGAAUACUGGAGUCUAGUUUCGAAACAUUGGGACGCCAGCCCUCUGACAAUGUAUAUACAGUCAUACCUCAUGUUACGUUUGCUUCAUGUUACGUUUUUUCAGGUUGUGUCCCGCGGUGACCCAGAAGCACCGGAAAGGGUUACUUCCGGGUUUCGCCACUCAUGCAUGCACAGAAGCGCUAAAUUGCACUUCGCACAUAUGCACAAGCGCCAAAUCGCGCCGCUCAACUGUGCAGAUACGGCGCUUCAGGUUGCGGGCUUUUCAGGUUGCGAACGGCCCUCCGGAAUGGAUCCCGUUUGCAACCAGAGGUACCACUGUAAAUGGUGACUCAGUUCAUUGUAUGACCCUGCAGUAGACAAAUUGAAUUAUCUUUGGUGGAAAGAAAUAUCCCUACAUUGAUUUUUUGUUGUUGUUGAAGCCCAACUGUACUGUCAUGGUGGUUGACAGGGUCAAAAUCUUCUCUUUUUGCGCACUCUUUUAACAGUAUUGUUCAGAUACAUAACGCUUCUGUGACUUUAAAGGCAAGCUGCUUUCCAAGCCAAUAAAAGGUUUAAAUGCUUAACAUAGGGAGUGGUACUGCUGGAAAAUUGGCAUGGGCCAAUUUGGAUGUAUGAAAUGUUUAAUAGGACUUCAGGAGCAAUAAGGUGUGUUAUCCGUUGUUGAUACAAUGAACUAAAAUAACUUUUCUUACUCACAUGCAGUUUAUUUUCCCACCCAUGAGAGCUCAUUCUUGCCUCAGCUAUUUCUUUCCGCAAGAUUUCCUUUUCAUGAAAUGUUUUUCCAGACUCCUUCCAUACAGAAACGCUCUCAGACACUGUGUUAAGGAUGAUUUACUUGCAUGCUCUCCAUUCAUGUGAGGUCAUGGUUAAAUUGUCAGGCUUGGAUCAGGACGACUCUGGUUCAAAUCCCCACUCAACCAUGAAACACACUGGAUGAACUGGAGCCGAUCCCUCUCUUUUUCUCUCUCAGCCUAACCAACCCUGUAGAAUUAUUGUGAGAACAAGAUGGAGGAACAACAGAACCUUGUGUGCUGCUCAGAGGUCCAUGGGGAAAGCCUUUCAUUAUUUCAUACACAAUACAUUCUGAUGGUGCUGUGUUCACAUUUAGACAUCAAGUGAUGAUAUACAGUAUUGCUGAGUAUGUGAGGCAUCAGGUGAUGUAUAUGCAUGCACAAAAGAGCCCUUAACCAGUCAACAGUCAUUGUCUAAUGAGAAUAUGGGUGAUUUAGAUCAGCCCCUGUGGUGCUGAUGCUAUAAAGGGGUAGAAGAAGGCAACUAUGGAGAAUGCAGUCCCCUCCAGACUAGUGUUUUAUUGCAUGUGUAUUCUGCAGCAUCUUCUUGACACAAAAAUAGUGGUGGAUUUAUUCUGCUUUAUUAGUUGUUCUGCAGUGCUUCCCCAGUGCUAGCACAUUAAUGCUCUUCAUAGGGGCCACAGUGCAGGUGAGUAGAUAAAAGCAGAACAUUUGUGUUAUGAAGAGUUACUGGAUUUCGGCAAGGAGUUACCAGAUAUGCACUGACUGGAAAUGAAGAAGUGUGACCAUCCCAAAACUUUUGCAGGUGCAAGAGCUAUUGGAAGUGAAAUUGUAUGUGACCACCCUGGUAGCAUGUUGAGCACAAAUCACCAUGAACACAUGAAGAUAGCACAGGAUUGUUAGAUUGCCUACAGGGCAGAGAUCCUGUGUCUUUAACAAGGAUGUGAAAGGGAGAACAGGAGUAGAUGUAACUUCUCCUGCUGCAACAUCACCCUUUUGUCAAGAUGGCAGGCUACACUUGAGGCAUCAAAGCAAAGGUGCCAAAAGCACAUUCUUCACUCAUUUGGAUGUUCACUCAUUUGGAUGUUUUUACAACUGGAUCUCAACAUGAAUAUAAGAACAUCAGGAGAGCCCUGCCAGACCAGACCAAAGUCCAGUCUAAUCCAGUAUCAUUUUUUACGCAACAAAUGCCCCUAGGAAACAGGACACAAAGGUAAUAACCUCCUCUCUGUGUUGUUCACCAGCGGCUCCUAUUCAGAUCCUGGAGGCAGCAUAUAGCCAUCAUGAUGUAGUAGCCAUUGGCAUCUGUAGCAUGCCCACUGUACUUCUGGCUAUAUAAUUUUUAAAAUGAAACUUAUUGAAGUUAAACAGAAAAAGGGAUUUAUUUCAAGAAUGGUAAACAGAAAUAUUUUGGGAGUUGGAAACCUUCAAAGAAUCAUUAAACUCUCUCUAUAUAUAAUCCAGUAGUUGCCGCAGCUGCUCAAUUGGAUGGUAAGAUGGUAAAUGUACAGCUUAGAUUUACUUCAGUCACUUACACUUAACACAGAGGUGUUCCGGCUUAGGUUUCAAUAACUUGUGAGUUCUGAAACAGGCUGGUACUUUCUGUGCUAUUGCUUUUCAGAUUCCCCACCUUUAGAAAUCUCACACCUGAGGCUCCUCUAGUAGACUCAGUAUAUCAGACCUUCUAACUGGUUUGGGGUUAUUCUUCUCUCACCAGAAUAUAUAUCCUAUUCCUACUGAAUUGGGGUUUAUGUACAGCAUCCCCCUACAACUCCACUUCUCCUCUCCCAAAAUUCAACUUCCCAGUUCUCGUGUGUCUGUCUGUGACUUAAAACACAAUAACCACUGUCUUUCAGUCAAACCCUCCAGCUCAGAGACUGCUUUCUCUGGCUGUAAAUAUUUCCUCAGGGCGAGUUUUACACAGCUCAGAGAUUAUACAGUUAUCCAGCUGAAUGCCAAGAACCAAAACUCCUUUUCUUUUUCCCUCUCAAAAGUGCUGUCUCCACACUCCUUUGGGCUAGCUGUACCCACAGCCAAUCAGAGCGAAGCUCCAGCUCAGCAUCACUCUGGUUGAAUUCCGCCUGCACCACACCUCACAGCAUCCCUUUCCUGCCUGAAUUUGCCCAAUUCCCUUUUAAAGCCAUCUAAGUUGGUAGCUAUCAUCACAAAAACACCCACAAUCACUAUUUGGAGAUCUAAUGAAUACACUACAAUAGGUUUCUUGCUACUAACAGCAGCAGCAGCAGCAGCAGCAGCAGCACACGCUUCAUUGACAAGCAUACCUUCUGCAUCCUGUUUGGGAUCUGUAAUUAUUGCUAAACCAAUUACUGCAUAACUGUGGAGAAAGCGCUUCAUGUUCCCUCAGGCUCAAAGAAGCUGAUUAACUGAAGGGCCAUUGCGUCAGGGGCAGGCGUGUGUAUUUUGCAUUUUGGAUAUAUAAGCCUCUCCCUCAGAGCCACUUCACACAUGGUGCACAUAUUCGCCAAUGCAACAUUAUCUGGUAGGAAAACGGGGUUGUGGUGGUAAGUGUCAGUAGCGCUUUUCAACCCAAAGGAAUGCACAUGGCAGAGAGUUAACUCCUCAUUGUCAAAGGCAACACAGUCACUUCUGCAGCUCUGGAGGCCUACGUGACUAGGCAGCUAUUCCCAGGUCCAUCCUGUGUGGAGCAGCUGCAGCAACUGGGGACUUCUCCCCCUCCAUCAGUUUACAUACCGUCCCUCAACGGCUGGAGACUACACCUGCAUGGAAGCUGAUUUUGCUCUUCUCACUACAAAUUUCGCUUGGUUCUGGGAGACAGUGUCAUAGGGGAGAGUGGGGAAACACCCGGCCCCUCACUUGCCUGGCCUGCGUCUUCUUCCUCUUCCUCCAGCUCUGAAGCUUCCCCUGUCUCUCAUUGUUGCCUCCAGGCUGGUACAGGUAUCCACUGCCCCCCUCUCCCGAGUCAGACUCCAGUCCCCUUCGCCCAGUGAACACUCAUCAGCCUCCUGCCAGUCCCUAAUAGCAUUGCUUAGGAAGUGUAACUCAUCUUUUUGUUUUGGCUCCUGAGUGCACACAGCAGUGUCUCCGUACAUAGAUUGCAUUGCAAAUUGUACAUGCAUGCUACUGUUCACAUGUAAUAAGGGUGAAUCUGACAGCCGGGUGGGAUUAGAUAUGAUGCAAAACUUGAAUCUAAGAUAAUUGGAGAUUUGGCCUGAUUCAGAAGACUCUCUCAUUAGACACAGUGAAGCAGUUGCCUCAAGCAGCAGAUGUUGUGUAUGGUUGGGAUGGCAGCAGCAGCACCCCAGCUGUUCAUUUUGGGCUCCCUAGUCAUUCCACUCUGUUGGAGCGUGGAGUUGUGCAUGCCACACCACCUGCCCUGAACCCCCUAAAGUAGUCUGCAGCCGUCAGGUGUGGUGGGGAACACGGUCCUGCUGCCAGAGUUUUAGUAAUACUACAUUGCCAGUCUGGUCAUCUUCUCUACAUGGGAAUAUGGGGUGGGUAGGUGAAGAACACCUUUGUUACAGGUAGCAAAAUACCUUGGCCUAAUCCUGGUUCUCCAAAUGUAUAAAGAUGGCGAUGCACUUGUAUACUGCUUUGGGGGAGGUGUUCAAAGCACUUUGCAUCAAAUCAUGCUCAUAAUAGCCCAGUAGGACUGAGUGGCAUUUAUUACUAUACGGUGGGUGAAGGGCUGAAUCUGAAACUGUGUGUCUAGGGUCAUCUACCAUAACAUUCAGACCAAGGUGAGAUUUGAAGUUGGGUCUUCCCUCUCCAACUGCGAUUAAGGAUUAGACUUGAUAUAUACAUUAUUGAUUUUAAAAAUCAGUGUAGCACUGGGUAGAUCAUCAAGCCUUGUUAAUUUAAUCAUUUUUAAAGAAAAUACCCAGCACGCUUACCUUCUGAUGUCUGUCUGACAACCAGACACGUCAGAACUAAUUAAAGCUCACCACGCUGGUUAGUUCCUAAGCCGAAGUGUCUGGAGGUUUUCUUCUCCGGCUAGCCAGUGCAUCAGAUUAAUCAAACCUUUCAAAUCCAAGCCUGUGUAACAAAGGAUCACUGUAAUCUGGCCAUUUAAGGUCUGGAACCCAAAUAAGUUCCUCCAUAUAGGGAAGGAAUUCAUCUCAAACUAUGACAUUAGUGAUCUGAUUAAGAGUGUGGUUUACUGGAAAGGUGAACUUGGAUUGGCUGGGGACUAAUCCAUGGCAGAAAUCCUAAAUUAGCUGUCGGACUGCUGAGCGCAUUAGGAUAUUGUAUGAACCUUUAAACUUCUUCUACUGUUCAUGCAUUAUUCUACAUUUUAAUUAAUCUCAUGUAAAUUAAUCUUGGGGGUAGCUACACCAUAUUUCCUGAUUUGCGUUCUUAUAUACAUUGCAUUGUCCUUACGAUGAUUUGCUGCAACCGCUACAUUUUAUGACAUGCAAUAAAUAGGCCUUCAAGUAACAUGCAACUAUAUAGCUCUAUCCAUUGGCUCUAUUACACGAAUCAUCAUGAGGAAUCUGUUUUCCAGUGGCACUCUGUGCUGCUGCUCCUUCCUGUCCAUAACGUACUGUGGCUUGGAUUGCACAUGUUAAUCCGUUGAGAGCUAGUGGGUGGAUACUUCUGACUUUGGGAUACACAAUUGGGCUAAGUGACUCAGAGUGAUUCCCAAUCAUUUUGCACUGGGGAUGCGGAACCUGAGGCCCAGGGUCAAAUGCAGCCCUCCAGGCCUCUUUGUGUAGGUCAGAAUUCUUCCCAGGCCAAACCCUGCUCCAUGCUCUCCUCAGGUGCCUUUGCUUAGCUGGAACAUGUUUUUGACCUAAGAUAAUGACUCUGACUAGCCCAGAUGCAGAGAUAUGUGGGUGGAGGUGUGUGGAGAAAGUGCUGGCUUUUGUGUGGCUGAAAGUACAAAUGGAAGUAUGCUGGAAAGUAUGCUGAAAGCGUACAGCACAAAUGGAAGAGCCACAACCAUUGCUCGGGCCCACAUUUGCCACUGGCCACACCUUCUGUUGACUCUGCCCCUGCCAACAACUAUGUGACCAAUAACAUUGUCUAUGAAGGAACGUGUCCCUCAGGUUGAAAAAAAGCUUCCCCAACUUUGGUUUACACUGAUCUGAGCUGGAUCAAAAUAUGCCUUCCCUAAACUGCAGGAUUUGUGUUGAUCCUUUCCAUAUACAGCAUCUCAGCUUAGGUGCCAGUUACAAGCUGGAAUGUACAGAAAUCUCCUCUCUGAAAUAUCACUCAUCUUAUUGCUUUUGAUUUCCCUGAAGAUGCUUCCUGGCAUUUUACUUGAGCAGGACUUUCCAUAUAAGCUUAAAAUAUUUCAUUAGAUUAAAUUCAUUGACAACUCCCUUCUGGCCAUAGAUGGCAAUGAUUGGCUCCUGCCUGAAUUAGAAAUAGGCAUAUAUGAUACGGAUUUUGCCCCCAGGAAUAAGUCCAGUUGAGAAAUUUCACUUAUUUAUGAGGUGGUUAUGUAGCAAUUUCCCUUUUUCCAUUGGUAUUACCUUUCUCCAGCCAAAUGCAUGUACAUAUUACUUUAAAUACCAUGGAAUAUGAGAUAUGGGCUCAGGCACAUGCAAAAAGCAAGGGGGAUGCAUUUUUUUAAUUGCAAAAAUUCUGCCUAAUACCAUCUUUGAAACCUUUAGAUUGUUGCUGUCUUUCCCCCCUUGAGCAUCGUAAGAGAUAUAAAUUCUUUGUUAAAGAGAGAAAAAUAAUCAAGCACUUAAAAAAAACACAAUAGGACUUUAGCCAGAUGAUUGUCAUGGAACUCAGUGGGAGCACAUGACUGAAAUUGUGUGUAAUGCUUUGAAUUUUCCCCAAUAAUAAUAAUAAUAAUAAUAAUAAUAAUAAAUUUUAUUUAUAUCCCGCCCUCCCCAGCCAAAGCCGAGCUCAGGGCGGCUAACAACAAUCAAAUAAUCAAACAAUCAAAUAAUCAAACAUUCUAAAACAUUUCAUUAUAAAAAUUAAUUAAAAUCAAAUUAAUGGCAACCGUUAAGCAAAGUUCUGUGCAGGUUGCCAGAGGAGGGAGUCAGGCUGGGCCCUGACCAAAGGCCUGGUGGAACAACUCUGUCUUGCAGGCCCUGCAGAAAGAUGUCAGGUCCCACAGGGCCCUAGUCUCUUGUGACAGAGCGUUCCACCAGAUUGGAGCCGCAGCUGAGAAAGCCCUGGCUCUAGUUGAGGCCAGCCUAACCUCUCUGUGGCCUGGGACCUUCAGGAUGUUUUUAUUUGCAGACCGUAGGUUCCUCUGUGGGGCAUACCAGGAGAGGCAGUCCCGUAGGUACGAGGGUCCUAGGCCGUAUAGGGCUUUAAAGGUUAAAACCAGCACCUUAAACCUGAUCCUGUACUCCACCGGGAGCCAGUGCAGCUGGUAUAGUACCGGAUGAAUGUGAUCUCGCAGCGAAGACCCCAUAAGGAGUCUCGCCGCGGCAUUCUGCACCAGCUGGAGUUUCUGGGUCAGUCUCAAGGGCAGCCCCACGUAGAGCGAGUUACAAUAACAUGUUAUCCAAAUGUGUGUACUUGUAGAUACAUCCUGGAGUUUGCCUUUGUGAGGGCUGACUGGACACAACAUCUUUAUAGAUGACUAAUGCUGAGGCCGGCAUGCUGCACAUUUGACAUUCAUAAGUACAAAGAACAGAUGAGAAAUUUUCCCUAUAUAGCUUUGCCUCAAGCUGCUUACUUCUCCAUUUUUGAGUGCUAUUGGAUUACAGAAAGCCCAUUGUCAGGUGUAAUUAUUUCAGCAGAACUGGUUGAAAGAGCCAAACCACCAAUGCUCCAUCUUCUCAGGCUCCCUUGAAAUGUUUUUCUAGAAAAUCCUUACCUGUGAUGUGAGAUAAUCUUAGCUUAAUUUGACCAGAUUUAAAAUAAAGUAUCUGUGAAAUGAAACUUGCUUCGAGUGAGGAAUGUCAAAGGCGGGGGUGGGGGUGGACUGAAGGCCAAUGUAUACAUGAUGUUAAUUGUGACUUUAAAUCUAAUGUGCAGGGGAGUUUCCCCAGUAAACAGUAAAUAAAUUGCAAAUGACAUCAGUUGAGCAGAAUCAGAUCUGGCAUAGAGAGGGAAAUAAACUCUCUUGUUCCCUGCUGCGAUCCUGAGGAAAAUUCCUACUAUGCAGUUGGUGUUUGCUUGGGGGGGGGGGGUCAGUCUCCUCUUGGUGCCAGUGAGCUAUUUCACCACUACUCCAGCAAAUACCGGUACCUGCUUCAGGGGGAGAGAUUUUCUUUUUUUUCUUUUUUUAAAUGAUAUUUAUUACUUUUUCAACAUUUCCAACACAAACAAAAAAAGAAAGAAGAAAAAAAGAAAAAACAAUGCAAAUACAAUACAAAAACGCUACAUAGACUAAAAAAAACCAAAUAAAAACAAGCAAAAACAGUUUAAAAUCACCUCAAACAUUUUCAAUAUCUUAUAUUUCAUUCACUUAUUUCCAGCGACCUCAUCUCACCUCCCUUUUUGUAUUCCACUUCUAUUAUUUGUUUCAGCAAUUCCUUUCCAUCUUACUCUGUUUUCUGUUCUAUAAUUAUCUUUACACAUUCUUGCCAUACUUUUCCUUUAAUUUUCUAUUAAUCUAUUUAUACCUAAUUCCUUAUGACAUUUCUGCUAAAGCCAUAUAAUUUCAUUCCAACAUUUUUCUAACAUUCCUUAAUUUUACAAUAUCUCUAUAAAUGGUCUUUAAACUUUUUCCAAUCUUCUUCCAUCGACUCUUCACCCUGGUCUCGGAUCUUGCCAGUCAUUUCCGCUAAUUCCCUAUAGUCCAUCAACUUCGUCUGCCAUUGUCCAACACUUCAGUGUUUUCCAGAAGCAACCAUUUUCUCAAUCAGCAAAAGGCAGAUGGUUCACAACGAAAUUUAAAGGUCUGGCAGGGCAGGUCCACCUCCUUCUUUAGCAUCCAUCAAUAUCUUAAGCUUAACUCGAGGCUUCCUGCCCUGCCAAACAACUCUAGGAACAUCCCUCUGCCACCUCCUGAAACCCUCCAUCCCAUCCAAAGCUUGCAGUGUUUGAAACAAAAGCAACAUCCCCAGCAACACAGCAGCCCUCAUCCCCACCACAAUAACUCGGCCCAACAGUGACAACUUCUGAUUUGUCCAUAUUUCCAAAUCCCCCCUUCUCUUCAAUCCAACAUCCUUCACAGUUAUCCUUAAGCAGAUUCACAUUUUUGGCAGUCAUGUCAACCCCCAAAUACCUCUCUUUCUCAACCAAUGUUAGUAUCGCCUCCUGAAACUCUGUCAAGCUUUCCUUUUCCAGUUCAGAUAGGGCUCUGGUCCUUAAAUUCAUCCGUUCUUCUUUAAGUUCAGUCAUAACGAAUGUCAACUUACGUUCGUCAGGUUGUCUUUGUAUGGAUGGGACUCUCCUCUCCAGUUGUAUUAUUUUAGAUUCAGCAGCAAGGGUUUUCCCCCUGACUUCAUCUGCAGUUUGCCAUAUCAAAGUAGAUUCCUGUGUCAAUUUCUGAGUGGUUUCUGAAUUAAUAUUCACCUUUUGUCCCAAAUUAUUUAAGCUUUCUACAGUUGAAUCAAUUUCAAUAUUUGCAACAUCCAAUUUCACAUUUCUCGCAUCUAUUUUCUUGUGGAGUUGUUCCAGCGAAUCAUUUAUUUUCAAUAAUGCAGCCACCAAGGCCUCCUCUGUCGACAUCCCAUCUGUUUUUUCCUUUCCGUUUGCCAUAACACUUAGAAGAUUCAAGGUCAAUUCCAAAGUCUCACACUUUCUUAUCUUGCAGCUGGAAAAUCCCCUAGCCCAGCUCCUAUCAAGUAACCAAUAUCAAAAGCGUCCACUAGGGGAAAGCGAGUUGUAUUUGUAUCGGUCAGUAUGUCCUCUUUUAAAAACAGUUUCAAUAAUCCAAAAUUAGUUUCAAUUUUCAGUUACUUUCCUCCUUUUUUAAUAAAGUUCAGCAAGAUUGUUUCAAUUUUCAGUUACUUUACUCCUUUUUAAGUACAGACGAAAACAAUGGAAACUAUGUAUCUCUCUUAUACUAGCUGUCACCGAACGUUCUAUUCGCUGUCAAUGAACCUUCCAAGGCACAGCGAUUUUACUGGCAGCCCGUUUCCAGGUUCGGAACGAUGGUAUUUUAACUUCCUCACUCUCUCCUGCAGGAAUAUACAAUCCAAAGCCUCCCCCCUCUUCUCCUGCUUCCAAGGGGGGUUUAAUAUUUUUUACUGAUGAGAAUUUAGUCCUUUACAAUGGGCUUUCCAAGACUUUAGCUUGCAGCCUCUUUGCCUUAGUCUUAUUUACAAAAAGCGGAGGUGGACUUCCUGUUUUGAACCUCCCCGUUUCGGUGCCAAAUUAAAACAUUUAAAAAUCCAAUUCUUCACUCUACUCACGGGUAGUUGCUUUAAGAUCAAAUUGUCCACAGGAAAAAGUCAGCGCUCUCCGGCAACAGCUAUGCGGCUUCACUUCGUGGAAGAAGCAGUCGAUCCGAAGCACUGCGCCGCUCACCCCACAUCGCUCCGGAUCCCCGAAACCGGGUUUCCCCGCGAGUAGGGGAGGCGCAAAAGGUGCCCGCCGAAUCCCACGUUCACAGGCUUCAACCGCCUGUGAUUUUUAGUGGGUCUCUGCCUUCGCCGUGGCAGCCAGACCCGAAUUUCCACAAGGCAAAUUCCUCCCCGAUCAGAGGAAUUCCGCCAUUGCCGGUGGCGCUAACCCGGAAGUCCCAGGGGGAGAGAUUACCUGGCAGGGGAGAUAACCAUGAUCAAAGGGGAGAGAUUUUCCUUCUUCAGAGGAAAGAAAGGGUUAAAUUCCCUCUCAAUUGAUUCCAUUAGUUAUCGGCUCCCCCACCUGAUACAAUUUGCAGUUGAGAAAAACCUGCACAUUUGAGGCAAAUACUCAUUCAUUUCUUGCCAAGGGAGAUUUUGACAUUCAUGUCUUGCCAAGGGAGAAGUGAUGAUUGCACUCUUUUUAUUGGCUGAAGACACCAUUCUGCAAGAUGCUGAAUCCCACAUGCUUCUGCUAAAGAAUAGCCAUCAUCUCUACAUCCUUCAUGUUUAUUAGGAUUUCUGAAUAACCAAAUCCAUAUUCACAUUGUGCAUGUAAUAAAAAGCAAGUGUUUCAUAGUACAAACUUUAAAAGUGGUUUUGGAUUUGUUCCAUUCAAGUUAACUUUGUGUGAAUGAGUUCUAAUGUGUAGAUAUAUUUGAAAUACUGCAUUUACUCAAGUCUAAUGUGCCAUCGAAUCUAAUGCACACCUCAGUUUUCAGAACCUUAAGACCAAAAAAAUAUUUGCUGGCAAACGUAAAUGUGCCAUCAAAUAUAACGUGCACCUUAAUUUUUGCAAUGUAAUUUAGCCCAAAAAGGUGAGCAUUAGAUUCAAGUAAAUAUGGUAGUUCCUGCCAACCUAGCAGUUCGAAAGCACGUCAAAGUGCAAGUAGAUAAAUAGGUACCGCUCCGGUGGGAAGGUAAGCAGCGUUUCCGCGCAUUGCUCUGGUUCACCAGAAGUGGCUUAGUCAUGCUGGCCACAUGACCCAGAAGCUGUACGCCGGCUCCCUCGGCCAAUAAAGCGAGAUGAGUGCCACAACCCCAGAGUCGGUCACGACUGGACCUAAUGGUCAGGGGUCCCUUUACCUUUAAAUACAGUAGUACUGAAGUUGCUAGUCACAAAAGUAAUUUCACUAACCCCUUACAGCAAGACUCUAAAUUGCAGUAGGAUGGAUCUAUGCUUUGGGGCCAUUGAAAUGAGUGGGAUGUAAAUUAGUCAUGACUAACUGCCCAAUGAUUUCAUGUGACUGACUUUAUUGGGAUCCAAUCCAGUGUAAGUGGCACUUUGUCUGUGACGUAACAUACCUUAGGCAUGUCAUGUCACAGCUGAAGACAAAACAACAAACUUGCAUUAUUAAUUCAUCUUCUCAGUGUGCAAAUAGAAGGCCUUGUUUAAGAACCACAAAUUGAUUUGCCAAGUCUACCUCUAAAAUGAGGUGCAGUCCAGAUAGAAUCUUAAUGGGAAAUGGAUAACAUGGUGUGACUAGAUCAAUGGGAAUAUAGAGGAAGACAAAUUGUAUUUAACUUUCCUUUUCCCCAGCCAAUCAACAUUUACCUCAUGUUUAGCCAAUAAAGAAUAAAAUCACAUUAAUAACAAUUAAUCAAGCAUGUUGAAUGCUUCACCUUGCCAACCCUGCAGCAUCAAUGCAUUAAGAAAAGAAAGAUGAGGUGUAAGAAAAGCCAUAUCCCCAAUAUUUCUAAAGUGGGUUAAAGUCAAGCUUAUUUUCUGCCUACAGUUGCACAGUUAACCACAUUGUUUAUGUAAAUGAACAUUUAUGGAGAUGGUAAAUAUUGGGAAAUUGUAAAACAGAGAUUUUAAAAACAAAUUACCAGCCUCAUUCCCCGCAUUGCUCAGGAGUUAUAAGAAACCAAAAAAUCAGUGCAGUUUUGGAAUAUUAAAUCCUCCAUUUUUAUUCAAAAUGGUGUCUGAUUGUGUCCAAACAUAGACAACAAACUGCUCCUUUAUCUCAAGAAUGAUUAUACAAAGUUUGGUGAUCAUAUUUUAAAGAGGUGUCCAAAUGCAUAGCAUAACGAACAACUUUCCAAAAUAUAGAGCAAAUGUCAGCCUAUUUUUCUUCUGUAUCAGUUUUACAGGUGCCCAGUCAUGGGUAUGUUCUAUCUUGUUAUUUAUGAACUUUAAAAAACACACGGGGGAAAAUCAAAUUCAAAUUGUAUGCAUUUUGUACUUCCCCUUCCCCUAAAAUACGCUGUUGUAUAUAUUUUGUGCAUUUUUAAAACAAAACAAAACAAAAUUGCACCAAAAGUAGGAAAAAAGGAAAAAAGUUUAAUCCAACUGAUAGCUCUGUUCUGAGAUCCUGAUCUAGGAGCAGUGAAUUAGAUUGGUUUUCUUUACAGUGCAGACUGAACAAAAUUACCCUCCAGCUCUAGUAAAUGUUAACAAAGAAUCUUGUGGCAGCAAAUGUAUAGAAGCAGGCUUGAAAUCAUUUACACAUAUUACAAUUUGUGGUUUAAUUUAGUUACACAUUCUUGCUCUUCAAUUGACUUGUGGCCUUUGCUAUAGCCAAGGAGUGAAAAUCCGUAGCUAUGAGAUAAGUGGGAUGAUUAAAGAACUUUCCGUUUGGGAAUAUUGGCUGCUGCAGAUUAAAAUAGCACCAUAAAUUAUAGGGUGCUCACUUAAGGUUAGAUGUGGUCAAUCCCAAGCCCCCAGAACAUCUAUAAUAUCUGACUACACUAUUACAUUUUGUUGGGAUGAUUCCCUCUGUUCUCAUCACUGCUUUUUCCUCUUAUUCAGUGCAAAUGAUUGGAGGUAGUUCUUGUGAAAGGAGCUAUAUAAUUGAUAUGUUAGUGAUGAGGUAGCCAAUGUUUUGGACCACAGCUCUAAUAAUUCCUGGCCACUGACCAAACUGGCUGCCAGAUCCUGAACUGCCCCACCCUCCUCAGGACACUUUGACAUGUGAGUGGUAAGUCACCUGUCAAUCACCUCAUAUCAUACGGCAUCAUGUGACUCAACUUCAAAGGAGGAAAAGUACCAAAUACAAGAAGUACCAAAUGCUAUGAUUGGCUGAAAUGGAAGAGUUGGAAAUGCACUGGAAAAGAAGAAUUGGGAGCCCCCUUUGUGGGGCGUUCUUCCCAGAUCCCAGUGCAAGUGUCAAAUAACUAGAUGGAUGGAUGAAGAUGCAAAGGAACCCACAGAUGACACAGCAACUGAGCAAAUGAGGUUGCAGACAAACAAAUCAAAAGAAAGAAAUCCUGAUGAUUUCAACAGAUACCCUGGAGUUGUGGGACAGCAUGGGAGGGAAGCUGAUAAAACAAAUGAUCCCAAGCCAUGCUAUUCUCCUGCUGUGAAUGCCCAGUGACCUUAAGGUUACCCAAACAACAGGUGAUCUGGUGCUUGCAUUGUAUGAAAUAUCUGUGCUUACCGCAUCCUUGUGAUUGCAGAAAGCUGCAUGUAAUCUUUAAAACAGCAUGUCAGCCAAAGGACAGCACCAUAGCUUACUCCUUCCUGUCCUUAUAUCCUUCUUUUGUACUCAUUGGCAUGCAGCCAGUAUAAGAGCAGAAAAAGAUAAUCAGUGUAGUUGGAAGAGGUAACUGGCUGCUUCCCCCCAACCCCCUUUAAGGCAAUAAAUGUGACAGUGACUGCAGAUCUUCUACCAAGAACUCUUUGAAUGGGGCUCCUUGCAGAAUUUAGUCUUGACUAAUGUUGCUGUCUGCCAGUGAGAAUCUCUGGCUUGGGGACUUUUAUGGAGACAUCUGCCAAAGCUGAUGCCCUGCAGGAACCUCGGUUGCUUAAGCACCUUCUCUCAGUAACAAGCUGCAAGAUGAGGUUGCCUUUCACACUGACUACUAUGUGGAGAUUUAAAUCAUAAUUACUUGGAGCUGGAUAUGUGAAUUUAUGGCAGGUUCCCAUCACACAAGCAGCUCCCCUAGGCAGAACUGCAGCUGCAUCAAGCAGGGAUUUCCACAACUGCAGCAGCAUUUUUUUCUAGUCCAUGUCAUCACAGGACUGUCUGCAGCUGCAUAUUGGUGUCAUUAAAGUUCAAGAAUAUCUGACCUGCUGCACUAAUAUAUCUUGCAUGCAGUAUGCAAAUAUAUUUGAAGAUGAGUUCCUUUGCCCCCAAACUUAUCUGCUUGCCAUUUAAAUUGUGGCUAUUGGGAGCUUAUCUGCUUGUUUUGCACCUGUCUACAUUCUUCCAACUAGGUGAUCAGAAAGGAUAGGGGCUGUUUUGGCAGUUGGUUGGUGUAUGCUCUUUGUGAAAUUGACACCCGUAAAUAUGCCGUUGACAUAAUGAUACCUGUUAUGUGUGUGUGCUGGUGUGGUUGCUCGAGAGCGAACAGGCAAGACUCCCACUGGUCUUUUCAAGGCUUUAAUAUCUGUACAAAACAUUUACAGUGCAGAGCAUCUCAAAUCCAUGUCUGCUCAGUUGCUAGCAGAAUCUGGGAGUGGGCGGUCCUUAAACUUUACCCAGCAUAGCAGUCUUUUGAGCCCCACUGGCGUGAAUUCAGAUCAGCAGAUAUUAACCAAUGUCCAUUUUGUAUGUGUAUGCAUUAGUUUGAUUUGAUUGUCAACACAUGGCAAUUGCAAACAACAACAGCUUAUGUAGCCAUGCGGUCUUUGGGCAGAAGUACAAUUGUGUCAGUUCGUGAAUUGCUACAUUUUCAUAGAAUUGUGGACUUUGAAGGUACCCUCUGCAUUGCUGUAAUCUCAAGUAAAGCAUCCAUGGCAGGUGGCCGUCCAACCUCUGCUUUAAAACCUCCAAAGAAAGAGUCCAACACCUUCGAAGUAAUCUGUUCCACUGUCAAAAACCUUUUACCAUCAGAAAGUCCUUCCUGAUGUUUAGUUGGGAAUCUCCUUUCUUGUAACUUGAAUUCAUUUGUUUUGGUCCCUCUAUCUUCCAUGUGACAGUCCUUUAGAUAUUUGAAGAUGGUUAUUAUAUCUCCUUUUAAUCACCUCUUCACCAGGCUAAACAUCCCCAGUUCCCUCAACCUUUCAUCUUAAGGCUUGGUUUCCAGACCCUUGAUCAUCUUGGUCUGAAAUUGUGGUGCCCACAUCUAGACAUAGUACUCCAGGUGUGGCCUGAAUGCUCUAAAUUCUUGUCAAUGUCCAGAACCCUUAAACAAUACUAUGCAGCAUCUUUAAGCAUGACAAGGAAUAUAGAAAAUGCAACCAAAUGGUCACAUAUAUCCAAGGACAUGAUAUGUUAGAAACAUGAGACAGGCAAAAAUUCAGCGUACCUGGAAGUUCAUUUGAUGUGUUCAGCAGAUGGAGAUGUGGAGUGUUUAAAUCCUCAGUAAUCCCCAUGUUCCUGCUCCAAAUGUUCCACACUUGGGAUUUUCUGUAUUUAUCAAGAGAACUUAAGGUGUAAGUGUCAUGGGCUAGGAGUCAGCUUUGCCUGCUGGACAGCAGCCUGAAGGGCGAGAAGGGGGAAUGAUUUCUCCUGCAGCUGCUCAGCUUUCAAGGACUCAGAGGUGAAGGCGCUGAUGAGAACCAGCUGGCUUCAGCCUUCUUAAGCUGAGCUUCCAGCAGCAGUCAGAUACUGAUAACAAUGCUUGCAGUUCCUGUCUCAACCUUGCUGCUUCCUGUUCCUCUUGACCCUUGACCGCAUGAUCAUUGGAUUCCCUGAACACACGGAUUGCUGUUUGCCCAACCCUAGGACUGGACCUGACUUCAAAUGCUGACUCUGCCUCCAGGCAAGUACACCUCAGAGUCAUUUCUGGUUGGCUGGCCUCCCAUUCUGCACAUUGUUGCUCAGCAACAAGCUUAUAACAGUAGGUAGCCCUCCAGGUAUUGUUGGGCUACAGUUCUAAUUGUCCCCAACCAUUGGCAGUGAUGGCUAGGACUUAUGGCAAUUGUAGACCGGGAACAUUGUUGGCUGCUCCCAGGUUAAGACUAUCGAUGUAUCUGCUUCUUCAGUGUGCCACUUUCAAAGCACUCUGUUGAAAAACAAAGUUUGUUCUGAGAUGGAAAACUAAAGGUGUUACCUCUUGCACAUCUGCCACGAAGUGGCUCAUUAAGAUUAGGAACACCUUAGACAUUGCCCUAAUUAUGCUUCUGAGAAGGGGGGUUAGCAAAGACAGUGACUUGGAAAAGCUCCUAAAAGGCUGCCAGACUCUUUGCUUGAAUUGUGAGCCUGUCUCACUUCCGUGGUUUCUCUGUUGUCUGCUAGGCAGUGCAGUUCAGGUGUGCUUACGAAAGGCAGGCCAAGGUUAUGUUGGAAUCACUCUCUUCCUCCGAGGAAGGCAGUAAAAGAGCGGAGCAGAAGGUCAAAAGCUGCCUGUGUUCACUUUGCUCUGGCUCUUCACUUUCCCUUGCUUGAGAAGUGGCUCUUCGGCCGCUGCCAAAUUGGCCUUGGUUUUGCUGAAGCAGCAGCCACUUCCAUCAAAGAACGGUGGGACUGGUUGUAAUCUGUAAAUUUAUAAAGUGGCACUUUAUAAAGGUUUGACAUUGUUAGUCGUUUGUAUUUCAAUUCAGUCAUCAUGGCCAAGAGUUUGGCUAAGGAGAAUUGGAAGACUUGCUGCUCUUAACUGCAGUGGGACAGGAAAGGAUGGAUUGUUAUCAGGACAGGGGAUGGGAGGGGGAAUCUAUGCCAUGGUAACCUACAUUCUGCACCCAUAAAAUAUUAAAUUUGUGACUCACGUACAUUACAACAUGCAAACAAAAUUUAAUUACUCUGUUGCAUUAGUUCUGUGCUUCUACAGAUCAACAGAGGGACAAAAAUCUAUGCAGGGCCAUGAAUCCUUGCCCUCAAACUACAGCAAAAAGUACUUUGCAACCCUAGAGUCAUGAGGAAUUACCACACACUUUCAAGCAUAUCCUCACAAUCAGAGGGUCUAGAAACUUGGUUUUGUUUUGUUUUUUUAAAAAGCAUAAGUGUGGGGAUUCUUAGGAUUAUACACCCACUACCGCAGCCUUCAUUUUUCUGCAGUUGUCCAGAAUCACAAUACAUAGGCAGCUCUAAUUAUUACCAUGAAAAGUUUAGACAAGAGUUCAUUUCUAGACAUUAAACAGUGCAGGAAGUCCCAUUCUACAGAAGAUCACUCUGAUUUGUCUGCUCUCCCCCUUUGUCUCCUUCUCCACUCCCUUCCUGAUUUCUCUCCAGUGCUGCUCACUGUACUGGCUCUAUUUCGCUCUCUUUUGCCUCUUGCCCUCAAAGUAAUGGUUUGAGAGAGGUUUUAGCCUGAGGAGGAGAGUCCUGCUCAGCCCAAGCCAUCAGCCCCACCAUAGCCCUUGCAGCUUUCUCCCCUUCCCACUACCACCACAAGGCUCCCCAAACUCCCUUGGGGCAGGAGGUGGGAGAAAACAGUGGUAGCAAAGGUAGUGGUGGCAAGAAUUCUCUAAAGCAGGAAUGGGGGAUCUAUGGUUCUUCAGACCUUCUUGGUCAGGCAGGGUGGGAGUUGUGAACCAUUUGCCAUGUUGCUCAUGGAUUAAUGGCAGUUGGUGUGCAGCUACAUCUAGAGGGCCAGGGUUUCCCUAGCCCUGCUGCUCCAAAGGAUACACAUUUGUCCUAGGUAUGUUCAUCUAGAACCUUGUUUGUUUUAUAGCCUGUCCUUCAUUGCUACCAAUACCACUGUGGGAUAUAUAACACAGGGAUGUAAGAAGGCAAUGUUUUCUGUUCUGCCCUGUAUUCAUCACAAGCAGCAUUGUUUCCGUUCCACUGUUGUGCAUCUGCUUCCAAAAGCUGUGUUGUUUGUUUCACUGUCCACUUUGUCAAAAUCGCAUAACUUCUGUAAUUAAUUACAUAUAUAUUGCCCAGAUUACAUUAUUUUGCCCCAUUCAUUUCAUUGCAAAGGAAAUGCAAUGCAAAGUGGGGCAGGGGGAAUAGCACUUGGAAGCUAACAGCAGCAGCAACUACUCAAUCAUAUUCACUGGAUUGUUUUCCAUUCCAGACAUGGAAUGAAUGAGCUUUGGCAAUUUCUGCUCCCAUUUUGUUGGAAUUCUCCAACAUCUAUAGCACAAGAUAAAUAAUUUAAUAAAAUAAAUCAUUUAAACUAAAAAUAAGAAUUCUUAAAACAUCAGCAAACACAAAUAAUCACAGCUAAACAGAGGGGACGAUUAAACAAGUUUUAAUAUUCCCUGUAAUUUAUUGGGGCCAUGCUCUGUUUUUAUCGUGGAAGUUUGAUUUUUUUUGUUACUUUACAAAUAAAGCUGGUAUGAAGACUCUUGUUAAAGAUGAUAAUUGUCAUAUCUUUAGGAUUGAUAAAACGUGUUAAUCAUUUCAACCCCUAUGUAACAAUACACAGAUAUGUUUUGAUUAGUGCCACUUGAGAAUUUUAAAGUCUGCUUCUCCUGUAUUGGUAGAAGCUAAUUAUAACUUAAGGCACAGUAGCUUUAAUUAAAUUGUCAGCACAGUGACAGUGGCAUUCGGAAAAUAAUUGCACGGUCAUUUCUUUUUAAUGAUGUCCAUGUUUCAUAAUUGGGGUAAUUUUGAAUUUAUGAGGAUUACAGGAACCAUAUGCCACAAAGUAUUUCUUGCACAUUUCUGUUUGAGAGGGGGAGCAAAUCCUAGAAAACAAGAUAUAUUGUGUGCCAAUGACCCGUGAACCUUUCCUGUUGAAUCCCUAUUUUACAACUCCUUUAAAUGAUGUGCUCAAGUGUGAAAGUACAUAACCUUGCUAAUUGGGAAAAACAAAGAUUUCUAGCUUCUUGAACCAUUAUAAACAUUUGUAGUUCUUUGGGGUCCCUACAUUGCAAGGAUGGAGAACCUGUGACCCUCGGGAUGUCAUGGACUACAGCUCAUCUCCCUGACCAUUCUCCAUGCUGGCUGGGGCUGAUGGGAGUCUAACCAUAUCUGUAGGGCACCAGAUUGAGGGAUGUUGUUGCAAACCACUGUUUAAUGUACCAAUAUAAGAACAUAUGAAGACCAAUUCUGAAUCGGGCCAAAGACCCACCUAAUCUUGCAUUCUGUUCUCACAGUGGCCAGACAGGUGUUGAUGGGAAUCCUACAAGUGGGUCUUGAGUGCAACCACAUUCUCCCCUCUCGGGCUAGUACUAAAAACUUUGACAGCAACCCGGCCAAAGUUAGCUGCUUUUAGGCCACCUGCUGAUUUAAAUGGGAGAGAAUGGUGUACUGAAAACAAUGGGACUUGAAAAUGUGAAGAGGCUAUUUGAGCGAUCUGCGUGAAACAUUUUUGCCCUGUCAAAUGUUAGGGAUGAUCUCCCCUCCCAUUCUGCCUACAUUUCUGCCACGUCAGAGUUUCCAUACACUUUCAGCCACUGCAGAUUGUUCAAUAAUAGAGUAUCACCCUACUUUUAAUCUCUCAUUAUUUAUAUUGAUAGCUGAAUGAGAAGACGGGGGCUGCCAGCUGUACACUGCAGGCUGACGCAAUCUGUCGUAUUCCCUGUAGCCCACACCUUGCAAAAUGAAGGAUGGACUUGCUCUGUUCAACCACAACCUCAUCCUUCACCAUAUAAUAACAAUGCCAUUUGUUCCGCACGCUGUCGGGAGGGCGAACACACCUGUUCUCAUCCGCUAUGACAUUUUAAUUGUGUCCAUUUCAAAUCUGAAGGACUGCUGGUCUCAGCCCCUGAAGCAUUCAAUUAUAGUCCUUUAAGAACUAGUGUUGUAUAGUGAACAUCAGUUAUGAACAUCCCCUAUUCAGAUCUCACCGACCUCACUAUUAAUUCAGUAGGUGGCCUUAGGGCUUAACUUUCAGUAGAAACUGGUCAGCUUCCCUCCCACCCCCCAUUCAAAACCCAUGAAAUGACUAGAGUUGGGAUAUAGAUAUCUUUGAAUGGGUUAUGCUUUUAAAAACAGGGCAACAUCCAUAUCACUGUGAUGCAGGGGAAGCCAUUGUGGAGCCCUCUAGAUGUUGCUGGAUUGCAGUGCCCAUCUCUGAUCCAUGGUCAUGCUAGAAAGGGCUGAUGGGAGUUGCAGACAAGCCACAUCCAUUGGGCACCAGCUUGGCUUUCCCUGUUCCAAAGGGUUUACAGUAUUUUUAUAUUCAGGUACUGAAUUCUUUUCAUUCACUGGCUGAACAAUGGAGAGAAAUGAAAGUGACUGGCUCCAAUUCUCUAACUAGGCAGAGAGCCCAACUAGACAAAGAAAAAGCGUUUUUCCUUCUUAUGACCUAACAAGCAUAGAAGUAAUUUCUGCAUUAGGAAGUCCAGCCUGUAGAGGCUUGGAAGAAAACAAUGCUGAAUACCUUUCAGAAUCUGCUUUUGUUUCUCCUUUUGUAUCCUGGAUGUAUUAAAAUGCAGAGUGUGGUUGGGGUUUUGCUUGGUUUGUUUGCUUGCAUUGUUUAGUCUUCACCAAUUGCACUCUGGCCAUUUUGGUUUCUUGUAACACUCUGAUGUAUUGGGGUUUUUAAAUAUAUAUAUAUCAAAUUUCUUAAUGGAAAUUGUGGACAAAAUGAUUUCAUAAGUAAAAUUAUUAGAAUUUAUUAUUAUUUAUUGAAUUCCAAACCGCCCUAUACCUGGGGGUCUCGGGCUAUAAUUAUGCACACAAAUAUAUAUUAUAUGUACACAUAUCUGUGUAUAUGUGCAUGUUACCAGUAAGUAUUCCUCUCUCAGUAUAUAUACACACAAAUAUAGGUGUUCUGCCUUUGCAUGCAGACAUGAGAGAUUGCUCAUGAAAUAAUCCAAAUGAGCAAAUAGGCCACAUUACAACGCAAAGAUAGGUGUGCUUAGCUCAGUGGAAGAGCAUCUGCAUUGCAUGCAGAAGGUCCCAGAUUCACUCUCCAGCAUCUUCAGGUAGGGCUGGGAGGGACCUCUGCCUAAAACCCUGGAGAUCUGCUGCCUGUCAGUGUACACAGUUUUGAGUUAGAUGAGCCAUUGGUCUGACAUGGUAUAAAGCAGCUUCCUAUGUUUAAAUCCAUCAGAAUCAGAGGGCUUAAGCUUUCUUAACUCCAGCUGCAGUCCUGUGCUUCCAUGUAUGCCCCAUUGAAGCCAGUGGGACGUACCUCCAUGCAAACAUGCACAGGACUGCAUCUCAUUGUUGGGUUAUGGCCUUUGCGAUUCACCUAGGCACACUCACAUUUCCUUUAAUUUCAGGGUUGGCGUGUAACGUAGAUGCACAAAUAUUAGUCCAAGAGAGACAUAAUGAGCACUGCUGCAUCAAGGGAUGACUUCCACAUAUGAAAGGGUCGCUGCAGGUCAGACAUCACAGGUGCGUGCUUCAGCCACCUCUCAGACACAAUACUUUUCACAUCUGGCUAAAAUACUCAAAACUCAUGGAAACAAUGUCUGACUCAGCACAACCAAGCUUCCUGAUAGUGAUUUGUAUGAGGUGAGCACAACAAUUCUUUUUUUAAACAAAAAACACCUAACUGUACUCAACAGAGGCAGUUCACCUUGAUGAGAAAUCAAGGAUUGAGGGCCGAGUGAUAUGUAGGCAUGUGUAUACGCUGGCCCAAAGAGUCCACUGACAGCAUCUGCUUUGUUCAUCUGUGCGUGCAAGCAUGUGAGAAGAAAGAGACUGAGACUGUUCCUGAAAUAACCCAGAUGAUCAAACAAUUUGGCCACAUCCCAGCACAAAUCUAAGUGUGCUUUGGGGGAGGGCUGUAGCUUCGUGGUAGAGCAUCUGCUUUGCACACAGAAGGUCUCUGGUUCAAUCCUCAUCAUUUCCAAGAAGUGCUGAAAGAGAACCUUGUCUGAAAUCCUGGAUAACUAGUGCCAAUCUGUGUAGAGCUGGAUGGGCCAAUGUUCUGACUUGCUAUAAGACAGUUUCCAAUGUUCCUUAAUCAUGUGAAUUCUUGCCCACUUCAAUUGUUUUACACGCCAUGUUAACAAGAGUGAAGCAUCGAGUGAAGGGUGGGUUGCAGUUAUUGCAGACAGAUCAGUUCCCUGAUCUCAUAAUUAGGAAGAUAACCCAGGCUUUGCAGCUUCAAUCAUGGAAGCAGAGUUUUUCAGAAAGAGGAUCCAUUUGUGGACCUCCCUGAAGAAAACCCAUGUGCAUUGAACGACGACGGCAGAGCUAAUUUUCCAAGGCCCUUUAAAAGCCAUCCAAAGUGCUGAGGCCCAUCAGCCAAUAAUGCCUUAAUUGGCCUUUUCACAAGCUUGAACAUUCUGUAACUGCCAACUGAGAUUUACUCCAGGAAAGAUGUGACCUCUUCCCCUCCCAGCACAUCAUAUGAAAUGUUGAAGGAUCUUAUAAAUUAUCUCCAGUCAGAAACUGAUUUGCUAAUCAGUGUAAGGAAGAGGCAGCAUCAGAGUCAUCAGUGUAUCCCCCCCUUUUUUAUAUAUUUCAGGAAGCUGGGUUCUCUUUUUCAAUUAUGCUCAACGGUUUUACAUACUCUUAGAACCAAUUUACAUAUUUUUCUCAGGAUGAGGUAGCAACGGUUUGGAACGGGUGGGACGUGAAGUAUGUGUCAUAUGUUUGAAUGCUCCUCCAUGUGAAAACGGCAAACCAAAAAUCUGUAGUAGACUCAUGAAUCUGGAACUUUUCUCUUUGAUUUGCUACUGUAUGCAAGCAUAAUUUUUAUAUAAUGUGGAGAAAUUUUCACAAAUACAAACACACACACACUUUUACAGUCUGAAGUGGAACCGUCAAGAAUUCUGCCACCUCAGGGCCAAGCUAGAUGUGACAUUGCAGAUGCGUGACUUUAUCUCUCUUAUCUUUCAAGGCCCACCCCCCUGCUAAGAAAAGCUGUGAGGGGAUUUGGAUUGGGACCAUGGCAUAGAGCAGAGGAGGCUUAACCUUGUGCACAUAUGUUUUCACCUCCUUGGCUAACGUUAACAGAUAAGAAGGGAGAAAUUUGUUUCAGAUCACAUUUAAAUGCUAAUCACUAAUUCACACUUUCCAAUGUAGUUCUCCAACCAAGUAACUGGUAUAAAGCUGCAUGUGCUAGGGUAAAGUGUGCAUAAAAUGAAUAUAUUGGUGAAAAUUACAUACAAAAAUGCAUUAUAUUGGGGAAAUUGCAUAGAAAAAUGUAUAUUUGGAAAUCGUCACACUGAAAUAUGGAUGAAUUAUCACAAACUGACUUGUAAAUGUAGAGAAGCGAAUUUAAGACUGGAAAAAUGAGAAGCAGAGAAACUAUAAUUGACUUGCCCACCCCUAACAGAUGUCCAGGGGGCAGUGUGAAAAGGGGCUGCAGGGGCUCCUCCCCAAAACAUACCUUGUGCUCAUGACCCAAUUCUCUUCUCCCCACCCCAAUAGCUGCUUUUAACAACAAACACAUCAUAGAAACAUUCAUAGGUCUCUGAUGUAUCUAGUUUGGUCCUCAGUCUGCUCUGUUCUGCACAAUAUGUAAAUUGGCUUUCUGGUGGGGUCAGUCAGUUUUCUUUAUUUACAGAAAGAUUUAGAAAGAAUUACUCCAAGGAAAUACUCAUUUGUAGGUAGCAUAAGAUCUGUUUGAACCAUUUUUAACAGCUCCUCUAGGUUUGAAUUAAGGAAAUUUGUUAAGCCAGCUUGAAGGAAAACAGCAAAGCACUAGUCUGCCAGUUUUUGAGCUGAUAAAAGAUUAACCUCUUUGCUAUGAUCUAUUUAUAAUAUAUCCAGCAGAAGGUUCUUCACAAUUUGAUCUGUUAGAAAGUUGCCUUUAUCCUCAGCGAAUUAUGAGAUAAAUGGAAAGAACACACUCUUUGUUAAGGGGGUUUUCAAAUUACUUUUUAUGUCAAGGCAAAUGAAUGGCCCAAGAUUAAAAGUAAUGGCGUGAAUAUGCAUAGGAGUGAGAAUUACUUCAAGAGAAUAUUAAAGGAGAUCAGAACAACUGGGAAUGAAAACAUCCAUGAAAUCCAGCACUUCCCACCAGUGUCCUGACUUUCAUUUAGUGGAAAUAAUUGUACUAGCUGCUUCAAUUGUACAUACCCUAAUUAAAGAUGUAGACAAAUUAAAAGGUCCAUCACCUUUCAUCUUUCCAUUUAGAAACUGCAUUAUUUAAAGGCAGGAAGUGGAAGGCCCCAGAAAAUGUCCAAGGUCUAUAAUUUGGGCAUUGACAUACAGCCAAAUUUCCAUAUGCCUUCCUACAAAUCGAUCAUUGUUUUGCUUGUUAGGGUAUGAGGAGAGAAGGUUGUGCUGUGGUUGAAAACCAGGCAGGCCCUACUAUUGGGCAGAGUGAGAAAGCUGCCCCAGACAGCUUAUUUAGGGUGACAAGAAAGGGCAACAAAUUGAUUUCUAUUCAUUAUUGCAUUUUUACUCCAUGGAAGGGGUGCUUGUGAGAUGUUCUGGCUCAGGGGCCAAAAUGACUUAUCUAGCCUUGGGUAUUAUGUACCUUGAUUUGGGGAGCAGAAGCACCCUUUGCUGUUCCACCUCAGUCAGCAAAGUUUCUUGAGCCAGUCCUGAUUGGCCUUAUGUUAAAUGAGGUUCCAUUUUCACACCUGUUACGGGUUCUCGCCUUCGCCAGGUAUUUCCAUGUGUCUGGCUAUGUGAUCAAGUGGUACAGGAACUCUUUGCUAGGCACCAGCAUGAACCCUGGUUACCAGUGAUUCUCACUGCUGAUAAAAGGCACCCAAGAGUGUGAUAGUCAUGGGGGCUCAAGAACAUCAGCUUUAAAUUCUGUGCAAUUGCUACACCAAGCCGUGACAGAAAACUGUCAAUUUCAUCACUGUACAUGCACCUCAUACAUUUCCUAAAGAAGGGGAUGCUACCAAAAUGGGUCCAAAUGCCAGUCCAGAUGGUUUAACAAAUGGCAUAUUGGAAACAGAAUGUACAUGGGGAGCAAGUUGUAUAAACAGAAGUUAAAUUUCUCCAAGAAUAAGGAAUCAACAUUUUAAAUGCCUUCAGUAGAAGUAUGCUAAUUUUAAACCUCAGCUAGCAGAAAGAACAUUGGUUUCAGAAAAGAUGAAAAAUGCCAAGUUAAGUUAAAAGCAAAAUCAAGUUUGGCUUCCAAGUGUUUAAUGUAUUAUAAAUCUGUAUUUAAAGGAGUGUUGGGGGUGGGAGGAAAUUAAAUGAAACCCAUCUUAGACAUGAUACACCUAUAGGCUUUGCUUCUGAACUGGAAGUGAGACAGAGAAAACAAAAAUACUAUCAAAAACAAAACAAAAAUGCAGCACUUUUAUUUCUGGUCUUUGUUGACCAGCCAAAUUGCUUAGUCAUAACUUGCUAACUCUUCCAAGUGUUAGCCAAGCUACGGAUAUGUUAUGACUCUUGUUAUGUUAUGAAUCAUUCAGUUACUCUGCAUGCACAAAUGUGUGUGGAAACAUAAAGCAUGAAAAAAAGGGAAAGAGCACGGGAGUUGCCAGACAGGGCUGGCUCAGAAAUCUCGGUUCUAUAUGUUGUAGUAAAAGAAAGAUCAGGGAGAAGCUGAGCUAUUUAGCGCUAUGCAAAAACUGCCCUCCAGUUUCAGCCAUAUGUCCCCCGAGUUUGGAUAGGGUAAUUUAUGGGGAGAUACUUAGUGGGUGGCACUGUGGGUUAAACCACAGAGCCUAGGACUUGCCAAUCAGAAGGUUGGCGGUUCGAAUCUCCACGGUGGGGUGAGCUCCCGUUGCUUGGUCCCUGCUCCUGCCAACCUAGCAGUUCGAAAGCAUGUCAAAGUGCAAGUAGAUAAAUUCCUCUGGUGGGAAGGUAAACAGUGUUUCCGUGCGCUGCUCUGGUUCGCCAGAAGCGGCUUAGUCAUGAGAUGAGCGAGAUGAGUGCCGCAACCCCAGAGUCGUCCACGACUGGACCUAAUGGUCAGGGGUCCCUCUACCUUUACCUUACUUAGUAACCAGGUGUUGUACUGGCAAUAUACUCUCUUAGCCCCCGACACCCUCCCCCAGCAACUGGUGUGUGUUAGGUGUGUGUUAUUUUCUACUGGUGUGUGUACUUUUUUGUUCUGUGUACAGUCUUGGCUCCUUAGCUGUUCAGUCCCAUCAAUAUUCAAAAGGAACCUUAUUUUCACACAGUUGCAUUCCUUCCGCAAGAUACCUUUCUUUGCACAUCUAUGCAAAGAACUGCCAAGGGGUCUCCCUCCUGCCUUCUGUCUCUCAGAGCUCUUGGGAUGAAUACAGGAGACUGAAGUACAAAUCCUUGUUUACCCAUCCAGGUAAAUGGGUGGCUCUGGGGAGCCAACAUCUCUUUCCUUGUUUGUCAAAUCUUCCUCGCACAGGUGCUGUGAGGAUAAAAUGAGAUAUAUUGUAACCUGCUCUGAACACCUGGGAUAGGUCAGGGAAAAGUCUGAACAAAUAGCCGAUUGGGAUUGGCAACUACUCUCCCCGAACUAUAGUAUGCCCUCUGAAAACAUUGUUGUGUUCCACAGCUCUCCAAUAUAUCAUUGUCAUUUAUAUGUAUUUUCUCUUCCGUGCUUAGAGUUCUAGACAGACCUUUAAUUAGAUGAGUUUGGAGUAAUGCUGUUAACUAACCCACUGCACUGAGUCUGCUUUCCCCUUGAGUGCCUGGGGAAAGAUAGACUCUCCCAUAAAAAUUAUCCAAAGUGUGUCCCAAAUGCAUUUUAUCUGAUGUCACUCCAGCAAGUGUUGCAUCACAUUGAUCCCUAAGAGACUUUCAGCACCAGAGGUGGGCAUGGAGAAGAUCAAUUUGCUGCUCUUUAGACAUCCUACUAGAUGCACACUCCCUAAGUCCCCCACUGGAGUUGAGUAGCAGAGGAAUUUGCAAAUUCAAAACAAUGUUGGUAUUAAAAAAAAAUCUUGCCUCCUUCAGAUAAUUUUAAAAGCAUGUCUUCUUCAUUAGGCAUUAAAUCACAGCCUGAGAGCCUCAAGCAGCCAUUUUCCUUGCUUUAAAGGUGUCAUCAUCUUGGGCACCAUGGCAGUGCAAAGGCUUUGGUGCCCCUGGGGUGAACCACAAUCCCCAGAUCCCUGGCUUCCAUUCAAAAACUAUUUCUAGCAAUUUUUGGAACCUGACAUAUGAGGCAAAAUGGACAGACACAGUUUUUCUCAUUCUUUGGGGGAAAUUGGCCUGCUCCAUUCUUCCGGUUUUUUACCCUGGAAUGUGCGAGAGAAGAAGAGAUGUGUGUGUGAUCUGUGUGUGAGCGAAAGGGAAGCGGGCAUGUAUGAAUUGUGUGGUCUGUUUGUGUCCUGAGGCCAUGGCCCACCAUCAUUUCAUUGGUUGCAUCUGGAUAUGGAUGUCAUAUAGGCAACAGUACCAGCAUAGUCUUUGAGUGGUGGUAUGUGCAGGAGGAGGCAGCGUGGAAAAGACUGGCACCAUAGACCUGACCCUGCUCCAUUCUUGAAUGGUGUGAGGAGAAAGCAGGGUAGGCACAUGGAUGGAGCCAAUCUAGUGUUUUCACCAGUGCUCCUGCACUACCCCAACCUUGCUGUAUAGUUGUUGUAUAGUUUUGUAUCUUUUAAUUGUAUGGUUGUAUGUUUUGUAUAGUUUUGUUUCUUUUUGAAUAGUAAGAAAUAAACAACUAUCUGACGUUUAGAAGACAUCUGAAGGCAGCCCUGUUUAGGGAAGUUUUUAAUGACUGAUGUUUUAAUGUAAUUUUAAUCUUUUGUUGGAAGCCGCCCAGAGUGGCUGGGGAAACCCAGCCAGAUUGGGUGGGGUAUUUUAUUUUAUUUUAUUUUAUUUUAUUUUAUUAUUUCUGCCGCCCUGCACCAACCCUGCAUCAUUGCAGUAAGUGAUGGUGAUGCCAAUGCCACAAGGCUAGAUCCUACUGGGUAUGUGGCUUAGAUGCUACUCGGUAUGUGGCUUAGUUUCCAAGAACACUGAGGGAGGGGUCUGCAUUUUUCCACCCCUUCUUAUAUUUUCUCCUUCCCUCCCUCCCCAGGGUGAGCAUGUACUGGAUACAGCAGUCCUGCUACCAGCACUGCAGUGGCAUGUCUCCUGCCCUAGUGUAAUUUGGGCAUAGGGUUGCUCUGUCCCAGUAGUAUAAACCUUUCCAUUAACUCUUAUUUAUUAGAGAUGAAAUAAGAUGUGGUUCUCUUACCAUUUGUGUUUCAUUCCACUCCCAUUAUCUUUAGAAGACCCACUCCUUGGCCUUCUGAAUUCCAAAAUUGUUUUGCUUCUGAGCUCCACUCAGGUGUGCAGGGGGGAACCAAGCAAGGGAAAGAGACCAACUCAGCUGUAAAGGUCAGGUUGUUUUUCAAAGUUCAGCAUCACAGCACACAUUCCUCUUGUCUUUUUUUCCUCUGAGUGAAAAAGUGGUGCCCCCCUCCCCCCAAAAAGCGAGCCUAAAACACUCUUGAAAGGCAUGACCAAUCUGCAAUGUGCGCUGGUCUCAUAGAAAAGGCUCCAACAUGGCCACAGAGGAAUUUGUAUUUAAUGGGAGACUGGGAGGGAGGUGGGUGGGUAGGUUCUGAGUUAAACAUAGCAAGUAAUUUCCUCCUAAAGGUCAUCCCAGUUUAGAUGUUAAGAGAGCUCUUGUUGUGAAUUUUUAAAAUUGGAAUAGAAAUAGAAAUGAUUUCUAAUCAAACGUUUAUUAUUGUUGCUGCAUUUUAAGUCAUAGCAUAUGCACAUUUAUGCUGUACAAUUAGGAAAACAACGAGCAAUAUUAGAAAUUAAUACUGAAAAUAUCAAUGUAAAUUCAGAAACAGCAAGGGCCUUGAAGUUGCCCACCAUGCAGAAAGAAGACAAGUAAGUUUUUUUCCACUGUUAUAAGAUGUAUUGUGUUUGAAGUCCUGUGUAAAUGAUAGUAAUUAUUUAAAAACGUGCCUCUGCACACAAAAAUUAAUAUAUGUGAUUUCUGUGCAAACCUUAUUUUUUGGCAAUGCAUAAUUUGUGGGCUUUGGAAGAAGGUGCAGAUUUUCAAAAUGACUAAGUGGGAAGGCGAAAUACAGUGGUAUCUCGGGUUAUAUACACUUCAGGUUACAGACUCCGCUAACCCAGAAAUAGUACCUCAGGUUAAGAACUUUGCUUCAGGAUGAGAACAGAAAUCGUGCUCCGGCGGCAGCAGGAGGCCCUAUUAGCUUAAGUGAUGCUUCAGGUUAAGAACAGUUUCAGGUUAAGAAUGGACCUCCGGAAUGAAUUAAGUACUUAACCCGAGGUACCACUGUAUAGCAUUCAUUUCUUGGAAACUAAUGCAAAAGUACACAUACAAAUAGCUAGCCAGCCACAAAGCCCACCAGACCAUAUGCUAAAGAUCUGAUAAAGAUAACACUGAGAGUGUGAGGGUUAAUGCCUGGGAAGGCUUUAAUAGAAAAGGAAGCUGUAUUUGUUAUUCACUGCACAAACUUGAUUCAGCAAUGGGACAGAAAGGAAACACAUCAGCAGAAACCCAAACAAGAGGAGAUGGUUGUGUGGCAGGCUAGCAUUUUGGGACUGACCUGCAGUGGGAACAAUUCAUUGCUGCACCAGCUUAACAUGGUCUUGGGCCAUAAACACACCUGUUUCAGGGUGUGGUGGUUAAUCUCACAUAUUGAGCUAUAGUGGAGCCCUCAGCUCCCAUUCUUGGUAGGAGGAGGAUUUUGUUGUGACAAAUGCAGCAGGUAACUGGUGAGUCAAGGAUGUGCAGGUAUCAAAUAAAUUUUACCACCACAAGUUAGGGAUGUGGGAGAAAUUCAAUUCAGAAGGUGCUGAGACGUCUCUUGCCAUCAUUUAUUGGUUUGAUGUCAUUGCAUCAGCAAUGGUAGUUCUGUGGUGUUGGAAUAACUUUUUCAAGGAUGGGAGAAUCAGUCAAUUUCUGUUUCUCUGUUUCCCAUCCUUAAGUUCUCCACAUUUCCGUAUCAGUUUGCAGUAUAUGUGUGUGUCUGUUUUAAGUCCUCGUGAAAAUUUGUAAGAGUUUUAGUGUGGAAUUCUCCUAAUAUGCUACUAUUUACAAUUUGCCUAAUAUCCACAUUUUUGCAAAGCGUGUUUCCCCCAAUAUAAUGCAAUUUUCACUAAGUAUGCAUGUCUAUACCCACAUUACCUUAGUGUGUGGCUUUUUGGGUUGUUGUUUUUUCUUCAGACCACUUAUUAUUAAUUUACUGCAUUUAUAUCCCACCUUUUUCUCCAAGGAGCUCAAGGUGGCAGACAUGGUUCUCCCCUUCCUCAUUUAAUCCCACCACAGCCCUGUGGGGUAGGUUAGGCUGAGAACCAGUGACUGGCCCAAGGUCAGCUUCAUGUCUGGGUGGGAAUUUGAACUGUGGUCUCUUAGGUCCUAGUCCAUCACUCUAACCACUAUGCCACACUGGAAAAUGUCAUUGCAAAAUCUGGAGAAGUGCUAAUUUUGAAGGUUGCCUGUGUUCUGUGUUGCAUAUUGUUUUGGAAAGUACAGAGUAGGUAGAUUCUCCUUUAAAUGCUAAAUGCAUCAAAUGUCUUCCCCAUCCUUAGCUGUCCUGCAUAGCAAAGCUGUCCUGCAUAGCAAAGCUGUCCUCUGCCACACACCAGCCUUGUUCUGUGCUGGCUUAAUGGAGUCUUGCAUAAUGGAGUCACUGCAACCCCCAAUUUGCUGCACCUUACUACAAGGGUUUUUGUGCUUAAGUUAAUUUCUUGCAUUUAUACCCUGCAGUUUCAACACCACAGUAAUAACCCAUGGCAUCUUCCCGUUAAGAUAAGGAGAAUAAUAGUCUCAGAUGACAAUUGCAGUAAACAAAGGGCUCGAUAUGGGAGAUGGUAGGCCAAUGUUGCCAUGCAACAGUGUGAUCCCUUCCUCUGGGGGUCCUUUGAGGCUUGGGUGGAAUAAAACUUGCCAGUAUUUAAGGUGAAAAGAAUUCUUUCAUUGGAACCAUAAUUGUUCAAGCCAAUGCGGCAAUUGCCCACAAAGAGCUAAACACAUAGGUCAUUUGUUUAACACACAAACAAUGCAAUAAUCCUUCUGAGUCUGUAGAGAGGAAAAAUAGACAAUAUGGCUUGCAAUUUUGUAGUCAGCCAGUCUAAAAGUUCCAAGUGCUGGGUGCUUCAGUCCCAAGGCAAGAGGACAACUGGUGAAUUUAUUAUCCAAAACUCAAAGGACAGAGCCCUGCAGUCAGAAUACAAAUAUAGCAAAUAAUGCAAUAUGUACAUGAACUCAGUUUCUACCCACUUCCUGGUUAACCAGACAUACACGUAAGUUCAGUUCACCUUACACAAGGUGCUAAGAUUCCAGGAAUGUUAAGCUUCCAAGGAGAGCUCCCUCCUCCUAGCUCCCCACUGAAUAUACCCUACUAGCCUAAACUAGCGCACUGAUGGGGAUUAACAACACAAACAAAGUAUCCUGUUGUGCCCCUGUGAUUCAUUGAGUUAGCUUACCUAUUCAGGGCAAUAUCACAGAGUUUGUGGCACUUUCCAGGCACAACAGCCAUAGUGCCCAGUCUUAACACAGCAUGGUGGCUUAUGGGAUCAGACCAUAACAAUAUCAUUAGGAACCAUAGGAAGCAGCCAUAUACCCAGUCAGACCAUUGGUCCAUGUAGCUCAGGAUUGUCUACACUGACUGGUGGGAGCUCUCCCAAGGUUUCAGGCAGGAAUCCUUCCCAGCCAGGGAUUGAAUUCUGGGCAAUUUGGCAUUCAAGCCAGAUAUUCCACCACUGAGCUGUAGCCUGAUGAAUGCAGACUUGCACAUAUCCUAAGAAAUGACAUAUGCAUUCUAUUCAGGAGCUGGGGGAGUCAAUUAAAGACUCUCUCUACCCUCUCCUCCUCCUCCUGAAGAUGAUCUUUUAAAAUUGAAGAGUCAUAAGCAAAGCUGGUAUGGCGAUCUAUUCCCCUUAGCUGUUCCUAAUUGAAAACUGAUUAAUGCAAUCAUUCUGUGCAUAAUAAAGCUAGAACGCAAACCAGCAUAAACAGGAAUUCUUCUAGCUUGAUAGCAAAGACCUUCUUGAAAAGAGUCAAUAGCAUUAAAAACACAGAGACAUUUAACAUCACGUAAUGUGUUUCUAUCAGGAUCUAAGGCCUGCAGGCAACCUAUAGAUUUAUUACCUCUGACAUGUGUAAAAUAGCCUUGUACUGCCUAUCAGCCUUCCUUCAAACCAGAAGGCUACUUACUUCUUAUGACACAUUAUAUUACAGUCAGUGGAUGGCUCUACAUUUUACACUCAGGCUUGGAUUUUACAUAUUAAAGGGCCACUUUUGACCUGGCUUUUAGCAGGGAGUGAAGCAGUUAAGGAAGCGGGGGCAUGUCUGUUUAUGAAGCUGCUAUCAUUUGCUGCCUUAAAGAUAAGCAUGGGCCAACUCGCUUAUCCUCAGUAUACUACGUUAGCCAUUAGUUGCCUAGAUGCUAAAUCAUACAUCCAGAUCAGAUGUUGACUUUAUAGAUUUGAUAUAUAGAAAAAUACACCGAAUGUGCAGUCAUAAUGACUCUGUGUGAUGCUAAAAUGUACUGUUCUGCAAAUUGCUGGAGAGCCAGAUGCCCACAUCCAGACACACAUUCUCAUGCGUUCCCAUUUACAUCAGUUUCUUGCCAGCCAACUUUAUUUAUUUGUUUGUUUGUUUGAUUGAUUGAUAUACGGAUUUCUAUCCUGCCCUUCCAAUGCUUACAACAGUUAAAACCAAUUAUAAAAUACAAUGAGAAUCAUGCUAAGAUAACAAUAGGAUAAGGUGAAGAGAGGUUCAACAGAUGAAGCAAAGGCAUAAGAUAGGAUAGGAAAUUAUCUACUCAUUAAAACAGAGGCCUGCUGGAAUAAAAAAAUGUUUUUACCAUCCAGUGAGACACAGCAGGAGAAGAGGGCUGGCAAUCAAGCAUUUCAGGGCAAAGAACACAACCAUUGGAAAAGGUCCUUGUCCCUAUCAGCCAAGCCCCCAUCUUAGCUGGGACACAAAGAAGAGUAUCUGCACCAGAUAUUAGGAGGCAGGGAGGAUGGUACAAGAAGUGGUCUGUAAGGUACUUAAGCUGUAAGGGUAGUUGGUAACACAUUACGUUACGACCUGAAAGUGAGAUGAGUGCCGCAACCCCAUAGUCACCUUUGACUGGACUUAACCAUCCAGGGUCCUUUACCUUUACCUUUUUUACUAGCCAUGAUGCCAUGCUUUGCCUCCACAGUUGGAGGCAGCAAUGCUUUCGAAUACCAAUUGCUGGAAACCAUGGGAGAAGAAGGUGCUCUGGUGUUCACCUUCUGCGGGCUGGUUGGUUGGCCACUGUGAGAACAGGAUGCUGGACUGUAUGGGUCAUUCGCCUGAUCCAGUAGGCUGUUCUUAUUUCGGAUAUGGUGCACAAUUAACAUAAAAUUAUGCAGGGCCGGCCCUACCAUUAAGCAGGUGGCAGAUGGUUGGUGGCGUGGGUGGCAGUGAGGUGUUGCAAGGACAGCUCACUGCCUUAAGGAUACUGCAGAUCACCCGUGUUGAAAAUAGUUUUGACUUCUUUUGUGCAAUGGGGAGGGCGUUGCCCUUCAACACGGGCAGCAAAAUGUAUUGGGCUGGCCUUGACACUCUGGUUAGUCACCACUUGGUAAACAGCCCCUAUAAUCGCCCAUAUUCAGCUGAGCGUAUAACUGGUUUCCGGCUCAUUGUGUAAGAAGACAUAAUGUUAGGCCAACUUGCCUUCCACAUGAGAACAUGAUCAAAAAUGAUCCCUGAUUCAGUAUGCGUUAUAACACUUCUUUUAAAGUUCAGCUAAUUUAAAUCGAUAGCUGGUUCUUAUUAUAGCAUCUGGUAUUUGAGAAUAUUGCUUACUGUAAUCCAAAGUACCAAUUGCAGCCAAUUGUGUUUCAUGCAAAAACACAACCCUGGUUCACCUAGGUCCAUAAGCUACUUGACAAGUAUAAAGCCUAAAUGAGGUCUCUGUGAUUCCUAAAAUUGACGUGAGCAGGAACAGUGUACUUCAUCCCUUUAGUGCAUUUUUGAGAAGGGACUGAACAUUUGGCACAUGUUUACCAGUGCCAAACAACUGCAUCCUUGUGGAAUAUGUAGCAUUUUGCAAUUAACCUCGAAGGCUGACCUCUUGAGAGGCUUAAUGUGCUUCAGAGGCCCAGUCCUAAUCAAGACUUCAGCAUCCCAUCAUUCCGGGACCACAGUUCACCUACGUGGGUUAUUUCUUUCUUUUCAGCAUGAUGAAAACUUGAAUUUCCAACAAAAUAGCCUGUCAUGAAUGCACACAAAGUCUAUUCUCUCUCUCUUAAAAGAAAAAACCAUUCAUGCUGAUUUUUAAUAAAAUAACCUGAAUGUUCUUUGUAAGAGGUUUCCUCUCUUACUGGCAUCCACUUUGGCCUUCUCCUGGACUUGGAUUCCCUUUGUUCCUCGUUUCUUUGGUAUUCUACACUGUUUCUAAUGUUUUUAUAAUGGAAUUAUUCUGCCUCGCCCUGCAGGCUGUGGGGCUGUGUGCUUUCUAAAUAAUAUUAUAUUUAUUUUUAAAUGAAAGUGCUGCCCACCCACUAAGAGCCUGCAGUGCUAAAUCUCCUUUAUUAAUUUGUCUACCUACCUGCCAUUAUUCUUGUGCUGGCCCUAUUAGCUUAAAUGGGAGCUGCUCUGCUGCACCUGAGGGAGCAGCGGGCCAUAAAUAUGCAUGCAGUCAGCCUGUCAGUGUUACUCCUCUACCUGGGACUGUCCUUGAUGACUGCUUGGAAGCUUAAAUUGACACACAGUUUUUGACAGGGGUGGGAGCAUAUGUGCCAGCAAUAUCAGCAUUAGCCUCCUGCUUUCGUAACAAAAUGUAGGGUGCUUCUUUAUUACCAAGAAAGCCUCCGAUAGCUUGAGCCCAACAUUUCUGUUUAUUUAGGGAAUGUAUACCCUGUCUUUUCCCUAAAGCAGUGCUCAAAAUAUAAUAUAUAAGCAAUCUCAAAAAACAAGCAAUCAAUAAAACAGUUGCAGGUAGAAAGGAUAAAAUCACAUUGUAUGAUUAUUAUGAUUAUGAUUAUGAUUAUUAUAGCUUGUGACACACAGUAACCUAAUGUGACUUACAUUAAAAAAGCAGGGUGUACAGCGUGAGAAAUAUUAAUGGCUGCAUUCCACAUGUUUGCUAGAGGAGAUACCGUAAUUGCACCACCCAAAGUAGACCAGAGAGGACUGAGCAUGCUCAGUGGGUGUGGAAUACUGACUGACUAUUGAGGUGCAGGUGCAGAUGGGCAAAUCUGUCAAUUUCAUUUCUCUCUGUGUCUCAUUUUCCAGUCUUCAAUUCAUUUCUCUAUGAAUGGGUUUCCCCAGCCACUCUGGGCGGCUUCCAACAAAACACUAAAAUACAAUAACCUAUUAAACAUUAAAAGCUUCCCUAAACAGGGCUGCCUUCAGAUGUAUUCUAAAAGUUUAGUAGUUAUUUUUCUCUUUGACAUCUGGUGGGAGGGCGUUCCACAGGGCUGGUGCCAUUACCGAGAAGGCCCUCUGCCUGGUUCCCUGUAACUUGGCUUCUCGCAGUGAGGGAACCGCCAGAAGGCCCUCGGUGCUGGACCUCAGUGGCCGGGCAGAACGAUGGGGGUGGAGACACUCCUUCAGGUAUAUUGGACCGAGGCCAUUUAGGGCUUUGAAGGUCAGCACCAACACUUUGAAUUGUGCUCAGAAACGUACUGGGAGCCAGUGUAGGUCUUUCAAGACCGGUGUUAUAUGGUCUCGGCGGCCGCUCCCAGUCACCAGUCUAGCUGCCGCAUUCUGGAUUAGUUGUAGUUUCCAGGUCACCUUCAAAGGUAGCCCCACAUAGAGCGCAUUGCAGUAGUCCAAGCGAGAGAUAACUAGAGCAUGCACUAGAGACAGUCUGCGGGCAGGUAGGGUCUCAGCUUGCAUACCAGAUGGAGCUGAUAAACAGCUGCCCUGGACACAGAAUUGACCUGCGUCUCCAUGGACAGCUGUGAGUCCAGAAUGACUCCCAGGCUGCGCACCUGGUCCUUCAGGGGCACAGUUACCCCAUUCAGGACCAGCGAGUCCUCCACAUCCACCCACCUCCUGUCCCCCAAAAACAGUACUUCUGUCUUGUCAGAAUUCAACCUCAAUCUGUUAACCGCCAUCCAUCCUCCAUCCGCCUCAUGACACUCACACAGGACCUUCACCGCCUUCCCUGGUUCUGAUUUGAAAGAGAGGUAGAGCUGGGUAUCAUCCGCAUACUGAUGAACACCCAGCCCAAACCCCCCUGAUGAUCUUUCCCAGCGGCUGCAUGUAGAUGUUGAAAAGCAUGGGGGAGAGGACAGAACUCUGAGGCACCCCACAAGUGAGAGCCCAGGGGUCUGAACACUCAUCCCCCCCACCACUUUCUGAACAUGGCCCAGGAGGAAGGAGCGGAACCACUGUAUAACAGUGCCCCCAGCUCCCAGCCCCUCUAGACAGUCCAGAAGGAUGUUAUGGUCAAUGGUGUCAAAAGCCGCUGAGAGAUCCAGCAGAACUAGGAAACAGCUCUCACCUUUGUCCCUAGCCCGCCGGAGAUCAUCAACCAGUGCGACCAAGGCAGUUUCAGUCCCAUGAUGAGGCCUGAAUCCCAACUGGAAGGGAUCCAAAUGGUCCGCUUCUUCCAGGCGUGCCUGGAGUUGUUCAGCAACCACUCGCUCAAUCACCUUGCCCAAGAAUGGAAGAUUUGAGACUGUUAUUUUCACUUGCAUAUGCAUUUUUAAUGCACACUUCCCGUAGUAUAUGCAUAUUAUACAAAUUGCGUGGCAGGAGGAACCUCAUUGGAAAAUCUGGAGAAAUGCAAAUUGCAAAGGAUAGGCGUGUUUCAGUCCACAUCUUGUUUCAGAAUAUGCAAAUUGGGUAGGCUUGCCUUUCAAUGAGAACUGAAGGGUGUGCAGAAUGGAAUAGAGUACAAUAUAUGGAAAAGCAGUGUCCCUGGGUGGCUAGAAUCAGGAGCCCUACACAUUGCAACAUUUGCUACAGCCCACAUCUGUUUCAUCUACAGUACAGUAUAUAGCUGAGGCUUAUCUGCUUGCUUCAUUUUGAUUGGUAAUUGGUAAUUAAAAAUGUGUUAUUAAUAGAUUGCUGCUCACCUACCGAAACUCUAUGGAUAGAACAAAUUAAAAAGCUACCCACGCUCACAUGUCCAAAACAGAAUAAUAUACACAUGGUCCAGUUUGGCUUUCAGCAACAGCAAUGAAAGAGCACUUGUCUGUGCGACAUCUUUUCCCCAGUUGCCUGGCUGAUCUGCAUGGCUAAGACAUCUGUGGUCUGCUGCAAAAUUCAUGUGACAUAAUUAUUAUAAUAACAAUUGAGAGUAUUUGGCUUGCUUGGGCCAAGAGUUUUCCUGUCAAUUUCAGCUGCAGUCUGGACUGUGAGACUGACUGUAAGAGAUAAGAGCUGCAGCGCUGGCAAGAAGGUUUUGUUUGCUUGACAAUUUGCUGUCAGAGAUACAACCCUGACAAAGGAAAAGCUAAUGCACUAAGAGUUUCUGAAAGCAGAGAAAAUAAGUGUGUGUGUGUGUGUGUGUGUGUAUGUGUAUGUGUAUAUGUAUAUGUAUAUGUAUACUGUAUGUAUACUGGAGCGGGUGGGGAGAGGGGAGAUUCCACUCAGGGACAGAUGGAACCUGAUCCAUGUGGUUUUGCAAUUAAUGAGAAAAUAAAUACGUCUUGCACCCAUUGUGAUCUAAAAGCAAUCAAAUUAGAAAGAAUCAACAAGCUCAUAGGAAAGAGUGUUUGACUUGGGGUAGGCAGACUUGGAUUCAAAUCCUGAUCACUGGGUGGCCUUUGGCGAAUCACUUACUACCUCUCAGUCUAACCUACCACAGAAGGUUGUUGUUAAGAUAAAGCAAAAUAGCUCCAUGUGGAUAUUCAGCCUCAGGCUGAAAUACAAGUGUGAUGGAUAGAUCUUCCUGCCAUGGGGUAAGCUUCCAUCCUGGGGGCAGGGGGAGAGAGAGAUUGUAAUCAAGAUACCCUCAAAUCAGUGCGUUUGUUUUAAAGCAGCAUUGGUCAGCAUGGUGGGGCAGAACCGCAAAGCUGCCCUCCCACCAUCGCUGUAGCUUACUUGGAUGGGGCAGGGGUGAGGCUGGGUGGCAGUGAGGUCAGGACUGUGCAGAUGCAGGAAUGCCCUGACUCACCUCAGGCUGCAUCCACACCAUGUAUUUAAAGCACUAUGAUACCACUUUAACUGUCAUGGCUUGCCCCAAAGAAUUAUGGGAACUGUAGUCCUUCACAGCCUAGGACCCUCGUACCUACGGGACCGUCUCUCCCGAUAUGCCCACCUGGCCUUUGGCUUGGAAUCAAUUUGUUUCCCUCCCCCUCUUUCUUUUUUCCUUUCUCCUUCUGGGUUGGAACUCCUAUUUGGGGACUUCCCUGGCUUUUUUCUGGCCCAUGUAGGACCAGUCUGGAUAGUUAGCCUUGGUGAAGACUUGACGUUUUCAUCCCCCAAAAAAGUUUUUGAUUGAGUUUCCACUGAAAUGUGGCUGCAUUUUAAUGUUUUAAUGUUGCAUUUUAAUCUUGUUUUUUAAGCUGUAUUUCAAUCAAUUGUUUUUAUAUUUGGUGUUAGCCACCCUGAGCCUGGUCUUGGCUGGGGAGGGUGGGGUAUAAAUAAAAUUUAUUAUUAUUAUUAUCAUUAGUUCAUUAAGAAUGCUGAGAGGUGUUAGGAGACCCCUCAGAGCUACAAUUCCUGAAGUGGUUUAACAAUUGAGCCUUCUUCCCAAAGAACUCUGGAAAUUAAAGCUCUGUGAGAGGAAUAGGGGUCUCCUAACUCUCAACACCCUUAACAAACUACAGUUCCCAGGAUCUUUGAAUGUUUGAUGAGGCUGUGGCCUCAGAAUGCUGCCACUGCCUAGGCUUGCCACAUGUACAUUCAAGCCUAGAUAUUUUGCUUUCAUAUAUAUAUAUAUAUAUAUAUAUAUAUAUAUAUAUAUAUAUAUAUAUAUAUCUCAGACCUAACUUUUAAAAUGUGUCUUAUGCCGUGCUACUUUCAUUAUGCACUUGGUGCCCUCCAGACAUUUUGGACUAUACAGCCUCACCAGUGGAAGUUGUUGUCCAAUACUGGAGGGCACCAGGUUGGUGAAGACUGGUUUAGAGUAGCUUGGCAAGCCUGGUUAUUAACUGAUAAUUUACACACAUAAACUGUGAGGGUUAGACAACUGGCUGUUUGUUCUCCCUCCCCUUUUCUGUUUUACAUUUUAUUACCCUUGCUGAUAAAUAUCUUGUGGCCAAGGUUACCUUGAGGAAAUAGUCGUAAGGUCCAUCUACGUGCUUCUGGCAGAGAAAUUGGCAGCGAGCAAAUGUUCAUAGACAGCUCCCAGCAGGGAUACUUUUUGAAUAAAGGUACAAUAAAUAGCCUGUAACACCAGGCACAUGUUAGCGGGGGAAAGAUAGCACUGCAUUUUUGCACUCUUAAAUGUUCUCCGUAGCCUAGCAAGCAAGCAAUUGCAAAAGACACCCCUGAUCCCUAUCUUCCUCACUCCCCUCCUUCCACCCACAACUAGCACAUAUUUAAGAAUACAUUUGGGCUUGGUUCAAGGGUGGAGUCUGAUGUGCAGGAGGGUCCAAAAUGCAGGCAAGUGUUGUUUCAUUACACACACACACACACACACACAGAGAGAGAGAGAGAGAGAGCGCGCAACAAUACAUAGCAUAAAGGUAAAGGGACCCCUGACCAUUAGGUCCAGUCGUGGCCGACUCUGGGGUUGCGGCGCUCAUCUUGCUUUAUUGGCCGAGGGAGCCAGCGUACAGCUUCUGGGUCAUGUGGCCAGCAUGACUAAGCCGCUUCUGGCGAACCAGAGCAGCGCACGGAAACGCCGUUUACCUUCUCGCCAGAGCGGUACCUAUUUAUCUACUUGCACUUUGCCAUGCUUUUGAACUGCUAGGUGGGCAGCAACGGGAGCUCACCCCGUUGCGGGGAUUCGAACCGCCAACCUUCUGAUCAGCAGGUCCUAGGCUCUGUGGUUUAACCCACAGCGCCACCCGCAUCCUUAAUACAUAGCAUAACACCCUGUUAAUUAGGAUCAGCCAAUAUACUAAGACACAGGCCUCAUUCUCUGACUUCUCGUAUACUGAACUGCCAUAAACAAUAGUAAAACGUAAAAGCCUCAUUAUAACUUCAUGCACCUGCCAGAGCAAGGAGAGACCAUUGGUUAUCCUGGUGCUCCAGCAGGCAAUGCUAUUGCCCCUCCUCCAAAGAGGGGCCUGGAGCUGCCUUCCUCCCCAGUUGUUGCCCCUCCACCAGUAGUUGCCAGAGGAGCAGCAAGGUCAGGGCAGCUCACCUGGCUUCCCAGUGUCACACAACACUGCUGGAUACCAAGGGCAGGGGAGAGCAAGGGGCAAGGCCGCGGGGAGCUUGGCACAGUGAAGACGCAGCAGUGGAGCCAACCUGAUGCUCCUACUGCUGUUCCCAUGAUGUGCUGAAUUCCCCACCUCUCAGUGACCGGCAGCAAUGCAUGCUGUAGGGAAGCCCAGGGAGCAACAAUACCCACCUGCCGCUAGUGCCCUCCGUUGGAUCAGUGCAUUUGAGCACAGUUCAGAGAAAGCUAAGCCCAUUUAGGACUGGUUCCACAUGAGCAUUUAAACCCUUUCACAUCGCUCCCACCACUCAAUGGCUUGCAACCAAGGGGAAGGACUAGGUCUCUACUGAAAAGUAUAACUGCAUCUCAGACCUGAAUAUGGGUCUUCUGCUGUUUCUGAGUUUUAAUUUUUCAAGCGAACCAAAUCUGGGAGCCUCUGGGGGAAAUCAUUCACUCACAUGCUGCAGAAUGUUUUCCGUUUUUCAUACUGAAACUGCAAAUGCUGUUACACAGCCUUUGUCAGAGAGGUGAAUAAUUUUUAAAAAGAGAGAGGGAAAUGUGCUUGAAGUUUAUUUGCCUGUUUUAGGAAAGCUACAGUGGGAAAACAGCUAUCAACUUCACUUUUAGAUUUGUGGGUGUAGCGUAAAUUACCUCAAUUAAAAUCUUUAAAGCAAGAAAGGGAAACUGGCUGAGGCAAUUCAGAUUAUAUGAAACCUCCACCUGUUGGGCUUGAUCUCUUGAAUGUGAUGAUCGCACAUGUGUCAACUGCUGUUGACAUCAGUGGGAUGCGGCUGUGUUGCAUUGAUGUCCCUGGGGCAUGAGCACGCUUCACUGUUUUGCUUGUGGCGCACAGCCCUGAUAUAAUGAUCGGAUCUGGACACUUCAGUUCAGGCAAGGGGAUGAAUGGAGCACCUGCCUGACAUGACUCCCCUAUUUGUUUCAGUUCUUCACACACACCACUUUAUGCUUGGUACAUUUUGUGUAGUUAAUUGGGGGGCGGGGGGUGGGAAUGCCUGCGUAUCCACUCUGCAGCAGCAGUGUUAAUUGCAAUUGGUUCAAACCACUGAACACUGAACUUUAUAAUUUGUCAUUAGGUUUGCUCCACUCUUAAUUGCACAGCUCUUAUUAUUGCAUAGUAAUAAUUCAGGGAGGCCUGUAACAAGGGUGGUAGCAGUAGAUCAAUACAGAAAUAAAGUCAUUUUUGAUUAAUUGAUUAAUGGAUGAAACGGUCCUUUGCAAAUGGAGACAUUAGUAUCUAUUCCCUAAAAUCAAUAAAGCUUUUGAAGAUUCCUUGGUGUUAACAGAGAAUAAGAAAGUGUGUGUGGGGGGGUCUCAUUUGAAAGCAGAGCCAGACAUUCAAAAGGAUCACACAUUGCAGUCUCCUGGGGCCCUCUGAGUUGGCUCCAGAGGCUCAGUGAAAUCUCAUGCACAUUUACCCCAAAGUAAAUAUCAUUGUGCUCAACGUGUGAGCAAACAUUGAAUAAGCAGCCUGCCGACUGAUCUCAGGCCCCAUUGAAAUCAAUAGGACAGGCUAACCAUGAUGUAACUUGAACCCCGUCUCUUUCAACAGGAAUUAAGCACAACUAACUUAGUCGGGAUCUAACCCCAGAUGUUUGCUUUGUGACCAAUGGUUGGCUGGGGAUUUGCUGUGUUACGGUUAGUGGGCAUGCUUGAGAGUGAAGCGGAAGAUUGGGAAAUGGUACUGCAGGGAGAGAGUGCAGCUUCUAUCUCAGAAGGCUCAUUAGGGAGGAAGGGCAGGAUAUGCAUUCAAAAAUAAAUAAAUUGUUGCUAAUGAAAUAUGGAACCUUUAUUGCAGUUUUCUGUUUGAUUUUUAUUGCUAAUGUUUUAUCAGUAUGCAGUUUUAUCUUUAUUGUAGUUUGUAUUUGAUUUUCGUUUGUAAUGUUUUAAUUUUGGUAUUUUGUCAUGUCCUAUUCAGUGUUUUAUAAUAGGUUGUUAACUGCAGAAAUAACUGUCAAGGAAAUUCAUCAGCAUUUUAUUUUGAAUUUCUCCUAAUGCAUACAUUGCAUUUAAUCUUGUGUAAUAAUGCACAUUUUCGCAAAGCAAUUUUCCCUGGUGUAUUGUUGUGUUAUUUCCACAAAUCUAUACAUUUUUAUGCACACUUUACUCAUUUCUGUGCACACUGCUUUGCUGGAGAAAUGUGGAUUUUGAAAGAUGGCUGUGUUUUGGUUCAUAUAUUGUUUCGGAGGGUGCAAAUUAGGUAGGUUCGCCUUUAAAUGCAAACUGAAUUGCAUUUCUCCCUCAUCCAUUAUCACAGAACAGUCUGCCCAAGAACCCAUGGUUGACUUGGAGGCACCACUCAGUCAUUCAGUUGGUCACCUGCAUCCUGAAGUGCUCCAGUCCCAGAAGGCUGUGCUACCCAUUUCUCUUGUACAUGUAGCUGAGUCCUGAGUUCCUCAUAUUUAUGAAUCCCUCCUCUGAUACCCAUUUGGCUUUAGCUGUUUUUAUUUCUAGUCCACAGGCAGCCUUUCAGAACUAAGAGAAGCAGAAUGUUCCAAGUACAUGGCUAAUGUUUCCAGGAUUUCAAUGAAAAAUCAAUAGUGUGCAGCAUGAGGGCAGUAAAAAAACCAAGAGCGGGGAGCAAAGCGGCAAACACGGGUUGUGCAAAGACACCUUGAUGUUUUGUUUGGAGAGCAUUCCAUCAUGGAAAGUUGUGGUUAACUGAAGGCUUGUGUUUUAAUAUUUUGUGGAGUUUUUGAUGGCUUCCCCUGCGAAUCAGUGCUAAACAAAUUAACCAAACAAGAUUUCAGAUGAUAUAUUCCUUAUUGUAAAGCAGUGGUAGGGAACCUUUGACCUUCCAGAUGUUGCUAAACUAUAGCUCCCAUCGACUGUAGCAAGCAUGGCCAAUGGCCAGGGAUGAUGGAGUUGUGGUUCAAAAGCAUCUGGAGGGGCAAAGGUUCCCCACACUGGUUGUAAAGGGUCGUGAUAUGGAGUACAGCUGGAGUGGGACUUUUCUCAGCCUGGUGGUUGCAUUCCCACCUGGAAAGCCUUCCAAGGGCCACAUGCCAAUAGCAGGACCAGAAGCAAAAGGGGGUAGAAUAAUUAAAUAAACCUUUGUUUAAUAGGCUGUGUUCCACCUACGCAAAAAUACAAGGUUUCUGCACGCUCACAUCUUUCCAUCCUCCAUCCAGGCAAGCAAGGGGCACUGUCACAGUUCAAGGACACAUUAGACAGAAACACUUGAGGAGAGUGCAGAUCACAGCCAGUGUGUGUUGUUGCCUUUGGAGGGGCCCAGUGAGAGUCCCAAGGGUUGUGAUAUGAAGGUAUGGAGGGCUGCAUUGGGCUUCCAAGCCUGAUGUUUCCCAUCCAUGGAGUAGCCAAUUUAUCAAGUUCAAAUGGCACAGCAAGCUGUGGUUCAUCUAAAAGAGAAGCAAAACCUUCCAAACUGGAGGAGGAAGGAGGAAGAAUCAGAGUCCAAUAUAAGACUUCUUAUCAAUAAAACAUAAUUUAUCUGGCUGCCUGACAUGGUCAUGAUCUCUUAAGUUUGCAUAGAAGGAUUCUUUCAAGCUAGAUUAUGUGAUAUUAUUGUUAAUAUCAGUAGUAGUAGUUGUAUUUCCCUACAGUGGUCUAAACCACUGAGCUUCUUGGGCUUGCUAAUCGGAAGGUCAGUGGUUUGAUUCCAUGCGAUGGGAUGAGCUCCCGUUGCUCUGUCCCAGCUUCUGCCAACCUAGCAGUUUGGAAGCACACCAGUGCAAGUUGAUAAAUAGGUAUUGCUGUGGUAGGAAGGUAAACGGUGUUUCCGUGCGCUCUGGCUUCCGUCAUGGUGUCGCGUUGCGCCAGAAGCGGUUUAGUCAUGCUGGCCACAUGACCUGGAAAGCUGUCUGUGGACAAACACCAGUUCCCUCGGCCUGAAAGUGAGAUGAGCGCCACAACCCCAUAGUCACCUUUGACUGGACUUAACCGUCUAGGGGUCAUUUACCUUUACCUUAAUAGUAUUUAUUAAAUUUGUAUACCACUCUCUGUCUGAAGAUCACAGGGCAGUUCACAACAUAAAACAUUAUAGAAACAAAUGCAUUCUUCAAUACUGAAAACUAAGUUUCAUUGUUAGUCUCUUUUUUGUUUUAUGACUUAUAGUUCAGAAGAUUGUGUAUCCUACAUAUUCAUUUUGUAAGCCAGAUUGAUUUGUUACUGCUGUGCAGCAUUUCUCCAUAAUACAAUGGUCCCUGAGAUGGCAGUAAAAUAGUUGGGUGGAAUCCAGUGAGUGCCCUUGCACUCAGGGAAGAGCUUCUGAUUUCUCAGAAGGACCCAGCAAUAAAAGAAAAGGGGAGGCAAUUUUGGGGUAAGUGUCAUAGCUCAGUGGCAGAGCACUUGUCCUGCUUACUGAAGGUCCCAGGUUCAACUUCAGGUAGGAAGAUGUCCCCUGUCUGAAAUCACUGCUAGUCAUUGUAGACAAUACUGGGUUUGAUGGAGCAAUAGUCGAAUUCAAUAUAAGACAUCUUCCUCUGUUCUCUCCCCUUGUAGCAUCUACCCCCUUCCCCUGAAAAUCAGCUCCAGAGAAUGGUUGGAUCCUCUAGAAUAGGGUGGGAGGGGAUGUGCAGGAGAGGUUAGGUGGAAGAAGGAAUGGGCAAAAAAGCAUUUUCUCUCCUCUUCCAUUAGCAGAUGCUAAUGAAUCAAUAGCCCUUCCGUUAGUGCAGAGGCACCAACUGGAAUCCAUCCAAUUAUUUUUUAAAAAAAAGUUUAAUAAAAAAUAGAGCAUCUAGAAAAUAAAAAUCUCCACAGAUUUCAGCUCAAGUUAAGCAAAUGUAUUUAUCACCUACUGAAAUCUGUUAGAAUUAAAAGUGCUUAAGUUUGACUGGAUCGUGCCCUUAGCAUCUCCUAGCUAAUGAAUAUUCACACAAGGCACUCUGGUAUCUAAAGGAAAUGUGCUGUGGUAGUGAAGGACAGUUAAACGAAUUACAAAAAGAGAAUUCAUUUCUCACUGGAAACAUAAACCACCAGUCAAACAGAAUAUAUUGCCAAAUAAAUCACAGCUUGGUUGCAUAUUGAAUCAAGAAUUUUUAGUUUAUCAGCCACAUGGAAUCAGCAGAGCAGAUAUUGUGGAGGUACUUCAGAUGCUAUUUCAGUAUUCUCAACCCUCAACUACCAAAUCUAAUUAAUCAAGUAAUGGAUCAUAAAGGUUCUCUAUUAAAAUGCCAAGCGCUUUAGCCCUCAUUAGCAGAAGCAGUUCCAGUGUUCUCUCUGAGGUUGCUCUAUGUAAAAGCACACAAUUUACUGCGUCAGCUUAGGCAAUCCGUUAUUCUAGUUCAGUAUCUGUCUUCAGAGGAAGGCAAAAAUCUAUCUGUUCCUUUACCACUUGUGUUGUCCUCUUUAUCAAGUGGGAGAGGAAUAACUUAUGAUACCUGUAGUGAUCAUCUGACCUUCAGAAGAAUGAGAUGUGAUCGCCCCUGUAUUAGUAACACCUGCAGUGACACAUACUAUUAGGAGGCCAAAUUGUCAAGUCCCUUUUCAAAUGCUGCUGUAGCAUGUUGCCUUUGUGAUUUCUCUCCUCUAUGAAUGCUGCUCCAGUGAAUUUCUUCCUUUAGGUGAAAGUCUUCAGGAGAUAUAAAAUCACUGAGGCCCAGGCAAUGAGUAGGCUCCUGUAGAAGUUCUGCAAUUCUACCUUGGUGUCCAUGUGUCCCUUGUGACAAAGGACAGUCCUCUAUUUGAGGUGCUCUCCAAUCCAAAUCUGGUUUAAAGAGAAAGACUCAUACGAUGGGGCCCAGAAUUUGCCCAUCUGUGGUUAGCACCUAGACAACAGACUGAGCGGGUGCACACAGGUUUCUUGCGGGCUCACAGGAUUGGCUGGGCAGGCUAGAAGGAAAAUUAACCAGCAAGCAAACAUCCUAAUCUGGAGGGGGGAAACUUUACCCUAAAAGGUCAAAUUUCCUUAGGAAGACAUUGGAAGACUCUCUCUCUCUGUGUGUGUGUGUGUGUGUGUGUGUGUGUGUGUGUACACAUGCACACAUGGGACCCCUCUAGACUGGAUAUUUUUGCAAGUGUCUUGUCUCUACACCUUGUCACCAGUCACAUAUACACCGUACAUUGAAAGCACACUUAUAAAGCUUUAUCAGUCAUAGCAUCUGCCAAAGUAUCCUUGGAACUGUAGUCCCACACCAUUCCUAGUUCCCCUAGGAGCUGGGGGAGGGUGUGUGGCCUCAAGGAUCUUGGAAGACCUCAUUCAGGCCCUGGAACUGACGUUUCCCACCCCUGAUUCACACAUUUCAGAUGCAUGUAAACAGUCAUAUUUGGAUGUCCGAAAUGGUAAAGAUAAGGCAACCAAACCCACUUUUACUUUCUCUUUGAUUCUUUCCUACCCUUAUACUGCCACUACUUUCGACAUUCUGAGUCAGCCUUUGUGACAUAAAACAAAACCCUUCACCCAAUAGGGUCCUGUGCAAGCUGUACUUCAUGCUGGGGCGCCAUUAUGCCAUUGCCACGAUUCCUCCGAAAUGCCUUAGAGCGUUAACUGUGAUGCGCUCAACAGCCAAAGGCCACACUGUCAGGUAAAUAGCAACAGCAAAUCUAAGUGGUGGUAGAAGAAAAAAACAGCUGCACAUCUAUUCUAUCUCCCUUGGCAACAGCAUCCUGACAACCGAAAUGCUGCCAUGUAAUGGCUAAAAAGGAGAAUGGGUUUUAUAGAGUAGAAAACUAGAAAGGGCAGGUGUUAUUUGAACAAAGAAGUGCUAGGGAUGAUUCACUCAGAGUGGAAUGGGGGAGAAGUCCAAUUCGGUUCAUAUUUAAAGGUGAAUAUACCUAGUGUGCACAUUCCAAAAGAAUAUGUGAACCAAAGCACAAGAUUUAUACCUCUGAAUUUUGCAAUGCAGCUCUUGAGAUACGUGUGCAAAACUGGAUAUAUUAGUGAAAAUAAUGCCAAAAAUGUGUAUAUUGGGAGAAAUUCACAUUAAAAUACUGCUGAAUUAUCAUUAAGAUGUUUUUUAAAUGCAAACUGAUGCGGAAAUGUGGAGAACUGAACUUUAGACUGGAAAAAUGAGAACCUCAGAGAAGCCAGAAAUGACAUACCCAUUUCCCCCCUAUUCACGCACAAAUGUGCAUCACUCGGAUGCCCUUUCACCCUGUGCAUGUGCAUAUUUCCAUCAAAUGUGGAUAUUUUUGCCUCUGAAUAGCCGCAUUGCAGCUAUGACUAGCCUUGCUCAGUUUGGAAUAUUCUUACAGAAUCGUCAUAAAACUUGGCAUUAAUAAAGUACUUGUGUAUUCAGAGCACUUCGCACAUGUGUCUGUUUUCCUGAACUUGGUGCCCUCUAGAUGUUUUGGACUGCAGUUCCCAUCAGCAGCCAGCUUGACCAGUGGCCAGGGAUUAUAGUUCAAAGCAUCUGGAAGACACCAGGUUGGAGGAGGAUGAUCUAAAUAAUCCUCCUAACAGUGCUUAUAAGGUAGGCAAGAUUCAUUAUCCACCAAACACAGGAGAGGCCUGAGGCUAAAAGGCAGUGGCUUGUCUGUGGCCAGCCAGUGGAUUCCUAGUACAGGGGUGGAGAACUACAGCUCCCAUAUCCCUGGGACUAUACAAGAACUACAGCUCCCACCAUUCCAGGUCAUUGGCUGUGCAAGCUGGGGCUGGUGGGAGUUGGAGUCCAACAAUAUUUAGAUGGCCAGAGGCCACUAUCUGUUCUAGUGGAAGUGAGAGUUGAAUUGGAGAAUUAAAAUCCACACCAACUCUUUCUACACCAGGCUUGCACCUUUACAGGUUGUGUCUCAGGUGUCCAUCAUACAUGUAUAUAGAAAAUUACACCAUAGACAAGGUCGUCAAGACAUUGCUUUUCUCCGUUUACUUCACUGUCCUUUUCCCUUAGCCCCAUUGCAACCAGAUGUCUUAAUUUUCUAAUGAAGUGGGGGUGGUGGUGGUUCUUGAGUCAUUAAGGCUAAUGAGGAAUGACUGGGGCACUUGCUCCAGCCAAAUAAUUGGCCAGAGCUUUCUCAGUAGGAAGUUUCACAACUUCUCUCAUUUGACAAUGUUUUCUUAGGCUUCCGGGCUUCUCUUGCCUUCACCUCCUUCCCCAGUUUCAAAGGAGGGUAUAUGCUGCUCUUAUUUUAACAAAAUAUGCGGGGGGCGGGGCUUAAUACUCAGCUUCCACAGAUAUAGGCAGCCUACGUUGGCCCUGAUCCAUUACGCCAUACAAAUACAUCACAGUGUUAAGACCAUUGCAUUACAUCCAUUACAUUUCUGCCUUAAUCCCAUUGAUCUCUAUAGGAUUAAACCUGUAAUGAUUACAGAUUUAAAACCACAUAAAUCAAUGGGAUUAAGGCUGUAAUCCACUGUGCAUUUACCUGUGAAUAAGACCUGUUGAAUGCAACGCAGUUUACUUCUGAGUAAACAUAAGAAGGAUUACACCAAGUGUCAGCAACCUAAGGCCUAUGGGCCGGAAGCAGCCCACUGAGGCUGUAUAACCGGCCCCCGAGCCGCCCCCAAACCGAACCGCCCACUUGGUGAGUCCCCGCAUGCUGCACUAAACUGGCACAGCGUGACACCGGGACUCUCUUCGACGGCUCUGGAAAUUGCUUCUGUGCAUGUCCAGAUGCCGGUAAUCGCGUCUGCUCGUGUCCGUGGUGCCGGAAAUUGCUUCUGUGCAGGCAUGAUUUUCAGCAUCUGGGCAUGCGCAGGCGCAAUUUUCAGGAUUUUGGUCUGACCCACGGAGGAUGUCCAUGGGAGUGAUCUGGCCCAUGCCUGAUAAGCCUUGCUGACGCCUGGAUUAUACUGUAUAUGCGCCUGACUCGGCCAAUCCUAUAUAUGUCUCCUUGGGAGGUUAGUAGCUAAAGGAAUGCAACCUGAAGCUACUUUUGUCGGUUUCCCCACACUCCUUGGUCUCUAAUUAGUCUGUAUGCAACUGGGUAAUUAACAGAUUCAACUUCUAAUUCCUCAAGUAUUUAUCUAACAGCAUGAAAAUUUCAAAGCUAUACAAAACAUGAGAUACCUUCAGAGAAUCAAAAUUGCAUAUUGAAAUAUUCUUUCUUGCCCAGUGCACAUGAUCAGUUCAGAAGAGUGGGUGCCCACUUAGUAGUUCCACUGCCCACAGAAGUUUGAGGGGUUGCCCCAGGAGAAGGCGUUCUCUGUGUCAACCCCCAUGUUACGGAAUUCCCUCCCCAGAGGUAUGUUUGGUGCCUUCACUAUUGAGUUUCCAUUGUAUGCUGAAGGUGCACUUCUUUACCUAGCCUUCAACACUUGAGAAAUAGUUUUUUAGAACUUGCCCUAUUCUUGUGACUGUAAUUUGCUUUCUACCGUUUUAAUAUUGUAUGUUUAAUUUACUGGAACCUAUCCUCAGACCACAUGGUGAAGGGUGGUUAAAAAUUGAAUUCAUCUUCAUCAUCUCUUCAUACACUAAAGAUCUGGUUUAUUUUUACUGAAGAAAUAACACAGAAGGAGAAUGAGAGGGGUCACUUAUGUUAAUCAGAUGGUUAUAUAAUUUAAAAUACCAAGUUAUAUAUUUAAAAAUACCAAGGAGCUCCAGUAACAUACAUGGCCAGUGAUUAAGGGUGGGGACCUAAAGGCUAACAACAUCUAGACAACCUCUGGUUCCCCAUCCCUGACCUCCACCAGUGUUCUUCAAACCUUGGGUCUCCAGAUGUUGUUGGACUGCAAUUCCUGUCAUCCUAGUAGCUUAUCUAAUGGUCAAGGAUGACAGGAAUUGUAGUCUAACAGCAUUGAGAACCCAAGGUUGGAGAUAACUGGACUGACUACACCAUCAGUGAGAACAAUAAUCUCUAGGAUAUAGGUUGAUUCCACAUAAUCCUCAAAGCAGAGUGUUGGAACAUUCUUCACUAUGAAGGAAAUACUGUUCAGGAUUGGAACCAGAGAGAGAAAGAGCAUGUCAGAAGGCAAUUCAGAGUUUCAUUUUCCUUUUUUAAAAACCCCCCAGAUUUCAAAUAUCUAAAGAGAACAGGUCUAGAAAACAAUCUCUCAGUGUGUAAAAUCCAGCUGUGUGUGUAGCCAAAUUACAUGUCAGAGUAUGAGCAGUAUUCCACCUUAAAAUAGGAAAUUAGUCCAAGCUAUCAGGAUGUGCCACUGAGAGGCUAAUGCUUCCUUCCCAGCAAACCAGAGCAGUCAGGGGAUCUUUUGUGUAGCAGCAUCUGAGUCUGGCACUGCAAGUGUGUAUGUCGGAGUGGAAAAAACCCAAGCUGGAAUACAAAGCAGCUCAGCAGGGGAGCAAAUAAGGCUCAGUAACUAAUAAGCCUUCCUUGCCUUUUGCAAAAGUAUUGCACAAAGGAGCAGGCACUAAGCCUCACAUUCCUGCAAGACACGCCUGCGUACUGUGUGCCUGUCGUCUUUGCUCCCAAGCCAUCCCAGCAUUAGCAGCAAAACUCUCCUCCCGAGAAGUAGUGGCUUAGCAGGCACAAGCCACUUCCUUUAUUUAUUUUUUAAUUACUAAAAUAUGAAGCUUCCUAGCCUACAUGAUGUGAGUAGGUGAGAAUGUCUGCUGACAAGUCCAAAUGAUAUUUUCAGGUGAGUAAUUUUAUUACCUAGCGCAAUCUGAUCAGUCUCAUCUCACUUUUCCCCUAUUUGACCUCCUCCGUUCAGUAAUUACAAGGCGAUUUAAUUCCCCGUGAUCAUUUUCUGAAGGGUCAGCUAUUCAGUUGUCUGAAUGUUUUUCUCAAUAGGCGUUUCUGAACCCUCUGUUAUUUCCACAGAAUCUUGCUUUCUUUCAGCUUACCGUGAGAAUGAAUGGGGAGACUGCCUGCCUGCCUCUUCAUGUUAAUGUUCUGUUUGUAAUCUCUAUUGUUCCUAUUGCUUGACAGUCUGAAUUUCUUGAUUUAUGAACUGACUCGCCUUAAAGCUUGGCUAAAAAUUCACCUUCUUAGCAACAGAGCUGAUGGCUCCUCUAACGGGUUUAAUUGUUGAAAGAGCUGGACACUCAGUUGCUUUGUCAAGAGAGUGCUGUGCUUGAGCUGAAUAGUGCUUGUUUCCUAUGAUAAGCUGUAUAUAUUUUGGAAAUAUUUUGAUUUCCCAUACUUUUGAGAAAGCAAGAUUUUGUUCAUGCUGUAGGGUGAAUGGCUUUCUUUUGUCCUCUCCCCCCCCCCCCCCAGCUAGCCCCCUCUCAGUUUACCUGUUACUAUGAGAUGGGCUUUAUCAGACUUGAUCAGCCCAAUCCUAUGUAUGUUUACUCAGAAACAAAGUAGUUUAUUCCCAGGUUGCAGCCAUUUGAAUCAACGGUGAUUAUUUUAAGUACUAACCCUGUGUGUGUUUGUAAUUGUUUUAUGGAAUUGGCAUUGCUUAUGUUGUGAACUGCCCUGGGGAGCAUAAGAUAUAAAUGAAGAUCAUGGCUAUCGCAUUCCUAGAUUGACACCUAUGAAAUAUUAACUGGGAUACGCCCAUUCUUGGUCCCAUGGACAAAUAACAAAAAAGUGCCCUAACCCGGGUCUAGGCAGGGCACUGGGAGGACAAAUAACUUUUCUUCUUAGUAUGUCAUUAGCUGAGAAAUACACAUUGGUGCUUUAUGUCAGGGAACUCCUAUCUGAAGGUUGGCCAACCUGGGGCCCUCCAGAUCUUCUUGUUGGGCUGCAACUCCCAUCAGACCCAUCCAGUGUGUCCAGAGAUCAGGAAUGGUGGGAACUGUUGUCCAACAAGCUCUGAAGGGCCCCAGGUUGUCCAUUAGGUUGUUGAAAUAGUCCCAAGUGAAAAUCUCCAGAAUUACAUCAGGGGUAUUUAGGGGAACCCACUGAUUUUGAAAGGUUUUGUCUGCUUAGGUAAUUUUCACGUAUGGUUCAUUUCAGACAAACGAUGCCCCAUAUCAACGUCAGGCGGCAAAGCUGCAUUCCAAACAUGUAGAUUGGUCCCAAAACCCAACAAUGGGAUUGUUUGUUCACAAGGGCUAGAAGGCCACCUCAUUCUGAUCUCUUGCAAAUGGCACUGAAGGAAGAUGUCUAAAAUUGCACUCACUGCACUCCUGGCACAAUCCUUUGUCUACCCAGAAGUAAAUCCUGUUAGGUUCAGUGGGGCUUACUUCAAGGUGAGACAUCAUUUAGGCAAGGUUGGGGAACCUCAGGCCCAGAGGAUAAAUGGGACUCUCCUCCUGAGUUACACCCCCUCUUCCCAGGCCACACUCAACAGAGCUACUUUACACCCCCCAUGAGUGUUUUUGGCCUCGCUGGAAUGUGUCCUUGAAUUUGGAUGAGGCCUCUUGCCUGCCUGCCUGGAUGAUGGAGAGCAGGAUCUGAGCGCAUGCGAAACCAGCCUACAGUACAAAGACAAAAAAUUUAUUUGGGGCUCCAGGCAGGUAGCUUGUCUUCCCUUAUUGAAUGCCAUGGGUGAGGUAUGUGAGCACAAAAAAGAUCUGCUCUUGACUUCCCAGAGCAACAAUGCUUUUGAAGCCCCACUGAUCAAGGAGGCUGUGUUUAUCCUGUCAUCGUCACGUCUGAGAUCAGAGGAUGAGACUGAGGUGGGUGGGGGUUGAAGAGACUCUUGGCUUUAGAAUGCAAGGCUGAACUCUUUGUGCGUAAAUUCACCGUGGAAAAAUGCCUGCACAAGCAGUAAAUGUUUCCAAUGGGUUUUUGACAAUUCGGACUCGGUCCAAAGUCAUAGGACUUGUUGGGAAGUGCCCAAGUACUUUGAUAUACAACUGAAACAAAAGCAGAAAAAAGCCCUCUACUUGACAAGUCAACCUGAUGCUAUGAACUUUCAUAACCUCCCAUAUAAACUCAUGCUGCUGCCUGGCUGGGGAGUGUUAAUAAACUUGUGAGGACUUUUUGUUAGUGGCUGUACACAGCCAGCAUCAAUCUAAAUCAACCAGCCUUAAGGAGCACUCUAAACAUGAUCAUAGGACUGGCCCUAUCAUUUGACAAGAGGGUGCCAGCUCUCAGACAGAUAGUUUUUACUGUCAAGAAAUUUAAUGUGUUGUGGUAGUAUCUUUACUGCAGAGGAGGAGGGGGGACACUUGUGGUUUUUUCCUGCUUCAAGUACCAAAAUAUAGCCAGCCUUAGGUACUAUGUACCUUGAUUGGGAGGAAGAUGUUAUCUACUGUUGUCUUAGGCACCAAAAAUAUUUUGGGCCAGCCAUGGUAGAAAUGUUUAUUUGCCCCAUUCCUGCAUAAAUCGGUGUGUGUGUGUGUGUGUGUGUGUGUGUGUGUGUGUGUUUGUUAAAAAUUAAACAUAAAAGGGGAUGCAGGUAAUUGUCCCCCUUCCCUACUUUACUUUGCAAUGGUCCAUUAUUCAGUUGGAGGGGGUGGGGAAGGUUUUCUCUCCCUCUCACACACCUUUGGGUGUUAAAAGCACACCCCUAAGUGCUUCAUCCAUAAAACUGAGAAGUACCUUGGCUGCAAUAUUCAGUCUAGCAAGGCCCUAAAAUCAGGGUGUGGGUGGGGGCAAGGGGGCUGUGGCCCCGGGCACGGAUUUUGAGGGGGCACAAACAAGGUGCCCCCACAAAGGUUUGGCUUUUGCCGGGAUCCCCAUCCUACUCAGGCAUGUCCUGGCAGGGCUCAUCCCCUGUUCCCCAUCCUUCCCUGCCUGCUGCUGAGCGGUCUCUGGGCCCUGGAGCCCAGCCUGGCCUUCCCACCGCAUCCCUGGCCCCCUUGCUGAAUGGGUGCCUGGCCAGCGCUUGCUCACUUGACAUGCUCCCCAGACAGUGAGUGGGCUAGGAUGAAGGUGGGCAAGGGGCGACUCCCAGCCCUGCCCUCCUCUCCACAGGUUUCACCUGCCAAGGGCCACAUUGGCUAGCUACACCCGCCCCCCCCGGUAAGUGGCAUAGUGUGGCCCCACUUGGUUUUAUAGGGGGCACUCUGGCAGCGUCAGCAUCAAGGACUGAGCUGGCGAGGGUUCCAUUCACCCUCCGCACCCUGGUCAUCGGCAAACCACGCUAUGCUGCUGCCAAAAUACACUUUUUAGCUUAUAAGAAGAAAUAUUUUAAACUAGAGACUCUCAAAUCCCAUCAACCUCUGCCUGCAUGGCCAAGAAUCAGGAACACUGGUUGUUUGACUCCAACAACAUCCAAGUCAGAUUGCCCACACCUGUUCUAAGGAAAUGAGCUUGCGUUGACUCCCUUUCUGUGACAGUGAACUCUUCUUUGAUUAUUGCUGGUGACACAGGAGAUCCGGAAUAGCAUUGCUAAGGAGCAGUUGCAAGAUUUGCUCCAAUACCAAGCAAAGGGUGAGGAGCUUUCAUGUAGGCCCAGUAGUGGGGAUUGGCAGAUGAAGCUUUGGAUUCUGGAAGUAUGGGCAGAACCAUGGAAGACUGGAAAAUCCCCCACCCCCACCCCUUUGUCCCCCUGAGUUGGAAAAGGUUCAUGGCAGAGUGCAGUUCCCAACAUUGUUGGCAGACAUUUGGGUUUUUUGUUAAUGCCACAGUAUUAAAACAAAUGAAGGCUGCACACACCAUACCUUUAAAGUGCAUGUGAAGCACAUUUCCCCCUCAAAGAAUUCUGGGCCCUAUAGUUUACCUCUCCCAGAGUUACAAUUUCCAGCAACCCUCAACAAACUACAGUGCUCAGAGCUCUUUGAGGGAAACCAUGUGUUUUGAAUGUACUUUAAAGGCAUAGCGUGUACACGGUUUUAGGGAAAUGGUUCGUUGUACUUCUAAGUAAAUAAACAUCAAUGCAUUGAUGUGGGAAAUACAGAUGUCCUCCUGGUCCUUCCAUUGUCUGGAAGGUGUGAUAUCUGGAAUAUAAGAGUAAACAACCCAUUGAGAUAAGUAAUCAAACAAUGCUUCUCAGAUUCUGUUCUUAAUUUCCCUGUGCUUAUUCAUACCAGGCCUUCUCUUUCAAUAAUAUACAAGGGAUGAAUAUUCUCUGAAGCACAAGUUUGAAGCUUCUGUGAGAUCAGGUUGGACAGCUGCCCCCCCCCUUAAGCCCUCAUAACUGUGGAGGAGCUGCUGUGUUGUAUUAAACCAGUGAUCUGAAGAGAAAUGUGUCCUAAAAUGACCUUGAGACAGACUGCCAAAUUGCUCCACAGAUGCUGUCUAGAAGCAUCCAGUGUCCUCAGUGGCAGUCAGAUACUUACUGCAAAGUAGUAGCUUGUUGGGGGUCACAAAGUAAAUGUUUGUCUAAGAUUUUGAGGGUACCUGUUCUUCCUCUGAAGUCUCAGAGUUAGCAUUAAAUGGAGACACAAUUUUGGUAGGUGUGGACCUGUGCUACAGAGCUCAGAAAGAUUUCUGCUGGAGAAAGUUCAGCGGCUAUGCUUUGCUUUCAUGCUCAGAUGAUAACUGAUUGCCACACUGUGACGGAAUUUUCCCUCUAGCUUGACCGUAUGGUUCGUUCUCCUUUUGCUUUCUACUGUCAUGCAUGACACAUCUCAUUUACUUGAGCCAUCUGGAUGUGCUUUAACUAAAGGUAUUCCUUGUCCUACAUUUACCUCUGGCUUCUCUUCUCCAUAUGUUAUAUGGCAUUAUCUGGAACCAGGAGUAGGGUGGCUACUUGCAGAUCACACACACAUACACAAGAGGGAAAUGCAUCACUUUGGGGGGGGGGAGGAGAAACUGGAACACAUUUGCAUAAAAAGUGCACAUGCUAAAUGCUAGGCAUAGAUGGAAAUUUAAAAACAAUUACUGUAAUUUAAAUAGAAUUGCAAUGCAUCUCAUUCUGGUUGAGCAGGCAGGAAGACUCAAACCAGGUGGCAUGUGUAGCUUACUCAGUCUGCUAUCCAGGUGUUGGCAAGUGAAUCCCAGGCUCCUCUCUUUGUAUGGUUCUGUAUCUUUAAACUGGACUUGUAAACAGGGGCAGUCCUAGCCAAUUUCUACAUUCGUUCUACAGACAAUGUUCUGGACACCAUAAAUGUAUUUUGAUAUACAACAAGCUGACCUCUUUCUAGGUAGAGCAAUGCCAAUAUAAAAGUGGUGCCUUCUAACUGUUUCACAGUUAUAAAUUGUGUGUGCUCAAACAUAGCCCUGCUUCAAAAUCCAGAAAAAAGAGAGGUAUCAUAAUAAAGUGUAAACUAUCUCCGUUCUUUACAACCUGCUAGUGUUGUGCUGUAUUGCCUUAUGAGUGAAAGGGUGGGUUUGAAUUGUCAGAUGCCCAGUAUAAUUGCUAUAGGCCCAGAUCCAACCUGCUGGCCAUCCUGGCUCUGGUCAACAGAAAUUAGCAUUUUGAGAUUUGCAAGGUUGUGUGUUUUCUGCACAGUGUGGUGAGUAACUGUUGUGAAGUACUUUGAGUGUUAGACUUGGCCUAAGAAGAUCUGGGUUCAAAUACCUGCUCACAUGAAACUCACCAGGUGGCCUUGCCUCCCCACUCUGUGUCUGUCUGUGUCUCUCUCUCCGCAAAACCUACCUUUUGUGAGGAUGAAGCAGGAUACCCUCACAUGCUCUGUCCUAACCUGUGUAGUUGAAGACUGGGCCAUAAUUGUUUAAAAUAAACGAAACUUUACACACUUACACACACACACACACACAGAGAGAGAGAGAGAGAGAGAGAGAGAGAGAGAGAAUGAGAAUAAGGGUAAGAAAUGGCAUUUCUGCACUGCCAUUAAUACUUUAUACAUGUAGAAUUUUUUUAAUCAAAGCUGAAAUUCUCUGGGUUUCAUAUUCUGUACUGGAAUAUAUGUUUGGCAAGCAUACAACCUUGUGUACAACUGACCCAGCUGCAAUGCAGGGAGUGAGCUUCUGUUGCCGUCACCUCAGUCCCAAACCUGCCAUUCUGAUUUUAUGCCAGUUUGCUAUGCUUUGGGUUUUCUUCACUGCAAUCUCUCUCCUUGCAGGCGUUCUACUGAUUUUGGCACUGACAGAAGAACUCGUGUUUGCAGUUCAGGCACCGUUUCCCAGCUUGGCAUCAUCUUGGGGCCUCCUGACAGACAAUAGCAAUAUCUCAGCUAUGGGGAUGACUCCUGGACACAAAGGCCGUCACACCACCAAACUCUUGCCCACAGCAUCCCUUGCAAACUUUCAUCCCGCUAGCUCAGUGGAGACUUACACUCCUUCUAUUGGCCAGAAGGAAUCAACCAGCAGCCAUCCCAUUGGCAACAAAGAACCAUAUCACUUAAACAACCAGAGUGCUUUGUUUUCCGGAAAGACUCUCCCCCAAGUGAAUGUCUCUCAGGUUGUCAAUGGCAAUUCCACAGAAUUUACAGAGCCUUAUCGAAAGACGGGACAGCACUCUCCCCCGACCGUGAGGAACUGGUCUCCAGAUCAUCCCUUUCAGUCUCAAUCCACAGCCCACAGUCGUAGUAAUGGCACCAUGCUGGUAACCACAACAGACUCACUUGCAUCUUUCCACAGUGAUACCUUGGGAGGCCUUAACACGACAGGGAAGGGGAGCUCAUCCGAACUGGUUACACAGGAAACAGGUCUCACCACCCCAGCAAAUGCCCCAUCAGCUGCUCCUGAAAUGGUGACAGUGCCUUUUAAACCCCCGCGGUAUGGCAUAUGGGAUAUUCUGGGCAAAAAUGACUCUUGGGUACCCUCGAGCCAAACUACAAACCAGGGACCUUUUUUUGCCAGCCCUGGGACUGCAACAGCAGCAGCAUUUGGCCACUCUGGUCAAACGGGCAUUGAUGCUGAUGUUUCUUCCUCGCAUACAACAAGGAACCCAAAUGAAACAUCUACCGCACUGAAUCCCUCUGGGCGUGCCAACUUGCCAAGCGCAGAGCCCUCCACGUGGAUGCCGAGUUCCACUUCAACAGCAACAGGCAACUUCCUAAACAGAUUGGUACCCGCUGGGACCCGGAAGCCUGGUAUGCCAGGGAACAUUUCUCACGCCUCAGAGGGAAACAAGCCCCAGCACAGGGCAACCAUUUGUCUCAGCAAAGUGGAUAUAGCAUGGAUCAUUUUGGCCAUCAGUGUGCCCAUAUCCUCAUGCUGUAAGUUGACUUCUUUUUUUGUCAUACAUUCUGUCGUAGAUGUUUGAGAUACUCCAUCCUUGUGUUAUGUAUAUCUAAUGUAACGGAAGAGCCUUGAAUGUUCAGGUGCUUGAAAAAUGGGUGCUAGGAACUGGAUAGUAGCUUUUUUUCAAAAGCAGGGCAUUUCUACAUAAUUGGGUUUGCUGGUGAACCGUGCCUUGUACAGGUGACUGGUACUCUUAUGAGAAGGAUAGUGCCUGUGUAUUUUGCCUCCUAUCUCAGGUUCUACAAAUGCUAGAAAGAUACUCUUUUAGAAUGAAAACUGGUGAUCUGGGACUUAUGAGUCUAGCGCUCCCAAUGAACUAUAUCACAUAUAGCAUUAAGAAGGGAAAGAGCACUGGCUGGAUUACUUUUCCCAGUUGGUCAUGCAAACACUGUUGGGUCUAAUUAAUUUUUCUCUUCUACUUGAUGAAUAUUACUUCAUGGGAGUUAAUUAUAGCUAGUACUAGUCCAUCAGGGGAGAUUAAGGGAUUUGGUUGUGGAGAUACUUGAAGCACUGCAAUUUCAGUUCUCCCACACCAAGCUGAAUAGCAGUCUUUGGAAUUCCCUAUAAAUGGCUGCUGGGAUUUCAGUAUCAAUUGUCAACUCCUCCCAAGUCGUAACAUCAUGGAGUGUGAUCAGGGCUGGGGUGACUGAAAAAGAUGGAACUUGUAGUGAUGUCUGGCCUUGCAGAUACAAUUAGUUUGUACGACUACCUUCUGCAAGACUGAGAGGUUACCAGGAUGGACUGAAACAGUGAUCUACUUCUUCUGCAGCAUAGCUUCAGAGCAGGGAUGGAAACAUAGAUAAGUGGCAGAGCACAGUAAGCUCUACCUGUUUGUCUCAUUCUGUGUGGCUGAUGAGGCAGCCACAUCCUGCUUGAGGAAUUGCUAGUGGCAGAAAACUCUUAAGAGGUGGUAGUAGUCUAGACAAAUAUGUGCCAUGCUUAGUUCACUUUUGGAUCAAGAGGCAACCAUGUCAGAUCACAAAACAGUCUUAAUAUAAUGCCAACAGCUGAAUGGUCCAGAAGUAUUAACUCAAAAAUUUAAAAGUCAACAAUUCUCUUUGCACGAGCCUAAGCUGCUCUUUGGCUUCUGGCCCAUUCAUAGUCCUUGAAGGGUUUGGGUAGUGGUUCAAAUGCUUCCCAACCUCUCUUGUCCAGAUAACAAUGAGACAAAAGAAUAUGCCACGGACAGCAAUGUUUUUUGUGUCAGUUCAACUUUUUUUAAAGCUCUUUUCUGUCUCCAGCCUGUAAAUGGCUUUUUGGGCCAGAUGUUGCUGUAUUAACAUAUUUCUCAAGUCAGCAGCUGGACUGUUCUGUUUGACUUUCUGUUUCCCUGAACAGUUCGUUCUCUCACAAGCUACACCCUUCCUGUCCAAUUGUAAUUCAGGGGAUGGAACGCUUCGCAAAGCAGGUGCCAUGCAUGGUGCCGCAUCAGGAUAAUAAGAUAAUGACAAUAAUCAUAGUAUAAUCUUUCCUUGGCUCUGCUAACUCUGCAGGCUGCUUCCCCAUCAUCUCCGAAGUUGAAAGGCAUGCAUUACAUACCAGAUGUGGUACAAAUGCCCACCCCGACAAGUCACUUUUCUUGUCAUGGUAAUGUGAAAUAAAUUACUUGCUCCCCCUGAUGGACAGACCAGUUGCAGCUCCCUUGUACAUGAUCCCAAGGCAGAAUGCUUUGGUUUUCCUGAAAAUAUGUUCUUGCCAAAAGAGUGCAAUUUCAUAUUCAGCAUCGCAGCAAAGCUGCAACUAGGCUCCAAGGCAGAUCACCUGACAAAUGGGUCAUGUAAGUAGGGAGGUUGCUGCCACCUUCAGGACACAAGGCAAAUAGAGUCAAGCUUUUGUCUGACCAAUUUGCAGGUUUAUUGUUGCGCACAUUUUUUAUUUUUAAAGUCAACGGGGUUGCUACCAGUCAGCAUGUUAAUGGCACAGGAAGCAAAACAUGACAUAGUAAACUUCAGUUUAUUUGACUGUACAUCAAAUACAGUACAGGAUUAUUGUGACAACCGCAAUGAAAAGUAGACGUAUAGGUGCACAAAUGGUACACAGCUGUGCGACUGUGCAGUUAAGGAAUUCUUAGACCCUGAACUUAAUUAUCGGAAGAGGGGCAUUUAGAUAUCAGUGUGUUAGUACUUUAUGUACUUCAAACUGAUAAGACAGCCCUGCUGUAUCUGGGGACUUUCUUGCUCAUUCUGCUGUGAAGGGCCCUCGACUGAUUCAUUGUUACAUCCUCAUGUUUAUAUCCCACCUCUCUUCCAAGGAGCUUCUUCCUCUUUCCAUUUUUCAUUGACUAUAACCCUAUGAGGUAACAGUUUGCCUAAGACAGUCCAGCGCAAGCCUUCCACCUUGCACAACAUCACACCCUGUGGUGUGUGGGAAUGCCCAGGGUGGGCUGACAUCACUCGUGCCCGCCUCACGGCUUGCAUGUGACACAAGCAUGCCCCACAACAUGCGCACAUGGCCACCAGGGAAUUAUGAAAGGGCCCAACCACCCCCUUGAAAAUUUUGGUUUCCCCUCCCGGCCCCCGCUAGUUGGUGUGCCUGAUUCACAGCUAAGCAAAGGUUUGAACUCAGGUCUCUCAGGUCCAACACUCUCAGCACUACACCACACUGACUUGUCUCAAAUUCCUGCCCUGGUGAUGCCAGUGGUUGCGAUUCAAAUGGAGUCCCUCAUUGUUUUGAUAUUUUAAGACUGCAAGAUAAAAUUUCCUAGGAAACAUGCCUGCCCAGAUAUGGAAAGUCAACAUUUUACUGACUGGUAGCCUUAGAAUUUCCAUAGUUUGGUUGGAUUUAGCAUUUUGCCAGCUAUCCAACUGGAUCGCGCUCCUACAAUAGUUUAUCCAGGUGCCCCUGUUCAUGUUCUGCUUCUUGUCCUGGUGCCUUUUUAAAAGCUCACACAAUGAGAAUAAUACCACGUGACCAUUCUCUAAUCAAAUUAAAGGGUCGUGGCAGCCAUAUUUCCACUUGAAAAGAAAUGUGGCUAAUCUUCCCAUCACAAGGAAGUGGUGGGGAGUGUGGGAUUAACUGAACAGUGAAAUUCUGUAUCAGUAUAAAGCAUAUAGAAAUCAGGAAGGUGGAGAUUUUUUGCACAGCGUUCAGCAUAAGUCCCCAUAUCCAUAAAUGUAACCAAAGAAUGGAGUUUCAGAAGAAGCAUUUUCCAGGGUUAAAACAGCACAGGGGGAGGUACAACCAUCCACAGGAAUUCUCUCUUUUCAGAGCAAAAUCUACAGAGUCCCAGCCAAAUCAUGAGAGCAGCCAAAUUGUGAGAGACCACAUCACGCAAAGCACAUGUUCAGCUCAUUAUUGUACGCUCAGGCCAGUUGGUUUGGCCAGCCAGGGAAUGAAGAAGUAGUUCCCAAAAUCUGUGUGGUUUUGACCAAUGCAUUAGGAAGUACAGAGAAACCCUGGAAAAUGUGUCUUCUAUUUAACUAGUACUUGCUCAGCAGAGAAGUGCUAAGUGGCAUUCAGUUCUUAACCAUAAAAAUGCAUUUUCAUCUUGUCACAAUUCCAGUGGGUUUUAUGUCCUCGCUGCCUUGACUCAUUUGGGGAAGAGGGAGAAUUUGUAACAUGAAGUAGCAAAAUGUUCAGCAUAAUCACUUUGAAAAACUUCUCCAAGCUCUUGGAAUCCAGACCUUUUAAGGGAAAAAGAAAAGAAACCUAUUGCUGCAAUUAAAGGCUGAUGUGAUGAGAAAGAGGAGGAUGGGAAAGCUGUGACUUCAAUUCAUGACUGUGAAUUAAUUUAGCCAUUACUGUUCAUGUGAAAUGGAGGCCAGCUUGGAGUGUGGAAGUAUCAGUAGAAUACCAAAGAUGCAUGUGGCGUGUUCCUUUGGAUCCUGUUCUAGCUCAUACAGUGGUACCUCUGGUUAUGAGGUUCCGGAGGUUCGUUUGUAACCCGAAACCGCUUGUAACAUGAGGCGUGCUUUCGGUAAUGGAGCCUCCCGCUGCUGCUGGCAUGCAACUUCCACUCGCAUCCCAGGGCAAAGGUCACAACGGGAGCAUCUACUUCUGGGUUAGCAGAGCUCGUAACCCGCAGCGUCCGCAAGGGGGACGGUACGUAACACGAGGUUCCACUGUAUUUCACAUCCUCUGAACACUUGAGCGCUCCUCCUGCUUUUAUUAACUCAGUAUAUCAGCAAUUGGUUAAGUUAUGAUUGGGUUUCGGAUUCCUCACCACCACCAUUGAAAUUCAGGAGAAGCGUCUGGCCUUUCUUAGCAUCUGAAGGAUAAGCCUUGCCACUGAGAUAGGCUGCAGGUGAAGAUCACCAUUACAGAACAGCUUUAGUAUGGUGUCUUUGCAUGGAUUGCCUUCUACGCAACCCUGUGCUUUCCCUAUCCAACUCACUUUGCAAGCCUAUUUAUUCGGAGAUAGAUCCAUUCUGCUCAAUGGGGCUUACUCCCUAGUAAGUUUGCUUAGGAUUAUAACUUAGACAUAUGGUCCUGUUUAUGUUCCCCCCCAUCCCCCCCCCCCCAAGCAAGACAUGUUUAACCUUAUUUGACGCUCACACUCACUUAGCGUGCAUUUGCACUUUGGCUCACAGGUCAGCAGUGCUCCUUUUAAGUGGUGAAUGCAGUUUAGAUGUGCUUUGACACUGUAAUGAAAGUCAGGCUGCCUCAAAUUGAAGUGUAUUGCCGCAGAACCUGGAAGCAGCUUUUACACUUAUCUAAUUCUCCACACCACAUUAGCGCUUCCUAUAGGAGAGGUCUGCAGCAGCUGCUUUCAUAUCAGCCAGCAUGAUCCAUAUCAAUGGAGGAAGUGUAAAUCAGCUACUUUGACAUUCUGCAGAUUGCUGUCCAACUUACCUGGCUGUCCUAGAAACGCUGAUGUAGGAAGACCCAGAGCCAUCAAGCUAAGUGGAUUCAGCUCUUCAGGAGUGAGCCAAUUCCUGGUCACUCAGGUGUCUCUCCAGUGGUUUCUUGGGGACCACCAAGCAGAAGUCUUUCUCAGCCCUGCCACUUUAAAUCUGUAAUUGGAGAAGCCCAGAAUUACAUUCUUAGCCAUGGUUCAAAGCAUGUGGUCUGCCACUGAGCUGUGGUCUCUCCUUUGAAAGACUGGAACCUUAUAUUGGGAAUUUCCAUUGGUUUGAAACAUCCAAGCCUGUAGUAUUAUGCAGCUCUGUACCAUUUACAUUAAAAUCACUUUCCAUUUGGAAACCCUGCAUGGUAAAUUACUGGUCAUCUAACCCCAACUAACCAAUAUGCACCCCACACAUGCAACUUUCAUACUUUUAAGUUUGGGGUUCAUGUUUACUGCCAUUCCACUUGAGAAUAAAAAACAAAGCAAUCACUGUGGCUUAGAUGCAACAAAUCUGUCUUUCCAGCCCACCAGAGGCAAACCUGAUGCUUUUCUGGCAACAUAAUUUGACGAACAUCAAACCUAACAUUUCCCAAAGGCUUACGCAGAUUUAGCUGCAAAACCUCCAUCCACCGUAACACAAGCCCUGUAAUUAAGUAUCUAAGCCAUUCAGAAUGGUCUGCCUAGGUGAAAGUACUUUCAGAUGCCCUUUCCCCCCUCCACCUCUGCCUAAUAUAAGGAUUCUUUGAGGGCAGAAGGCACACAAAUCAUCUAUACUAAUAGUGAUCUGAAUUCUCUGAGUGCUGUUGCUUAAGAACCGAAAACUGCACCAUCUACAAAAGACAAGCUAUGGCUGUGCACUAUUGGCACACAUAAGAGUUUGAAGGGACAUGAGGGUCAUUUAGUCCAACCCCGUGCAAUGCACGGUAAGUGACUUGAGCAGAUGGGUAUGACUUAGCACAGUGGUUUAUGAAGAUGGGGACUGACCUCGGGCCAGUCAUUCUCUCUCUCAGUAUAACCUGCCCCACAUGGUGAUUGCUAGAAUAACAUGGGGAAGGGGAGACCCAUGUAAACUGCCUUGAUCUCCUUGGAGCAAAGGCAAGAUGUAGUUAAAAGGGCAUUUCCUAAGAACCCCGGGCUGUCAUUCCAAAUAUUGUUGAUCCUGACUCAACAGCAACUGCAUAAAUAAACCCUGAAAGAAGAUCAAUUCUAGGGGAUGAAUUCUUCUCUAAGUGGGCACUUACGUACCAAGUGCUUUUCAUUGCCACCGUGGGACUUCUUGCCUACACAUCUGUUUGUUUGCUUGGGGACUAAGAUUUGUACAGUAGGAAUUAAAUGAAUGGCACCGGAUAAAUGGAAGCAAAGAGCCCGUCUUAAGCAUUGUGGUAGGUGUAUAAUAGCCUGCAAUUUUGAAUGUGACAGGAGUAAUAACUAUAUUUCUAUUAAUUCAACAAAGAGAUUUGUAGCAGACACACACCUUUUCCUUUGAAUAAAGCAGGAACUAAAUCAACUGUUCUGAUUAACAGCCUCCCCCCCAGUGCUCCCUGUUACUUUAAACAGAACUCUGACCCCCUAUGCACUGGUAAAACGUCCAUAAUUUAUAUUGUGAGGUGGGAAAUGUUCAUUUGAAUCCCUGAUGAGCAGUGGGGUAUAGUGGUUAUUAGUCCCAGACUAAGACCUGGGAGCCCGGAAUUUAAAUCCUAACUCGGCUACAAAGUUCAUGAGGUGGCCUUUGGCCAAUUGUCACUUCUCAGCCUAGCCUACCUCAGAGGGUUGUUUGUGAGGAUAAAAUGGGUAGCUCCUUGUGAGAAAGGUGGGCUAAAAAUGCUAUGCAUAGAUACAAAGAAACCUCCUAGCACAUGUAGUCCAGCAUCCUGUUUUCACAGUGGCCAACUAAAUGCCUAUGGGAAGGUCACAAGCGGAACCUAGUGUGCAACAAGACUUAUUUACAGUGGCUUUAGUUGUCAAACUAUUCAAAGGGUCUUUGGCCUACCAGCAUUUGCUUCCCCCCACCUCACCAGCCAAUAUUUUUCAUAUAAUAAUAAUAAUAAUAAUAAUAAUAAUAAAAUUUUAUUUAUAUCCCGCCGAACCUGGGCUAACAACAGUAAAAUGAUACAACAUUCUAAAAUAAUUUCAUUAUAAAAUCAUUUCAUUAUAAAAUUUACAAAUCUAAGAUAAAAAGUAUGGCUCUUGGGUAAUUCUUGAAUUGUUUUCCUUGGACUAAGAAGCUCCUAGAGAGAAAGGAAUGUGCCUUUUUCACAGGGUCUGUUUAGUCUGCCCAUGUAACUAACAGCUUAGCUGUUGGAUAUUGCAUCAAGAAUAGAUGUGUUUUAUAUUCUGUGGACCCAUCCCUAAAGCUGUUUUUUUACCACAUCUUUUCUUUGAAAGAACAAGUAUGUGGUAUAAUGGUUAGAGCAUUGGGCUAAGCCGAGCGGGGGGGUGGGGGCGCUACUUGGGUUCAACUUUACCUUCAGCCUUGAAGCUCACUGAGAAAUUUUGGGCCAGUCACUGUCUCUGAGCCUAACCUACUUCACUGGGCUGUUGGGAAGGUAAAAGGAGGUGGGAAAAUCAUGAAUGCUACUUUGAGCUUCUUGAAGGAAAGACAGAAUAUAAAUGUAAAUAAAAAGCUUUCAUAAUCACUAUUUUAGAUAACUGGUGUACAGAACAAUGCAGAGUUAUGGUUCAAAAGUUUCCCCGGAGUAAGCACUUCUGUUUGAAGGCUCUCCUCCCAGAAUUCAACCCAUUAUUUCCCAGGCUAAUAGAGACCCUGCAAUUUGGUUGCAUAAGUGGGAAACUAGAGUAACAUAGGGGUCACCAACUUGGCACCUGUGGGUGCUCAUACGCCCAGAGGCCAUCACUGGUACCCACAGGGUCCAACUGAAAUCAGGCUUGUAAGAAGCAUUCUCUUGCAGCCAUUAGACACAGACAUACAUUUAAAGUGCAUGGCUUUCCCCGCAAAGAACCCUGGGGGCUGUAGUUUAAGGGCGAAAGGAAUUGUAGCUCUUCGAGGGAUAAACUGUAGCUCCGAAGAUUCUUUGCAGGGAAACCCUGUGCUUUAAAGGUAAAGAGACCCCUGACCAUUAGGUCCAGUCGUGGACGACUCUGGGAUUGCAGCGCUCAUCUCGCUUUAUUGACAGAGGGAGCCGGCGUACAGCUUCUGGGUCAUGUGGCCAGCAUGACUAAGCUGCUUCUGGCGAACCAGAGCAGCGCACGGAAACGCCGUUUACCUUCCCGCCGGAGCGGUACCUAUUUAUCUACUUGCACUUUGACGUGCUUUCGAACUGCUAGGUUGGCAGGAACAGGGACCGAGCAACGGGAGCUCACCCCAUCAUGGGGAAUUGAACUGCCAACCUUCUGAUUGGCAAGUCCUAGACUCUGUGGUUUAACCCACAGUGCCACCCGCGUCCCAACCCUGUGCUUUACAUGGGCAUUAAUUUGACUUUAAAUGUAUGGUGUGCGUGCGACGUGGUGCCCACGACAGCUUCUCCUAUUUGCAUGUGUGCCUAGAGGCCCACUGAUUGUUAUAACCAGUAACAAAGGAGAAGCUCACAGUGGUGUUUAAACUUCACUAGAUGCAGAAAUGUCUUGCCAGUAUCGCCCAACAGGAAACAAGCCUCGAGACUUUUAGCAGCAAUAGCUGCUUCCUGUGCCCGUGCUAGUAUGCUAGCGUUGAUUUAUUUAUCAAAUUUCUGCCCAGCACUUCUUCCCAAAGGAGCCCUGGGCAGCAAACAUAUCUAUAAUAAACAAUACAAUGAAAAAUAAAAUAAAAACCUAUUUGAAACAUUUAAAAGCUGUCAACGCAACAUCUAAAAACAGUGAAGCACAAUCAAACAUGCAACCGAUUGUGUGUCUGACUUGGCCUGCCGAAACAGCAACAUUAUCACCAGGCGUUUCAAAGAAUCCAAUGAUGGCACUUGCCUAGGGAGUUCCAAAACACAGGUGCUGCCACACUAAAGGCAUGACACCUGAUGAACAUCACAGGAAGACAGUAGGCAGGGCAGAGAUUUAAUAUUGUGCAGCUAACAUGCAGUUCCUACCCAUAUGAUUUCCCACAGCUACGCAAUGCAAAAGAGGAUGACUAGCCUAGCGAAGUGAUUAUGACUGGCUUAGAUGAAAUUGCCCAGAUUUUGAAGCUUUUUCAGUGGUAAUAAGAAGAUAAGACAUCUCUUGAUCCAAAUCAAAACAGAUACGAUUAUGCCUGCACUUUCUCUCAGUAUUUUGUGUUAAGGAUGGAGCCUGCUGUGAGACCUGAUUAUAGUGGCCCUGCUGGUAAUAUUAACUCAAGGCUUAGCCUUGGCUGUGUGCUGUGUUAUCCAGAGAAUCGUAGAUGCUUAUGAAAUUAGAAUGGAACACGUGACCUCUGAUACUACUAAGACUGAGAGCGGUAUUUGGGCCAAGCAUUACACAGCAGGUACAUGAAGUAGCCCAACAGAUUUCUAAUGAAAAGCAGCUAUGGAAAGGAAUGGUGAGGAGGGAGGAGAGGCAGCUUAACCCCUUUCCUUCUGCCCAUUCCCCACUUGCAUCCCCCCUUCCCAGCUGCUUUUCCACCAGUGGGUGGGGAGAGUUACGUAUUUUCUUCCCACAGCUGGAAAAACAGCUGCACUGAAUUUCAAACAGAAAAAUGGCUGGAGGAGAAAGGCUUUAAGUAAUCUUUUCCCUCCUUCCACCAUUAAAGUUAUAAUAUAAAUUCUACAUAUUACACUGGUGUUUCUCAAACUUGGGUCCCCAGCUAUUGUUGGACUAAAACACCCAUCAUCCCUAGCUAACAUGACCAGUGAUCAGGGAUGAUGGGAGCUGUAGUCCAACAACAGCUGGGGACCCAAGUUUGAAAAACACCAUUACUCUGUUUUUGAGUAUAUUUCCUGGAAACAAGCUGGAACAAGAGCAGUACACACUGGUCCCUUUGGACUACAGAAACAGUGUCGAGCAUUGUCAGCAGUUUGCUUCAUUACAAACAACACACCUUGGAUAAAUACUCCACUGUAUGUUUCCAAAGCCACUGAUUCAAAGGCAGGAAGGGAACAAGCAAUUGUGUGUUUUGGUCUGGCCCAUCCAGUCCAGCAUCCUCUUCUCCCAGUGGCCAACCAGAUGCCUACGGGAAGCCCAAAAGGAGGACCUGAGCACAACAGCAGUCUUCUCACCUGUGUACUCCGUAACUGGCAUUCAGAAGCAUACUGCCUCCAACAGGGGAGGUAGAAUAUAGCCUUGUCUUCCAUGAAUCUGCCUCUUCUAAAGCCAUCCAAGUUGGUGUCUAACUCCCUGUUCUGGGAUGGAAUUCCGCUAAGUGCUGCAUGAAGAAGCACUUCAUUUUUUUCUGUCCUGAAUCAGAGAACUGUGCUUUUGUCCUUCCUGGCAUCUAGUUGGGUCACUGUGAGAAGCAGGGUGUGGUGGCCUAGAUUGCUCUGACUUCUUAUAUUCUUACUUCUCUUUGAUUCAGAACGUGAAAACAUUAGGUGGUCUUGCAUGGUGUUCUUAAUUCAUCAAAUGUUGCAUCUUCCAGUGGUACAUGAACCACAAUGUGAACUUUUCAUAGAUCUGUGCAUGCAACCCACAGACAGUGGGGGGUAAUCUAUUAGAAUAUACAGUCUAUUACGCAAGCCACCGCCAACUAAUUUCCCAUUGUUGCACAAGCACACUCUCAAACAUGUUUGUGUUAACAGCUGUCCUGCUCACCAUCUGCUGCAUGCGGAGAAAGAAGAAGACAUCAAACCCAGAAACCAACCUGAGCUAUUGGAACAAUGCUAUCACUAUGGACUACUUCAACAGGCAUGCUGUAGAAUUACCCAGAGAGAUACAGUCCCUUGAAACCUCAGAGGUAAGAUCUGAACUCUGUUGGCAGUGAACCUCCCAGGUAGUUCAUAUCAACAAGCGGAUUUUAGCCACUCUGCUUGGCUCUCACACAUAGCGUUGUGAACUCACAGGGCCCUAAUGAUAGGAGAGGUAACUGGGAGAACUUUCCCUUUUAAGCGGUUCUGAAAGGCACAUGGACCCCCUCAGAUGCUACUCUUUGCAAACAUGCCUUCUUGGCUUCCAUGCACAUAGUGUCUGGCUUCCCAUUUCUGUUGAUGCCCCUCCUGUUACCAGCAUAUAGACUCCUCCUGAACCAAGACAGGGUGGCCUUGUGUCCUACUUUACAGAGGAGAGUACUCGACUCAAAGAGCUGAGUCCAAAUCCUUUUAAGAGUAAAGAACAAAUGGAGACCAGGGGCCUUGAAGUGACCCAUCUGUAGCACUGGACAAUAGACUGAGCUGGUACACCUGGUCACAUCUUUCUCACUAUAUUGAGAGGAAUUGUGUUUCUAUUCAAAUGGUAGUAAUUGCUUCUAAAUUUGCAUCUCAUCCAGUCAUUCAUUCAUUCAAUUUGUACACGACUUUUCCACAAUAAAAAAAUAUAUGCUCAAACCGGCAUGCUACAAAGAAACAGGUGUGCAUCUCAAGCAAAUGCCAGAAAAAAUUACAUAAUGACACAGCAAAACAAUGGCAAAUAUAAUAGCAUACCAAAAAAACCACAUUUCAAUUCUACCCAUAUAACAGUAUUACUUAAACAACACCCAGCAUCCAAUAGCAAAAACAAGGGAGCGUCACAGUUUCCCCUUGGUCCUAGAAACACGCCUCCCGUGAGGUUGCCACAGUCCCUCUCCUGCAGCAGCUUCUUACAAGGCUUCCAAGGGCAAAGGGUGGGGUAGCUGGAAACCCCCCUCCCAUUAUGUUUAUUAUGUAGCAUAUGCAAAUAAAUGUCCUCUUUGGCCCUCUUUUUGGGUGCAUAAAUGGCUACCCUCACACCAAGGGGCGUUUUGCCCCAGCCCCACUGACUUCUCUGUCCCAAUUCCGUUAGCCAUCUCAAUUUACCCAGUUUCAUUCUUAUCUUCUCCACACCAUCCAAACCACCUUCUCUCUCAGAUUUUCCCUACAGCCCCAUCUCUCUUUAUACAGGGAUGGAGAACCUGUGGUCCUCAAGUUGUUAGAGCACCACAGGUUCCCAAUCUUUGCUCUAUAUAUCUAUCCCCUCCCCCCUCUUUUCUUUUGGUUUCCAGUUUCUCCACACUUCCCUCAGGUUCUGUUUCUCAGUUGAUAACCUGCUCGGUCUUUUUUUGUUUGUUUCAGCCACUAUCCUGCCAUUAAGCUUUCCUGCCUCCUUCCCACCAGGCUUCCCUACCCAGCCCCUGCUAUCCCAAUCUCUAUGUGAGGGUUUCUACACUUGCUUCCCAGAAGCUGGGCUAUUUAUGAACAAUUUGCUGUUGAGAGAUUUUUCAGCUGCUAGAAUGUUCACAAAAAGGACGUGACAUGAAAAUCAGCAGUCACAGUUGAUUCCAUCACCUAGCAUGGAUGAUCCACCUAACCAAUUAUACAAUUCCACAUUUUUCAAAUGAACAAAGCUGGAAUGGGGAACCUGUAGCACACCAGAUCUUUUUUGGACUACAACUCCCAUCAUCCCUGACCUUUGGCCAAGUUGCAUGGGGCUAAUGUGAGCUGGAGAACUGCAACAUCUGGAAAGUCACAGGCCUCCAAUUCUUGGUAUAAAGGAACCACCUUUCUCUAAGGGGACACUGAUGUUUCUGUCUCACCCUACUGCUUUUAGCUCAGACCAGUGAAUCCUAAGUAUUACAUUUUUUAAAGCUUUGCUUUGGCCAUACUGAACCAUUGGUUGACUGGAUACUGGAUAUUCUUCAAGACUUUGUCCUGCCAGUGCAAAUUCUACCAUGUUGACUGUCCCUUAUUGUAUUUCUGAAGCUUAAUAUUUUCUUCCCUUUCUCUCCCCUGACCCCUUUUUCCCUGUAGGACCACCUGUCUGAGCCGCGCUCCCCAGCUAAUGGUGAUUACAGGGACACCGGCAUGGUCCUUGUUAACCCUUUCUGUCAAGAAACGCUAUUUGCAGGACAUGAGCAAGUGUCUGAAAUAUGA